GCCAGCUGCGUGCGGAGCGCGCGCGAGCGGCAAGAGCGGGCAGGCAAGUGCGCGGCUCCGCCUGGGAGCCCUCGGCCGAGAUGGGCCUGCGAGCUGCUGAGGCGAGCGGGGAGGGCGGGCUUGGUUACGCAUUGCGGCUGCAGAAAACCUGAAGCUGCCGCCGCCGCCCGGGCACAGCCAGAGACAGACAGACAGACAGCCACGCCGCGCGCCUGGCGCAGAGCGAGGCGACUGCUGGUCGGGGAGGCGGGCUGAGAAGGGGCAGCGGCCCGGAGCCAGGAGGGAGGGCACGAGGGCUGGCUAAACCCAGCGCCGCUCCGCCUCGAGGGGCCGGGAGCGCAACGAGCCGCGGUGGGCGGAGUGUCAACCCUCUCCGCCGCCGCCGCUGCUGCUUGGCUGCUACCUAUUCAUUCAGCCAGUCACCUAAAAUGGCUGGAGAGACGAGGAGGUGGAGGAGGCGCCGGAGGUGAGGCGCGCAGCUCCCUCGGGCCGCCUCCCCGCCGAACAGCGGCUCCCGCCUCCUCCGCUCGUCCCUUCUCACCUUUGGUUUCCGUGCGCAAUUCGAAUUAAAUGACACGCUCUUUCUCCCGAGCCCGCCGCGCCUCCCAGCUCUGAGCCAUGUCGGCCGGCCAAGACGAGAGCUCCGUCCGGGUUGCUGUCAGGUAAGGCGUCGUGUUGUUGCUUCUUGUUCGAGGACACCCCCCUCCUUCCUUCCUCCUUCCUUCUUUCCUUCCUUUCUCUCUCCCUCUUUUCUUUGUUACCUGCUAUCUCUUGUGGGGGAUAUAGAGCUGGGGAGAUUUGGCUGGGAGAGAGGGGGUGAAGAGUGGCGGGGGUCUGGCUCUGGGACGCAGGCCCGAGGAGGUCCGAGAGGGGGACAUGUUGCUCGCAGCCCGUCGCUCCCUCCUCGCAUUUGGAGCGGGGCUGGCAGGUAGCUGAGGCGGCAGUAGGGAGCCGCCGCCUCGCCAACUAACGGCCUGCUGCGAGGGCCAGCAGUCCGACCGAGGCCGUUGGCCGCCAGGUUAAUUGAAGGAAGGGCUUGGCUGGUCCCGCAGAGGGGCUUCGCCAUAGGUGGAUCUGGGAAACUGCUGCCCGAUCGCCAAGUUAGCGAGGAGGGACUGGGAUGCUGGCGGGAUGAGCCUUCCCUGCAGGAGCUUCAGCUGCUGGCCUGACCCGAGAGCUGGGCUCUCUCUGCUUGCAGCUGUUGCACGGAGGAAUUCGGUUUCCUUCGGAUGCUGCAUGUUUAAUCUCUGGUGUUUAAUGAUGCAUCAGCUGUGUCCGAGAAACUGAUGCGUGUGCAUGGUGUGGACGAGGGGAGGAAGGAGAAUCCAGACUUUUAGGCCUGGUCUGUGGCAAGACUUAAAGAAAGGUGGUUGAUGAAUGUAUUCCUGCCUGGGAUUUGAAACACUAAGCGAUUGCACGGGCAGUGUGUGCAGUGUUUGUUUGUUUUUUAAGCUGUCCCUUUUUUGGCUUGUGCUGAAUUGCAUUCCAGAGACUGCUGUGCUGGGUCUGUGGGGCUUUUGUUGCAGCCAGCCCAGGACUGUAACUGGAUUGGCUAGUUGCAAUUGUAAAGAAGUACCAGCCAGUGAAUUCAUGCGUGCUUUCUGCUCAGGGAUGGAAAAUUGCAACAUCAUCCUCCGGCACUAAAAAAUUAAUGAAGCCUUUACAAUAGAACCUGCGUGUUGGCUAGGCUGCUGCGGAGAACUUGCCACAUCCCCUCCCUCGGAAAUUAUCAAAUAAGUUUUUCCACGUUAAUAGUUUUCUCGUUGGAAAGAUGGGCACAUUUAAUAAUCUAGUAAUAUUCCCAAGAACAUAUAUGAGAGUAGUGUGUCCAGUUUGAUCAAGCAGCACUCUAAGAAUGAAUAAAGGGUUUGGGGUUAGUGCCCCAUAGUGCCAUAGUUAACUGAAGGAGGCAGGGAUUUUGAAGUUGUCUGGUAAGACUCUUACACCUUUGCCAUCUGUGAGGGGCACCAGUAAGCAAACCUUAACUUCACACAGGUACAAGAACUGAGAACUGGACGAUCCAGGCUUAACACAUCCAGUUCAAAGAGGUGUUUCAAAAAUAUCAAGCAGUUUAUAAAUGCCUGGAAAUUAACCUUUCCAAGUAUAUGAAACUUUGGGGGGGGGGGGAUGAAUUCUGAACAUUGUAAGUGUGUUAGUCAUUUACCUGGCUAAAACAUGACAGCAAAAGUUUCUGCCUAAACUUGUACAGCCAUCACUUUGUCCCACCAAUACAAGGGUGAUCCUGCAGUGUGAAACCCAUUCAGAUGCUGCCCCCUGAGUGCUUUCUGUUUCAUAAAAUUCUAAUAGAAGUAACAACGCAUUUACAAAAUACACAGACCCCCCCGCCUUUAUCUGGGUUUCAACUGUAUGAAAUAACGAUAUAGUUCAAAAAACAAUGCGCUGUAUAAAAGAACGAAUGAAAUCAAUUAAUCGCAAUGAUGUCUUUUAGCUGGAACAUCAUGCUGCAAGAAACAUAUUUAGCUUCCACUGUUCUUAUUUCACUUAUUUAGCAUUCAUGAGGCUAAACGACAUCUUGAUAUUGAACAUGCAGAGGUUUUGGUUACUGACGUUUGGUAAUACUUGUAUAGCAAGUGAGUUUGGCAGAGCUUCUCGUGCAUGAAAAGGCAACGCCUAGUGAGCUGGAGGAUGAAACUCAGUGAAUACUGCAAGGAUUCGUUUUCUUCAAAGUGAUGUGGUGAUGUCACAUUAAUGUUGUCACUGAAUUCACGUGCAUUUGCUUUAGGGCUCAUGGUGGGUGUCACCGGCUCUGUAACUGGGCAAUAGUCAUAUCAAGGAAAUGCCUCAUAUUGCUAUAGGUUGAUGGUUUUUGUACUUAAAAUCAGUGAAUUGCAUUGUACUUACAGUAGCCAUACUUACUGUUGAUAGAUGACUACAGUAGGGGGGAGGGAAUUAAUUGGUCAUAGGUGGAAAUGAUUACAGCCCAGUCUUUAAUAUUGAUGUCAAAAUGUUAAUUAUAACAUCCUUCCAACUUCGGCACAGCAUCACCAGCUGUGACAUGGGAUGCCCUUCUGUAACAUUGGUAUAUCAUAUGAUUUGAUCCAGCCACUAGGAUACUACCUAUGCUUUAACCCAUGGGUAGGCAAACUAAGGCCCAUGGGCCGAAUCCAGCCCGAUCGCCUUCUCAAUCUGGCCCACGGACGGUCUGGGAAUCAGUGUGUUUUUACGUGAGUAGAAUGUGUCCUUUUAUUUAAAAUGCAUCUCUGGGUUAUUUGUGGGGCAUAGGAAUUUGUUUGUUUGUUUUUUUCAAAAUAUAGACCGGCCCCCCGCAAGGUCUGAGGGACAGUGGACCGGCCCCCUGCUGAAAAAGUCUGCUGACCCCCACCUCUUAUAUCUGCAUCCUUGGAAUGCACUACUACAGUAGUUUUUUUUAAAUUAUUGUUUAAAAUAGAAUAGAAGGCAAUACAAAGUCAAUUAAAAUUCAAGCAUAAACAACACAAAUAGGUUUAAUCGGGUAUUCUAGCAAUCGAAACAUUUUUCUAAAAAGAGAAGUUUUAGCUGCUCUCUUAAAUUUAAUAAGAAUAGCAGCUAGCAAUGUCUCCCUGUGAGUGGGGUGGAAUAUGGCCAGCUGUGUCUAAAUUCUUGCAAAUAGUGGAAAUUAUUAUCAGCAGAUUUUAGCAUAUGAGUAGGAAAGUCUUGGGAGAAGCUCUCCUUUCAGAUAAGCUCGUUGUUGGGCAGGGAUAUCACAGAGAAUCAUAGAGCUGAGGGUCAUCUGGUGCAACCCCCUGCAAAUUGCAGGAAUAUGCAGCUGUCCCAUACAGGUAUUGAACUUGCAACCUUGGCAUUGCCAGCACCACGCUCUAACCAACUGAGCUACCCAGCUAUCAAACAAGGGGACGCCUGGAGUUUGCACCAAUGUGUUGUGUGUAUGAAGAGAACAAUGUAUGCAUAUAAAAAGUGAAACAUCAUACUGUAACCAGCUCUUUCCUACUUUGAGGUGAUGGCUUGUGUUCUGGAGAAGCAUGAAACUAGCUUGCCUCAUCUCAAAGGGCUUUUGAUUUGUAUCUCUAACAGCAGCUCCUGAUGCCACAUAGCAAAACCGUUUUUGAAUAAUAGAAUGAAUAUAUAUGGCAUAAGAAGAGGCACAGCGAUUCAGAUCAAAUAUCACAGUUAGGCUCAUGCAAGCUUAGAAUCCUUUCCUUGGAAAAAGAAACAAAUUUUAAUUGUGUGACAGGCCUGUUGUGUUAUGCACUUAACUGUUGUGAGAAAUAAGACCAAAGCAGUAUUCCAGCCUUCUCGAUAGAAAUUAACAAGAUACGGCUUUAAUGUGGGAACCGUGCUUGGUCCAUGACAUAGGAUACUUUUAAUGAUAUUUCUGCUGCUGCUGCUAGUAUUGGAACAGUAUAUCUCAGAUACAAUCCAAAGAGCUUCAUUGGUUAUGUCUGAAGUCUUGUAUAUUUCAAUCAGGAACUUUAACUUGGGUUUGGAACAGCCCCUUCCCAUGUUGUAUUGCAACAUAUUUUUGAAACCUGCAAGUUUCAAAAAUGUAUUUCCACACAUAGAAAGGUAUUGCAGGGUUUUGUUUUUGAACUGGGGCAGUGUUUAGAUGAACGAGACCCCAGCAAGAAUACUCAUCGCAAAGUAUUGGAAGACACAAGAGCUACCCACACUGGAGGAAUGGCAGAUGAAAAUGAUGGACUACAUGGAAUUGGUGGAAAUGACUGGCAGAAUCCGUGACCAGGGAGAAGAGUCGGUGGAAGAAGAUUGGAAGAAAUUCAAAGAUUAUUUACAGAAACAUUGCAAAAUUAAUGAAUGUUAGAGUGAUGUUGGAUUGAAGUUAAGUGGCUUCUAGCUGUACAGGUUUUAAAGUUAUAAAUAUAUCAAGAUUAAGGAUUAGGAUUAAAAAGGUUAAAAGAAUGGAAAAAUUGGUUUUAAAUAGGUAAAAAUCUAAUGUUAUAAUAUAUUAAGAUUAAGGAUUGGGAUUAAAAAGGAGGGAAAGAAAUUGCUGGACUAACAAACUGAAUUGGAAUACAAAAGAGGGAGGUAUGAGGAAGUCCGGGAAACAAGUAAAUGUAAAAGAAGUUAUGAAAAGACGGAAUUGUUUUUAACUGUUUUUUUUUCUUUUUAUCUUUUUGUAUUUUGUAUUGUGUAUUUUUCUUUUUUCUUUUUAAAUUUUUCUUGUUUAUUAAUGUGAUUCUAUUUUUUUUUGAAACUUUAAUAAAUAUUAAUUAAAAAAAAAAUAGAUGAACGAGACCCAUUGAGUUGGCAUUCCAUAUUUACAUAGCAGACCUUUAUGGGGCUAUGCUACACGAGGAAACAGUUCCGGAACUGCUGUGGAUACACAUGAAAGAGGCGUUGAUCACAUAGUUCACUGGAUUCCAAGAGACCUUGAGAUAUAAAACUAGAUAUUUGAAUAGCAAGGGACGCGGCUGGCACUGAGGUCUAAACCACUGAGCCUCUUGGGCUUGCUGAUCAGAAGGCUGGUGGUUUGAAUCCCCGCAACAGGGUGAGCUCCCAUUGCUUUGUCCCAGCUCCUGCCAACCUAGCAGUUCGAAAGCACGCCAGUGCGAGUAGAUAAAUAGAUACCACUGUGACAGGAAGGUAAUCGGCAUUUCUGUGCGCUCUGGCACUCAUCACUGUUCUCUGUGCACCAGUAGCAGUUUAGUCAUGCUGGCCACAUGACCCGGAAAACUGUCUGUGGACAAACGCCGGCUCCCUCGGCCUGAAAGCAAGAUGAGCGCCGCAAUCCCAAAGUCACCUUUGACUGGACUUAACCAUCCCGGGGUCCUUUACCUUUACCUUUUUACCUACAGUGGUACCUCGGGUUACAGAUGCUUCAGGUUACAGACUCCGCUAACCCAGAAAUAAUACCUUGGGUUAAGAACUUUUCUUCAGGAUGAGAACAGAAAUCGUGCUCUGGCGGCGUGGCAGCAGCAGGAGGCCCCAUUAGCUAAAGUGGUACCUCAGGUUAAGAACAGUUUCAGGUUAAGAACGGACCUCCCCUCCGGAUGAAUUAAAUACUUAACCCGAGGUACCACUGUAUUUGGUUAGAGCAGUUGAAUUGGAACUGAAAUUGUGUUUCUUUUGGAUUCCUAUGUAUUAUAUACAUAUAGGGGUAGGGGAAUCAAUAUGUGAUUCAGGUCAGCAGGUAUCAAAUGUCUUGUUUUUUAAAUAGGCACCUGAAACUUCUUAAGUAUAAUCAAACAUUGAUUUCUUUUCUGUGUAAUACCCACCAAAGAUACCAUUUAGAUUUUAAAUGCCUGGAUAACGUUGCAAAAGCUUGAUUGUGAUUAACUUGGAACAUACUGCCUGAGAAGUUGUACAUGAUCAAAGACGCAGAGGAAAUGGCAAACCUUUUAGCUGAAUCUGUGGUUCAUCACCAAGUCAUAAUUUGAAGCUACUGUCUUGCAUUAGGGAAUGACAGCAGUGAAUGACUGUUGUUCUGGGAAGUUUGAUAUUAGUUGCUUAGAUUAUUUGCCAGAAGGCUUUUUAGGGCUUUCAGGCUUCACUCAACAGGAAUAUCUGGUACACUGCUCGCUACCCCAUAAUUAUGCAUACUGUUUUGGAAUAGUCUGUGUGCAAGAUGAUAGCUUCAGGGUUGCAAUAAUUGGGAAAGCUGGAACAUUGUCUCUGGCAUUACAUCAUGUUAGCACAGUGAGUGUUGUGUGUCGUGUUUUGUAAAAACAGUUUAUCAGUAUUUCAAUUUUACAUCAAUGGAAGGAUGGUCUUGGGCAAGGUCAUCAUAGUCCCAUCAGUGUUCUUACCAGUUGGGUCUUCCCAUUUAUUUAAUGGACCAAACUUUGGAGCCAGUUAAAGAGCCCAAUUUUCUGGAAAGCAAUAAAAAUGUGAAUCCCGGAAUUGUCUGAGAACUCCCCAGCAGAAAAUACUGAACUUGGUGUCUUGUGGUGAAUUCAAUCAACUUUAUUUAGUGGCUUUCAUUCUUGUCUAACAAAGAGUUCAAGGAUAGCUCAAAAGAAGUAUAUCUGCAUGCUAUAACUUGCAAGACAAAGGAGCUAACUUAAGAGCUGCACACAGUCCUACUUAUCAAAAUAUUUUACUCUUCCAUUUUUUUUAAAAAACCUCUUAUUUUUAAGAUUGGAAAGAUCCAUCUAGCAGUUCUCCAUCUUUCCAACCACUAUUAUUCCUUUAGCAAAGAUAAACUCUUGCAAAUGUUGUCAUGUUCUGAAAUGUAAGAACAUUAAGCCUGUCGUUUGGUGGUGACUAUCGUAAAACAUAGAAAUAAUUUCCCCCAUUUUGUGACUUGUUGCAGCUCUAAGCACAGAUAAAAGGUAAAGGGACCCCUGACUAUUAGGUCCAGACCAACUUGGUUGCGGCGCCAUCUCGCUAUUGGCUGAGGGAGCCGCAUACAGCUCCGGGUCAUGUGGCCAGCAUGUAUCUAAGCUGCUUCUGGCUUUAACCAGAGCAGUGCACAGAAACGCCGUUUACCUUCCCCACAAAGUGGUAACUAUUUAUCUAUCAAUUGACGCUUGAACUGCUAGGUUGGCAGGAGCAGGACUGGAGCAACGGAUCACCCACCGUGGGGAUUCAAUCCGCCACUUCUGAUCAGCAAGUCCUAGGCUCUGUGGUUUAGCCCACAGAGCCACCCGCGUCCCUAAGUACAGAUAGCAAGAGGUAAUAGGAUCAGCAGCAUAGCAUGAUGUGUGCUUCAUGAUUCUGCAGUUAUACUGUGCAAGGUGCAUAAUUUGAUACAGGUACAGACUGUGGCAAUUUUAUUAUUUUAUUAUUUUAAUAUGUGUUUAUGAAUUCCUGUAGAUAGUCUUGAGACUCAUUGUGUUGAGCAAGCUCACAAUUUUCUACAUAUUUAAGGGGUCUCUCCAAACCCUUCCUGACUUGUCCUUUUUCCUGUGCUCCUAGUUCUUCCGCAUUCUGUAUAUUUUACUAGUAGUGAUAGUGAUAAGGGAGCUGGGAAUAAACUGCAGGGAAAUGACAGAUGUUGGAAAUGUUUCUUACUCCCCAAUCAUGAUUACUGAGAAAUAACUACCACUUAGCUCAAUGGGACUCCAUAGUAACUGUGCAAUGGUUUGUGACUUCAGUGCCCCAGUGAUACGGUAAAAGUAAGUAAACAGUCAGCGAUUAGUAGUCAUAAGCACUGCUUGAAAAGAUCACUGAGAUGGGUGAUAAGCUGAUCUGAAUUCACCAUCCAGUAGUUUAUUUAAAAAUAAAGUAACAGGGUCAGCAUGAAAACUGGAGUAUAAAUGUAGAAUUGCUGAUCUUAACCAUGUUUACUUUAUCAGCAAGUUUAGCGGCUAUUAGCACAACUUAAGUUUGUUUAGGAUUGUAGCCUCCGUCUUCUUAAGGAAGCCAGUAAAUGAAAAUACCUCUCUUGUAGGCUUCAACCAAGAGCCUUGUCUCCAUUUACCUGGACUUGAAAUAUCCCAUUAGCUCACAAGAGCACUGCAGAAACACAUAAUGCACAAGCUUACCAAUGCUUUCCUUGAUUCAGACAGAUCACAAGGUAUUAACUUAAUUGACAAGCUAACUCUUCCUCCAUAGAAUAUGGGUGUGCUAAUUUGAAAACCCUUUCUUCCCCAGCAUGUUCCUACGCAAUUGUUCCUAUGCAAUUUCUGCCUGAAAUGAAGUCCUGCCUUGCCUGUAACAUCAUAAUAACAGCAUGAUUUGUUAUAAUGAUCUAGAGUACAUGUUCUAGUGUUUUUUUGUUUUUACCUAAAAUGUUUAUUCCCUUGUGCUGCAUAUAGGGCAUUUUAAUGUGACACUACAGUACAGGCACUGGGACGCGGGUGGCGCUGUGGUCUAAACCACAGAGCCUAGGGCUUGCUGAUCAGAAGGUUGGUAGUUUGAAUCCCCGCGACGGGGUGAGCUCCCGUUGCUCGGUCCCUGCUCCUGCCCACCUACCAGUUCGAAAGCAUGUCAAAGUGCAAGUAGAUAAAUAGGUACCGCUCCGGUGGGAAGGUAAAUGGUGUUUCCAUGCACUGCUCUGGUUCUCCAGAAGCAGCUUAGUCAUACUGGCCACAUGAUCCGGAAGCUGUCUGCAGACAAAACACCGGCUCCCAUGGCCAGUAAAGUGAGAUGAGCGCCGCAACCCUAGAGUUGUCCACGACUGGGCUUAACAGUCAGGGAUCCCUUUACCCUUACAGUACAGGAAACAACCAAUUUGUGUGGGGUUACGUUCUGGACCCCCAUUCGUGUUGGCAGGGCCCAUGUAAGGCUGCCCCAUCCUGCUCCAUCCCCACCCCGUUCCACCCCCUUUUCUGCCAUUUUUGGGUCACUUCUGGGUUCGGUGUUACGCACAAAUGUGUGGUUGCACACAUAUUGCACAGUCACUGCCUGUAUCUUUAGUCUCGCCUAAUACAGUUAUGACUGAGCAGUAUUUUCCAGCAGUAAAAAAACUGGAAGAAAGCCAUUUAAAAAUCAGAUUAAUAUGAAAUGGAAUACUCAGGAUGAAACGGUGAAAUCUGCUAUGAUUAAAUGGGCACAAGAUGUUGGACAUAAUAUUAUGUUUGCUGACUGGGAACAGUUGUGGACCACAGGUAUGAAAUUUACGGCAUGCAAUGCCCUAAGAGAGAAUAUUAUGAAAAUGAUAUACAGGUGGUACAUGACACCAGUCAAGCUUGCAAAAAUCUACCAUUUGCCCGAUAAUAAAUGUUGGAAAUGUAAAGAAAACGAAGGUACAUUCUUUCACCUUUGGUGGACGUGCCCAAAGAUUAAGGCUUUCUGGGAGAUGAUCUAUAAUGAAUUGAAAAAGGUAUUUAACUAUACCUUUCUAAAGAAACCAGAGGCCUUUCUGUUGGGCAUAGUCAGCCAAUUGGUGCUAAAGAAGUAUAGAACUUUCUUUAUGUAUGCAACAACAGCAGCAAGAAUACUUAUUGCAAAGUAUUGGAAGACACAAGACCUACCCACUCUGGAAGAAUGGCAGAUGAAGGUGAUGGACUAUAUGGAAUUGGCGGAAAUGACUGGCAGAAUCUGAGACCAGGGAGAAGAGUCGGUGGAAGAAGAUUGGAAAAAGUUCAAAGAAUAUUUACAGAAAUAUUGUAAAAUUUAUGAAUGUUAGAAUGAUGUUGGAUAGAAAUUAAGUGGUUUUUAGCUGUAAUAUUAUAAGGGAAUAUGAAAAAAUGGACUAUUAAUAGGUAAAAAUUUAAUGUUACAAUACUUUAAGAUUGAAGUCUAGGAUAAACAAAGAGGGGAGGGAUUUGCUAAACUAACAAUUGAAGUGGAAUACAGAAAAGGGAGGCGUGAGGAGGUCUGGGAAACAAGCAAAUGAAAGAUAAGUGAUUGAAAGACUGAAUUGUUUUUAACUAUUUUAUUUUGUAUUUUUCUUUUUUCUUUUUCUAUUUUGUAAUAUUUUGAAAAUCCUAAUAAAUAUCUUAUAAAAAAUAAAAAUAAAAAUCAGAUUAAUAGUCGCUGACGUUUUAUUCAAGAUGGAGAAUUCAAAUGAUGUUUCUUUUCCUGGGCAUUAUUUAUGGAACUUACCCUCUGCAUCAGACUAUUGAUCAUUCAGUGGAGAAGGGAUUUGUAUAUCUAAUCCAUUUGGAGGUCUGAGUACCGCACUUAUUCAAUAGGAAUUAAAUCUCUCUAGGAUUUGGUGCUGAAACAGCAAUCUAAUUAUAUUCUAGACUGUAAGCUUCUUGGUGUGAUGACUUUUAAACGUAUUUGACAUUAACAUCCUGUUUGUCUCCUAAUGAAUUUCCCUGGAGACUUCCAUAAAACUUCCGUGCUCAAAAAGCAGUAAGAAAAUUUUGCUGCUUUCCAGUGCUGCAUACACGCCAAAUGUUUAAAGAACCUCCCCACCCCAAAUAAUCCUGGAAAUCCUCAUGGAGCUGCAAUUCCUCACACCCUUCACAAACUACAGGACUCUUUGGGAGGAAAAAAUGCUCUUUAAAUGUAUGUUGUGUGUGCAGAUUAGCUUACUGUCAGGAACAGUCUCUGUUCAGGGGAGGUAUUGCAAUGCUCCCUAAUACUGUUCUCACCAGUAUUCAUACUCAUCAGUAUUCAUACUAUUUCAUACUACCUGGAGGAAGUACAGGAUAUAUGGUCCUGUCUCAUUACAAAGGUUUUUAGCCUUAUUGUGGAUCUGUGGUAGUGGACUGUGGUCUACUUCCACCAUGCUCUGCUCAUGCCUAUAUAAUCUCAAGAUCUGAGUGUGGCCACGUGUUUUACACCAAGCUGUUUAGUGCUUGCGGCUGUCAAGUAGUGUGGUUGGACAUACACAUGGGUAGCCCAUGACCAAUGAUGCUUAGAUUUAUAACUAGAACCAAUUUUGCUUCCGUCCUAGGUACUGAAUCGAUACGUAAGGCCCACACAGCCAUGCGACUCACCUGUCCUUAUAAUUCACCUGCACACAACUUAUUUAUCCUUAUACCUCACCUGCGGGACAUGCUGUAAUGGUAGCUGUUCACACCACAGGGAAAUGGUUCUCAUGCCAUGAAUGCUACUAAUUCGUAGUAAACUAGAUUUGGUGCCAUCUUUUUUUAUGUGAAGUCAUAGGUUGAACAUUCUUGGUUUUUUAAUGUCUCUAAUUUUGAGGAUAACAGAAUUCUUUAAUACUUGCUCCCAUUUAUUGUAUAAUAGCGGGUAUGGACUCAUGGGUAUUUCAGUGCGUGGGCAUUUUGGUAGGAUGGCUGGGAACCCACAAGCAGUGUGGAACAAGCUUGUGUGCUGACAGCGAAGGGCAAGUCUUCCCAACAUUCCCUGCUACAGUGUCAGAAAGCGAGCCGACAGUAAAUCACACUGUUCAACUCAGUUAACUCUUCAUUAGCAAAAACACGAUCUUCAUAGACUUGUUUGAGUGUCAAGCCUAAUGAGCAAAGCAUCUCAUUCCUAGUGGCCUUACUCCAUGAAAGUCAGUUGCCAAGACUGAAAGUCCAGGCCUCCUCUCAGCCAUCUAAGUCCUCUCCUCUCCAGGACUUUUUCCAAGCAAUUGGAGGCUGCGCCUGUGUGCAGCCGCCCUCUUUGCUGCCCUUUUCAUACCUCUUCUGGUUCUGGGAGACUAGGGGGGAUGGGACCUUGUUGCAGAAGGAGGGGGAAGACACCCAUGACUAGCCUGAUUCAUUUCUGCCUCUUGGGCUCCCUACUCCCACCCUCCUGUUUCAGAUUCUGCCUCUGAUUCUGGACUUCUCUCUCACAGAUUCCCAGCUCAAAUAAGCCCUGUUACCUCUUCAGCUUCCAAUACCUCCACUUCCCAGUCUUCUCCCUUUGACCUCUCAUUGUUGUCUCACUCCCAGGGCUCUGAGCCUUCUUCUUCCCUGGUUGGUUCCCCAGCUGGUUCCUUCCAUCAUUCCUCUGCGUCCAAUCAGUCCAUGAAAGUCCAUAAGUCCAGUGCUCUCCAACCUGAUGUCCUGUAUUAUUACUAUUUUUGCUGCAGUUCUCAUGAACCCCAGUCAGCAAAGCCCAUAUGGCCAGGCAUCUUGGGAAUUUUAGUCCUAAACCUCUGGAGAUUAUUGUGUUGAGGGAAGGCUGCCCUACUCACCUUAAACACAAAUGUAGAUACAAGGGAGGUUGGUUCUGAACAUUAAGUCAGUUGAACACUGGAAAUUUGUUCAUGCAUAAGGAAUCUCUGUGGUCAUUUCCAACAGAGCUUGGAUAAAUGUGUAUAGAUUGUUUUGCUGUAGGCAACUCUGAUUUAGCUGCAGGAAGUUAGGUUCAGUGGUUUUCCGUGUUUCUAUGGCAUAGCUGAUACCUGAUGGGCAAACAUCAUUACGGCAAGAAAAAAAAUAUUCUGUAUCUCAGAAGCCAGAACAGCAAGAGGGAUCACUGCGCAGUGAAAGCAGCAAUCCCUCUUGCUGUUCUGGCUUCUGGGAUAGCUGUGCAGCCUGCAUUCGCUCCAUAAGACGCACACACAUUUCCCCUUACUUUUUAGGAGGGAAAAAGUGAACCUUAUAGAGCAAAAAAUACGGUAUUUAGUGCUAAAGCAUUCUUGACUUUCACAGAAAGAGGCAGAACUACAGAACUUACUUGGACUGUUCUGUAUUUUCCUAACUUAAACAUUCUUUCCCCAUUCACCCUUAACUUUUCCUUACUUUUCCUUCAUUCAGCUUCUUUGAAAAGCCAUGCUAGAUCCUUAGCACCCUGUCUUCUUCCAGGCAUUGAAUGAACCUCUGAGUUGCCACAACAUGAAUGGCUGUGGAAUUAGAUUUCAAGGAUGUCACCAUGGCAAUGACAUUAAACAAGGAAAGCCUGCAUAUAUGGAAGUUAGCAAAGGGAUCCUUAGGCUAUGGAUAUUUGCAAGAGCUUUUGAAAUGUUUCAGUUCUAUGGGGCAGCCCAGAAUUUAGUUUUCUGUGGUGCAACAAUUUUGCCAUUUUUGUGUUCCAAGUUCCUCUUAUUCUGCCCCCAUCUCAGUGCUUGCUAAGAGUAUUCAGUAAUAGUCUCAAGAGUUUCAUUGUUAUAGAUUGAAACCUGUUGGUCUGUCUCUUGCAUAUUUAGAAUAAAUGAUUAAUCAGAAAGGGCAAUCUUAUUUUUUGCUGAAACAGCAGCGAUUGUUGGAAUGUAUAUGAAUCGUGCAGUGACAGAAGGUAUAUAAAUUGACAGGGAAAUUCAUUGUGGUCUGAAAGCAGUAUAGCUAGAAUUGCAUAGAGCUGUUUGUAAAGCAAUUAUUUUGCAUCAAGCCUUUUAUUGGUGCUAAAGUUUGUAACUCAGUAGGGUGGCAAAUCUUGCUUAUUUUUUAUUUGUAUUUUUUGGGGGCGGGGAUAUGGGCUCUGUUUAUAAAUUUUGUAGGUACACAUACAAUACCUUCCCAAAGAUAUAGUGCUGCUAAUACUUAUUACUUAUAUACACUUGAAUUACUUUCAUAUGACAAAACUGAUCUAUGAAUGUAAUUAUUCUAUAUUGUAUGUACUUAAUGUUGAGUUGUCUUCUACAUGACAUUCAACAAAAUUCUUGAGGGUUUAUUGAAAAAAGGGACAAUGAAUUUUAGGGUAUUGAUUCCUAAUCAAGCUUUUGUAGAUCAUCUCUCUAGAAAAACUGGUAUCUAACCCAGGCCUUGUUAGAGAUUAAUUGUAGGCGUGAUUUGGAAGUUAAAAGGGGGAUGAGUUUUCUGUUAAUAUUAGAAUUUGAACUGUAAGGAUAUUGCUCCUCUUCAACAUGACUUCUUUUUGGUAAAUAAACUGCUAAAAAUGAAGUUGCAGGCAUAUAACAUAUUUUUACAGAAUUUUCCUGAAGUUUGGAAAAGAUUUAGUUACUCUCUUGGCUAAAGAUGAUAACAUUAGCUAACUCUGACAUUGUGUGAGGCAAACAAACUUCAACUCUUAAUUUCUGAAUGGUAGCUCCAAAGGUUAGCAGCCCUUUUAUAGAAUCCACCUUCCUGAACUUGAAAAAAUGGUAGUUGAAAACUAACUUCUUGCUUCAAAUACUGCAGUGGUUCCCACACACAUUCGGCUUUUACAGUAAACCAUAGACUUGUUCUUGGCUUAUUUAUCAUGGUUUGUUUGUCUAACCAUAGUCUCAAAUUCACACGCAAUGCUGAACCAGGGAUUGAGGCUAGUUUCUCCUCUGCACUAGCACCUUGGUCAAAUACUUGCUGAUCAGUUGACUUGUUGCGCCAGCCCUAGUUACUCAAUACUUAAAAUUAUAUUGGAAUAUGGAAAUACGUAAAGAAGAUGGGCAAGUAGGCAAAAAAUGAACACCUAUUAUUAGGCAAGCUUGGGUUGGUGUGUUACCAACAGCUUUUGAGUUUCACACGACUUUCUCAGAAGCAUUGACCCAAUGGGAAAUAUCAUUUACAGAAGUUGUGGAAUAAGCUCUGCUUCAUCAGAUGCAUGAAAUGGAUGUUCUAUUAUAAUGUGGCAGUCUCUAGUCUGAUCAUGCAACAAACCUUCCCACGAGGCUCUUCAGUUUCCAAGGUUCUUUGUACCAGGGAUAUUUCAUGACACAGAGCAUUGGGCAUCUGCCACCAACAUAGCACAACCACAUUGACCCCCCCCCAGUUGAUGUGAAGGUAAAUGGAAAUAAAAUUCUACUUUAUUUGUUUUAUGCCUCUUGAACAAUAAGAUCUCAGGGUCUUUCUUGAGGAAAUGUGUUUAACUGGGGUGGGGGUGGGGGCUAAAAAUAAUAUCUGAGAACAAUGGAGGGGGAUUUAUUAUUAUUAUUAUUAUUCAGUUGCUAUAUUUUGGACCAAGAGCACAUUUCAGGAUUCACAGAAAUGUGGUUGGGUUUUCGAAUAACAUGUGUUAAGUGUGAUUAUACCUCAUUUUAUCCAUAGAUUAAGGUGCCCCUGAGGAAUCAUUGUAUGUGGUAUGAACAAAGGAACAGCUGCAACUGCCCCCACCCAGAUUUCCCUUAUUUGGACAUAAAGAAGCUUCUGCACAAAUGUUUCUGUUUGUUCGUCUUAGACAUUGGGCGAUGAGGAAGGGGGUGAGCCACCUGUCUAUUCCAUGCUGGACGGGACGCCAUUUGCAUUUAUGUCUGACUCAAUUAGGAAGCCUAUCCAUCAGGAUCAAUUUUAAUACCUCUGAUGGGUAAGCGUGGUCGAAGCGAAUUUGUGUUCGCUGAACUCUUGCAACUGAUAAGUGAGGGCUAAGUCUUCUUUACCAUCAAUCAAUUACUUUGGAAAUACUGGGCUGGAAAACACAGAGAUGAUUCUUCGGUUAACUCUUUCUUGUCCGUUCCGAAUUAUAAAACUGUAGCUGUAUAAAUGAUAUACAUUGGCAUUCGCGAACAGAUGGUUUCAUUGUUCUUUAUAUGUUAGCAAGUUAUCCUUUCCUUUAGGCCAAUGGAGGAGACUUCUGGUUCUGCUUUGUCCUGGGCCUUGAUUCAAAGUAGUGCAUUAAAAUCAGCACUAGCAGCUGUGGAAGACUACUUACCAUCAAUGCCUCCCCCUGCCCCUGCUUUUUGUGGCUUUCAGACUUGACUGAAGGGAGAGAUGAGGGACCAGACUGUAAAUCACCUCGUCUGGUCAGAAGACCCCACCUCUUCUGAGCUUUAUUUAAGCUGUGGCAGCAGUAGGGCUUGUUUUGGCCUGUUAAUUUUGACUUUGCAUUUUACUUGGUAUGUGUCAAGACUAUAUUUUACUGUAACAUUAAAUGUAGCUCAUGUUUACUGAAUUGUUUUUUUGUUUAAUUUUUUUUUAAAAAAUAUUUAUACUUUUCAGGUUUAUACAUUUCACUGAUUUUACAAUCAGUUUGACAUUUCAAGAUUUGACUUUCUUCCUCCUCUUUCUUAAGGAAAUAAAUUAUUUAAAUUUAUUUUUAAUAUCUUCUGCAUAUCCAAAUUAACUUAAUUUACUCAUUUAUUCAUCUUCUUUAAAUAUAUACACUUAAGAAGUUGCAGUUUAUUACAAUAAUCCUGCCAGUGUUCUUAUCCAUUUACAAUUCAUCUGUAAAUAUUCAAUAAACCAUUUCCAUUCCUUUAUAAAAAGUUGGUUAUCUUGAUUUCUUACUCUUCUGGCAAGUUUUGCCAUUUCUGCAUAUUCCACACGUUUUUGUAUCCAUUCUUCCUUUGCUGGGACUUCUUGUUGACUGAAUUGUUUUUAGUCUUGUGUUGCAGGUUUUGUAACAAAUGUGUCCCACUUCCCCCAAAAAACGUUAAAUUAUGUGAAUAGAUGUUUGUUAGCCACUUUGGGCUCAUUUCACUGUGGAAAAGAAACAUAAAUAAACUAAAUUCAAAAUAAAAGUGAGGCUUUUUCUUCUGCCUCUCAGCUUUAUGAUGAAGAGUGUGGAGAGAGAUGGGGUUUCUAGUGCAGCUGUUUACGGCCACGCCCCUCCCCAUGGCUCCAACAGUGGUCAGCAAGCUUUUUCAGCAGGGGGCCGGUCCACUGUCCCUCAGACCUUGUGGGGGGCCGGACUAUAUUUUGAAAAGAAAAAAUGAACUACCGUAUUUUUUGCUCUAUAAGGCGCACCACACCAUAAGGCGCAACUAGUUUUUGGAGGAGGAAAACAAGAAAAAAAAUAUUCUGUAUCUCAGAAGCCAGAACAACAAGAGGGAUCGCUGCGCAGCGAAAGCAGCGAUCCCUCUUGCUGUUCUGGAUUCUGGGAUAGCUGCGUAGCCUGCAUUCACCCCAUAAGACGCACACACAUUUCCCCUUGCUUUUUCGGAGGGAAAAAGUAAGUCUUAUAGAGCAAAAAAUACGGUAAUUCCUAUGUCAAAUAACCCAGAGAUGCAUUUUAAAUAAACGCACACAUUCUGCUCAUGUAAAAUCACCAGGCAGGCGCCGCAAAUAACCCAGAGAUGCAUUUUAAAUAAAAGGACACAUUCUACUCAUGUAAAAACACACUGAUUCCCGGAUUGUCCGCUGGCCAGAUUGAGAAGGCGAUUGGGUUAGAUCCAGCCCCCGGGCCUUAGUUUGCCUACCCAUGCUCCAAUUCAAGGAGCCUCAGUCAGGCUAACUCACCUUAGACCAUCUUGGGACAACCCAGCCUCCCCUGGAUCCAGUUCCAAAUUAGUUCAGGGGCAGGCUAAUGUCUCAUUAGGUUUUUAAUUUUUUUUAAAAAAAGCCAUGGCUUCUCUGCAAGUGAGCACCCUGCAUUCUGCAGGAUCAGUGCCUCCACUUCAGCUCUUGUGCAGAGACAUAGGUCCUGUGGCGUGGGGUGCUACUCUGCAGGGAAGUUGCUUGCAAAGCAGGACCCCGCAGAAUCAGUGCCUCUGCAGGGCAUCAGGCAUGAAGAAUAGUAGGGGAGCAAUGGGCGCUUACCUUCUCCUGGCAAGAUGCAGCUGACGGUCAGGUAGCUCUUGGUGGUAUUUUUUUUUUUAAAUGCAAAUUUAGUAAAUUCACCUUUAAAUGUAAAGUGAAUAAAAUUACUCUCCCAUCCUUUCCUGCCUCUUUGAUCCCAAAGAGACAGAAGGUUUAUUUCCUUACACACAAUUGACUACAUAAAGUUAGUGCUGUCUGGUCAUGUACUGGAGACUCACGUUGUCACCCUCUCUUUAUUUAUUUUUAUAAACUUCAUUUAUGUGCUUGUGACUCUUCAUGGCUCAUCUUAAGGAAUCGCUCUAAAGUUCACUAAAUGAAUAUUUCAGUCUCCUUUUCUCUUUGUUCUUUCCUUUUUCCUCUCGGCUGCACGGCCUUGUCUGUACAAGUAUCAAAUUAUAGACUUAGGACAUAAGGCUUUUAAGUUUAGGAUGACUGAGUAUUCUUAACAAAUUUGUAGAUGAGACAGAGGAUACAAAAUAAAAACGGGAGUGACUGAGAGAAACUUCAGAUGACAGAUUAGAAUUAUAACAAGCUUGAUAAUUAGGAUGAAAGCAGUUAAGGUGGCAUUCUGUUUCAGAUAAACAUAUUGUAGAGGAAAAGAACAGAGAGUGGAGCUUUAUUAACCAGUGGCAAAGCUCAGAAGGGUUUUGGAUUACGUACGUAUUGUAAGUCGUCAGUGCAAUGCUCUUUUCAAGUAAGAGAAAGGCAUGUGGUGCAGAGAUACAGGCAUCCCUCAGCAGAUAGGUGAGAGUAGAAAGAGUCUACUCAAGUUAGAAAGUUUGAAAGCUAUUGGACUAGUCUAUUUUGAGGGUGGGGGACCUAAAUUGGCCUGGGACAGGUCCUGAUUUGGUCCGCAAGGCAGUUUCCUUCCAAACCUUACUUAUCCGCUGCUCACCUGACAUAUGUGAUGAGGGACAGGUAAGGAUGCACCAGUAAAGGAACUUGUUUGUGUUUAGCCGUUUAGUCGUGUCCGACUCUUCGUGACCCCAUGGACCAGAGCACGCCAGGCACUCCUGUCUUCCACUGCCUCCCGCAGUUUGGUCAGACGGGAGCUUAAAGAGAGCUCCUGGUUGUUCCUUUGCAAAUGGGCUACACUGCCAAGGAGUUUGCCAUUGGGGAAGACCCAGCUUUGUCGAUUUGCAACCCCUGUUAGCUGGCCACUUUGACGUUAUCACCUGAUGUAAUGACAUCAGGUGAUAGGCGAGCACCCCCACCCACAUGUCAAAAUGGGCUACUGGAGUGGGAGAUGUUGGGAUCCACCUACUUGCUGGGAAAGUUUCCCUCCCCCUGGGCUUACAUGAUGGGAGAGAGACUUGAAAGGAAACUCUACAGUGAUGUCUUGCCAGAUGACAUGCUGGGGCUUAACAGUGGAUCACCAAUACUAUGUGAGAGGAUCACUGCUUGCUGUCAAAUAGUUCAUGGAAGGUUGAUAUCAAUUAACAUGAACUAAUAAGGUAAAGGGACCCCUGACCAUUAGGUCAACUUGUGACCGACUCUGGGGUUGCGGCGCUCAUCUCGCUUUAUUGGCCGGGGGAGUUGGUGUACAGCUUCUGGGUCAUGUGGCCAGCAUGACUAAGCCGCUUCUGCUGAACCAGAGCAGCGCACGGAAACGCCAUUUACCUUCCCGCUGGAGCAGUACCUAUUUAUCUAUUUGCACUUUGACGUGCUUUCGAACUGCUAGGUUGGCAGGAGCAGGGACUGAGCAACGGGAGCUCACCCGGUUGCGGGGAUUCGAACUGCCGACCUUCUGAUCAGCAAGCCCUAGGCUCUGUGGUUUAACCCACAGCGCCACCCACGUCCCAACAUGAACUAAUACCAGCACUUUAAUUAUUAUAUGUAUAUCCUCCAUUUUUUGCCUUUGAAAUUUUUCUCCCUCAUCCUCAGAACAACCCUGUGAGGUGCGGAAGGCGAAGAGAAUGAGGUUAAGCCCAAGGUUGCCAGUGAACUUCAUGGCUGAGUGGGGAUUUGAACUCUGGCAUCGCCAUUCCUAAUCUGGCAUUUGAAACCAGUGCUCUUCACCUGGUGCCCUCCAAAUGUUGCCAGGCUCCAAUUCCCAUUAGUUCUAGCCAGCAUUCCAAAAGGUCAGGGGCAACGGGAGAUAGUAGUUCAAAAAUCUGGAGGACAGUGUGUUGUGGAAGACUACUCUAACCACUAUACCACACUUAAAGGUAAAGGGACCCCUGACCAUUAUGUCCAGUCGUGGCCAACUCUGGGGUUGCGGCGCUCAUCUCUCUUUAUUGGCUGAGGGAGCCGGCAUACAGCUUCCGGAUCAUGUGGCCAGCAUGACUAAGCUGCUUCUGGCGAAUCAGAGCAGUGCACAGAAACGCCGUUUACCUUCCCACCGGAGCAGUACCUAUUUAUCUACUUGCAGUUUGAGGUGCUUUCGAACUGCUAGGUUGGCAGGAGCAGGGACCGAGCAAUGGGAGCUCACCCCGUAGCAGGGAUUCGAACCACCGACCUUCUGAUCGGCAAGCCCUAGGCUCUGUGGUUUAACCCACAGCGCCACCUGCGUCCCAUACCACACUUUAUGGCUUUUGACCUCUUGAUCAUCUUUAUGGCUCUCUCUUAGAUUCUUAAAAUUUAGUGGCUAAACUGAACAUUGUUAUAUAAUCUAAUAUUAACUAGGAUCAGGCAGAGAACUAAUAUAACUUCUGCUUUUGAAUCAUAGAAUUGUAGAGUUGGAAGAGACCACAGACUCAUCUAGUCUAAACCCCUGCAAUGCAGGAAUUUUUACCCAAGGUAGGGCUCGAACCCAGGACCCCAUGAGAUUAAGAGUCUCAUGCUCUAUCGACUGAUCUAUCAUGUUGCAUUAGGAGACAAAACAGGAGUAUAAGGUCAUGAGCAGCCCCAUAGACUAGCCUUUCUCAACCUUGGGUCCCUAGAUGUUGUUGGACUACAACUCCCAUCAUCCCUAGGUAGCAGGACCCGUGGUCAGGGAUGAUGGGAGUUGUAGUCCAACAACAUCUGGGGACCCAAGGUUGACCUUGUACUCCUGUUUUGUCUCCUAGUGCAGUCAGUGGGCUACCUUUGAAUAGGAAGGUGUUAACCUAUUGUUGCAGCUCUCUCUGAGUCCUUUCACAGUAGGAAGCACCUUAUAGGUUGACAUCAUAGAAACAUGGCAAUAAAUAGAGAUGCAGGGAUGCAGGAAGCAGGUGGACCACUGGAAAUGGAGAAGUAGAAAAAAGUGGGCGUGUUUUUCAGCAUUCAUGUCAGAUGCUGGGGGCAAGCAGGGAUGCUGUUGAGAGUGGUUUGGUUGGCAGUUGUAACAAAUUGCCUCUCCAGGCCCUAAGUUACAGCAAAUUGCUUUCCUUUUUACUUUAGUCUUCCUAUGUUCAUGUUCUAGAGAAUAGCACCCUCUUCGUUCAUACUGAGAGGAAACAAAAACACGAUCCCUGUUGGAAGAAUACAAACUGCAAUCCCUGGUCCUCCUAUAAUGUUAAGUGAGGGAUUGUGAGAACAGGGACGACAUGAGCAGCCUUGAUUGGUACAUUCACGAAACAACUUUAAUCAUGGUUUACAGUGAUGUUUUGAAUUGUACCAAUAUACAGUGGUACCUCAGGUUAAGAACUUAAUUCGUUCUGGAGGUCCGUUCUUAACCUGAGACACCACUUUAGCUUAUGAGGCCUCCCGCUGCCGCUGCGCGAUUUCUGUUCUCAUCCUGAAGCAAAGUUCUUAACCCGAGGUACUAUUUUUGGGUUAGCGGAGUCUAUAAUCUGAAGCGUCUGUAACCUUAAGUGUCUGCAACCUGAGGUACCACUGUAUUAAGGUAAAAGAGCUGAAUACCCGGGUGUCAACCUCUUUCAGAAUGGCAUAGCUGCCACUGUGCCCAUUGAGCUCUUAUUCUUUAAUUCAGUGCUGAAGGUUUUGGGGAGCUGGGGAGUUGAGGGAAAAGCUUCAAAACUUGUAUUGUUCUCGUGUGUAGUGCAACUUAUUGCAGUAACAAUUUUUAUUGCUUAUUUGAGAACUGAUUUAGGCAGACACAUUAUCUUUGAACAUAAACGCACAGCUGAGGAAGUUAAGCUUGCAUUUUAGAAAGUCUUUCCCCCUUCCUAGUGCUUGUGGGGGCACUCCUGUUAAACAGCCAAGCCAGAAGUAAUUUGCUUUUAAUGGUUUUUAUACAGCAGCUGAGAAAUGCAUGAUUUGGAACUGUUCUCAUUCUUCCUCUGUCCCCCUCCUCCCCCUUAAAUGAGGACUGAUUUAACAGAAGAGUUUUUGACCCUGAGAAAGCUAGACUCUCUCCCACUCCUGCUGCCAAGGAACAGCAGUAAGGCGUUGAACUGAUAGGCGAGACUCCAGGAUCAGGUGUUUACCACUUUGUAUGGGGUGGAAAGAGACUGGCAGAGAAAUGAACUGGCAGCAGCUGUGUGAAUAAGGGGAGAAUUGUUCCACAAAUUAUGCAAAGAAAAAAAAAAUGACUGUAGCAUGCUAUGCAAUAUAACCAGCUAAAUCCUCAGCAGUUGUAUGAAUUUCGUACAACACAACUUGAACAUGCAUGGACAAAAUUAUUUUGUUGUUUACUGCAUUUCUUAGGUGCUUUAUAUGAAAAGGUCUCAAAGCGACUUAACACUGUAAGACGAACAGAUGAAAUUGGUUAGAAAUUAGGAUCCCCCUCAACAUGUCUGGUGUAUGUUUUGACAGACAUAAACGUAUACCCUUUGUAUCUAACUCUGAAGGGCUAAUCUAUGCAUUUAGGUCAUUGCGUGGUGAUGGGUGCUCAAAAUUGCCCUAUGCAUAAUUGUAAAGGAAAGGUAGUGAGAGUGGGUUGGUGUGCUGCUGAGUCCUCAUUUUGAAUGUGCAUAUUAUGAAAUCGGACAAUAUAAUAUUGACUUGAGGGUUCCCCAGUCUUGCUCUAAGCUAUGACCCUCAUACCUCCAAGCCUGAGGUCAAAUGCUGCCCUUGGGACCUUUCCAAGCCAAGCCCCUGUUCCAGACCACACUUCUCCCAAGCCCUGCUCUAUGCCUUAAAAAAGUAAAGGGACCCCUGACCAUUAGGUCCAGUCGUGGCCGACUCUGGGGUUGUGGUGCUCAUCUUGCUUUACUGGCCGAGGGAGCCGGCGUACAGCUUCCGGGUCAUGUGGCCAGCAUGACUAAGCCGCUUCUGGCGAAGCAGAGCAGCGCACAGAAACGCUGUUUACCUUCCCGUCGGAGCGGUACCUAUUUAUCUACUUGCGCUUUGACGUGCUUUUGAACUGCUAGGUUGGCAGGAGCAGGGACUGAGCAACGGGAGCUCACCCCAUCGUGGGGAUUUGAACCGCCAACCUUUUGCUCGGCAAGUCCUAGGCUCUGUGGUUUAACCCACAGCGCCACCCGCGUCCCAUUGCUCUAUGCCUUAUAAUUAUUGAUCUGUGAUAAUGAUGCAUGCUUGCUUACUUGAAUAGAGGUGUGUGUGUGUGUGUGUGUGUGUGUGUGUGUGUAAAGUCUGACAGUUAGGUGCGGCAGGAGUUUGGCCCACUUUUGCCUGUGGCAUUCCCCAGUUUUGAUACUUGGCUCCUGGAAGAUUGCCCAAGAAGGACUGUGGGCCUCAUGUUUCCAAAGGUCCUCUUUACCUUGGCUUAGAGGUAAAGCAAUGCUUUGCAAGCCGAAAAUCCCAGUGUCACUCCCUACAAUCUCCACGUAACACUGGGAAGGACCCCAGGCUGAAACUCAGGAGAGCAGUAGACAAUUGGCGUAGACCAACCUGAUCUGGGUCACUUGAUAGGUUGGUGGAAUUGUCCACCUGUCAGUCGCCUGCUGUCAUAUGAUGCCAGGUAAUUGAAACUUCAAGAGUCUUCCUUUCACAGUCGGAGCUUGAAUUCAGCACUUUCUGAAUUUGGUGGCUUUUUCUCUCGCCAUGCGAGGCAACAGAUCAAAGGAAGCAAGUGGCAUACUCACCUUGAUUCUUCCUUUAUGGCUGUGGCUUGAAAUAUUUUUGAACUUCCAUGGCUGGAACUUUCCUGUGCCUAAUGUCAUGUGACAGCAGAAGCAGGAAAGAUGAGGCUAGUUAUACCAGAAAUGGCCUUGUGGGCCAACCCCAGAGGGACCUGCAGGCUUGAGGUGUCUCACCACUGGUGUAGACAAUACUGAGCUAGAUGGAUUAAUUUUGUAAUACCUGAAGGUGCAUCAAAUUUCCAGAUGGAUCAUUAUACAUGUCGUUUAUAUAUGUCCCCUUUUAAAAGCAACAUCUUAAUCUCUGGAUCAAAGAAGAAAAGAAGCUCAACCUAAAUCUACCCUCUGUUUCCCAAGUAUUCCCUCCUCAUGAAGGUUCAGGACAGCUUUGUACAUUGCAAUGAGAGGGCAGUGCACACAUUAGUUGUGUAAAGUGCAAAAACAAGCCUGCAGGGAUGCCCUGCAAAAGUCAGGGCAGAGGCAUGCAUCACAAGUGUGAUAGCAGUGCAACAUUUGUGUGCAUCUGGUCUACCCACUUUAUUGUAACACGUGAAAUGGCCUUCAGAAUUCAGAAACCUAAGGAAUAUCCUAUAUUUGCUUUGGUGGCAGCCUCUGAAAAAUCGGUGUGAUUGCUGUAGUAUUCCCUAUAUCUGAAAUUCCAGUAUGAGAGUCCCAGUGUUGGUUAUCUUCCUCAAAGCAUGCCUUUCAAUAACUCUCCAGGUAUUUCCAUUUUGUUCAGGUGUAUCUAUGUAAGAAAAUAACACAGCUUUACAAACAUAAACCCAUUCAGCAGAUAUAGGACUUUUAAACAAACAAGCAAACAAGCAAACAAACAAACAAACAAACAAACAAACGUGAUUAAGACCUUAAGAAAAUCCUGGAGUUAAUAUCAAGCCAGUGUAAAUCUCUGUCAAUAGAAACUGCAGAAGUGGAGAGCAAUGUGGUUGUUAUCUCUCCCCCCUUUCCUUUCCCUUGUAGCUGAGUGUGCUUCUCCCAUCUCUUCCAGAGAGUAACAUGUUUAGUGGAGUCACAACCAAGCGUUGCUAUUCAGGAAUGUUCAAAAAUGUAACUCUGCUCCAAGUACAGUAUGAGCAAGCAUGUAAUUUUCAGCCUGGGCUAUUUUGUGAUCCUAACAUUUUUCUGCCUGCUUCAUGGUGAGAUUUCACCAGCUCAUGGCAGCAUUUCAGCCCUUGCGCGAACAGCCUACCUUCUGUUUAAAAACAGAGCAGCUUCUGUUCACUUGAAAUAGUCAACAAUAAACUGUAAAGGAUUUUUUUCUCUCCUGCAGUAUUAAAUAUGUAACAAUUUGUAAAAGCUGAUUGACAGACCCACCAAAUGACAGUCAAAAAGGCAAAAAACAAAUGAAAUGAAAUGUUAGAAAUGGAUUGUGGAUGUUAAAUGGGGGUGACCAAGACAAUUUGGUAUAGGAUAGAGUAAAUGUUUUCUUUACCUUCCCUGUGCUAUUUCCAUUUGUGGGGAGGAAUCCUUAAAAACACACACAACCCAACCACUUUGUAUCUCAAAGCUGAACUAUGAAAGGCAACCCUAAAGUUAUUUGAAAACUUUUGUGAAAAACUGAAGCAUCCUACUUUCAUAUAAGAAACAUGAGAUCCCCAGCCUUUCAUGAGUUCACCUCCCCGACUCUCACAUUGCUUAUUGUGAGUGAAAAAUUUCAAGAGAUAUAAGGGUGGUAGUCUCUAAGUUGCCAUGAGCUUCUUUAUAUUGCUUUGCUGCUACAGUUAUCACACUGUUAUGCAGCCAAACAGUUAUGAUGACAUUGCUAAUGAAACACAUUAAAGUGAGCAAUGCGUUGAAAUGAUAUAGGAAGAAUUUACGUGGAAAUACUGGAUACGUUUUCCAUGUGACAUGUCUGCUGUGUACGGCUUCCAAGAGAAAGUUGGGUACCUGCUUAGAGAAGAUCUAUUUACUUGACAGCCAACACUCAGUCUCUCUCCCCCCUCACCUCCUUGCUUUUUCCUUGGCAAGCAAACAAAAGACCCUGUCAAGCAGCAAGAGGAUGCCGUCUGUACUGAGCUGUCUGGCAGACCAUUACAAAAUGGCCAAAGGAUUAUUUUGGGGGAAAGGGGGAGAAGAACACAGCUUGACAUCCUUCCAGCUAAGGCUAGCAACUGCCCAGUGAUGAAGGCAAGAGGUCCAAGGAAACCAAAUCAACAUAUAUAAAUGGGUUGCCUCUGAAACUAUGGCGCAGUUGAAUAAGCCUGGCUCUUGUGAAUUCACUUAAUGGCUACAGAAGCUUGUUCUGAUGAGAGGUCCAGAAAAGGAUAAUUAAUUUAAGAAAAUAAAUCUUAUUAAGCCAAGCCAAACCGUGACAGCAACAUAUGUGAACUGUCGCCAGACAAAUGCAAUUACUCCGGUGACAGCAAAGGUUGCGAGGUUUUUAGCUGGGGCAAUCAGAAUAAGAUCCACUAUUUGACUAUUGAUUCCAAACCCUAAAAUGUAUUUUAUAUAAUUGACUUUUUAUUUCUAUUCUUUGUAUAUUAUUGUUUUAUUGCUAUGGCCGAUGGCUGACGCAAAUAAUGAUUCAUUCAUUACUCCAGUGCCAUAUUUUGCUUUUAAUUAAAUUAUUACUAUUACUCCUCUUUCUCAUCUGCCAGUGAAAAGUGACAGCUUGUCAGUUUCCGGGUUUUUAAUAUAGCUCCUUUAAAUAGAUAUUCCUAUUUAUUAUUGUUGUUGUUAUUAUUAAUUGAAUUUACAUACCUCCCUAUACCCAGAGGUCUCAGGGCAGUUCACAGAACAAAAAAACAAACUUAGGUCCAUUACAGAAUGUCUAGGAAUUGGUUUAUUUGCCCCUGUAUAACUUGCUGAAAUUAAUGUCUUUGCUAGGAACUAGCCAAUAUAAAUGUUAUUAAAAAUAAAUUGUGUUUUCCCCCCUCUGGCUUGGAAGGGGAGCUCAAAGUAGAUUGCAGUCUUUAAAAGUAUAUGUACAGUGGUACCUUGGGUUAAGUACUUAAUUCGUUCUGGAGGUCUGUUCUUAACCUGAAACUGUUCUUAACCUGAAGCACCACUUUAGCUAAUGGGGCCUCCUGCUGCUGCUGCGCCGCCGGAGCACGAUUUCUGUUCUCAUCCUGAAGCAAAGUUCUUAACCUGAAGCACUAUUUCUGGGUUAGCAGAGUCUGUAACCUGAAGCGUAUGUAACCUGAAGCAUAUGUAACCCGAGGUACCACUGUACUUCUUUUAAAAUUGUGUUUGUAGAGAUGUGAAGACCUGGAAAAGCAACCUGGAAAAAUGAGGGUUUGUGUGUAUAAUUAAAAACAAAAACAACCCCCUCCAUUCCCCCAGGCUUCCUUCAUAUAUCUUGACAUUAGUAUGCCACCCAGUAACAAACAUUCUCUGAGAGGUAACACAAUGUAAAAGCCAUUGAAAAAACAACAAAAAGCAACAAGCAAAACUUAAUCACAAUAAAAGCAGAAGAGAGAGAACCACCAAAGGUCUUUGCAUGAAGUUUUUCACAAGACUUUCAGCCACAUAAGGUGUCACCCAUCGAACUACUGCCCCCUCUGCCUCAUCCCAUCCCAUCUUGGAGGGUCUCCUGCCCCAAAACUGGGAUCAUCUGUGUGUGCAAGGAACAGAAGUGAGAAGAAGAGGCAGAAAAGCCCUGCUGUGAUGCAAAAUGUUUCCUCUACUUUUCAUCCAACCCAAUACAAACAAAGCACAUUUAAGAAAAUAAAUCAAAAUCCACCAACUAGGAAUAUUUUUUUAAAAAGAGAACCUUAAAUUAUUAUUUCCUAACUGUGUUUAAAAAGGAGAGGGGAACCUAAUAUGUGACCUGCUUUAUUUAGGAGAGUUAUACUCCACUGUUCAGACUGCUGCAAUUUCCCAGAGCAGUCAAAACAAUGCCUGAAUAUACGUACAAUGAAAAUAACAAUAAAUAAUGUUAAAAGGAGCAAAAAUAAAACCAUAUUGCAAGAUAAACUUCAGUACUUCGAAGACUCUGCACUCCCACACAAUGCCACCCAAGGGAGGAAUACAACAAAAAAGACCGAAUAUACUAUUAUUAUUAUUAUUAUUAUUACUCCUCCUCCUCCAUAUUUCCUUUAAAUAGGAGCAGUGGGGAUCUUGGCAGGCAUCAAGUGUAUGUGUGUAUGUCUACAUGGAGUUCAUGGGCACCACAUUGGGGACUGAACCCCAAACAGUCAGAUUCAGAACCUAAUUGAUUGUGACCGAAUCACUCCUCCGGUGCCAGUGAGUCAUUCUAAAUGUUCUUCCUAUGGUGUGAGAACUACUAAUAGAUUAUUAGCAAUCAUGAGGAUGGAAGAAUGUCGAAAAGACCACCCUGGGGCUCAUUUAUACAACUGUUAGUUCACAGAUAGCAAGCUGAUAGCAAGCUCCUUCUACAAGUGGACAGAUGACAGAAUAAGGACCUUGGACUUGGUAUUUUUCUAACGACAAAUCUUGAAACAUUUUGCCUCUCCCAAGUUACUACCGGCAUAAAUCACAGGAGAUGUUUUGUAGAGUAGACUUGUAGAAGGGAGAAAUCACUUGCACUAUAAGAUUACAUGAAUGUUUAUAUUGGCACAGUAGACUUCCGUAUUGUAAAUUUGUUUCCCUACUGGACAGGUUGUCGGAGCGUGCUUUGGUUUUUUAAAAAUAAAAACUAUUGUUCCCUUAAGAAUAGUCAUAAAUGGUUCUUCCAGUUUCAUCAUGUACUGCAGGUUUUGCUCAGGACAUGUGCUAACUUUGUCUACUUGGAAAGGGAUUAAAUCGACAAUAGUAUUAUAAAUAAACUAUUGUAUGGGCUGUCAUGAUGUGCGGUAUGAUACCUUGUAGUUGUGAAGCUUUUAUUGUUGGAUCAUCUGCACGCUUUCUGCCAUUUGUGUGUAAAAUUUGGGGGUAAAAUUAAGUGAAAGGGAACUGCAUUAUAUUGUUCUAACUCCCAAUGUAGGAUUGCUCCUAGAUGCUUUCAAAUUUCCAGUUAUUGAUAGAAAAACGUAAUUCAUUACCAGACACAAAGAAGCUGAAUUCACAGUCUGUCAUCAAUCACUGCAGCUGCACAGUCUAUGUUUACAGUUCUGAAGAAGUCCAAGUUCAUAGAACCAUAGAAUUGUAGAGUUGGAAGAGGGACCACGAAUGUCAUCUAGUCUAACCGCCUGCAAUGCAGGAAUCUUUUACCCAACAUAGAGCUCGAACCCGUGACCUUGAUAUUAAGAGUCUUAUGAUCUAGCAACUGAGCUAAAACUUGUGCUUGGUGGGUGAAAUUCAAUCUUAGGUAAAUUCAGAAUAAUUUCUUUGGUGCCCCUUGUGCGAUUGGCAUUUGAUUCAUUAUAUUAUAGAUACAAACCACCUAGCUUGUAUCAGAUUUUGAAAUGGUGGUGGCAAGUUUCAAACCACAUACUGAAGGCAAACGCAUGCAAUGAAGUCACUUCCUUUUUUUAAAAAAAAUCAUUUUUAUUAAGUUUUCCAUUUUAACAAUCCAAUCAAAUCACAUUAAAUAUUCCAGAUUAUACAUAUACAUAUCAAUUAAUCCAAAUAUUCUGCCAAAUUAUAAAUUUUUUGUUGGUACUUUCCAUGCUUCAAGUUCGGGGGGGCUCUGAUCAUCUCAUAUCUCUGCUGCUUUUGAUAGUCAUUUCUAAUAGUUCCUUUAAAUCUUCCUGUUGUUUUCCUUCUUUCACGGCCUCUGAGUUGUUUCCACAAGCGAGCUGAAGUAAAAUGAUGUGUUUCUGUGUGGAUUUUAUGUGUAUGAUACCCCUCUGUCCAGGCAGCAUCCCCUCACACGCUGGUAUUUCUGCCGAAUCAAUCCAAAAAUCUUUUCGCUGCUGGCAGCCGCCAUCUUCUCUCAAUUCCGCAAUGAAGUCACUUUCAAUAGUUUUUCAGAAAAAGGAGCCACUGGGAGCUGAAAUUUUUGAGUGAAAGCAUGGUUACACACACACACACACACACACACACACAGACACACACACACACAAACGUGGUAGUCCUAAGCAGAAUUAUAGCCUACUGAAGUUGUGUCUUAAAUAAAAAACAUACAGUGGUACCUCGGGUUACAUACGCUUCAGGUUACAUACGCUUCAGGUUACAGACUCCGCUAACCCAGAAAUAGUGCUUCAGGUUAAGAACUUUGCUUCAGGAUGAGAACAGAAAUCAUGCUCCGGCGGCGCGGCGGCAGCGGAAGGCCCCAUUAGCUAAAGUGGUGCUUCAGGUUAAGAACAGUUUCAGGUUAAGUACGGACCUCUGGAACGAAUUAAGUACUUAACCCAAGGUACCACUGUACUUGUGUAUGACAAGUUGUUUGCCCAGAAGUUACCAUGAAUUCCAGUUGGGUUCUUGUGGAAACAAGUAACUUUCUAAAUGGUAGCAAAAAGAAAGAAAGAAAGAAAGAAAGAAAGAAAGAAAGAAAGAAAGAAAGAAAAGUCUUAUGCUCAUACUUGGGUUAACGUCUGUUAGGAUUUUCACAAAUAAUGAGAAAACUAGGUUGUCGUUUUUGUGCUGCUUGGGAGAUAAAACAGACCCUUGUUAGCUUAGUCCUGCGCCAUAUAAUCCAAGCUAGAAUAACCUCCUCUUAAACUAUUGAGCAUCUGGGGUCUACUUGUUUUAAAAAACAAACAAAAAUAAUUUGUUUUUACUCCGCCGUGGGGCAAAGGCUUUUAAAAUUAAAUUGAAAUAAUCUCCCUUCUAUUCUUGUUACCAUAGUAGGUCUAUUCAAGUCAAAGUUGUUAUCUUUGGCAGGCUCCUGCGGUUCAAAAAUAAUGUGGAUAUAUUAGGCCUGAUUGUCCUCUGUUCUGCCAUGGUUUUUUUCUUUGGCUGAUUUUUGUAAGUUAUUAAUUACCGGUUAUAUGCCGCUUCACUCAGAAAUCCCACUGAGUUCAACAGGGAUUACUCAUGAGAAAACGUAAAUGGGGCUGUAAUCUUAGAAUACAACCAGGCCAACUUGAGACGGACAAAGUCACCUUGGAGACUUGAGUACCACUGGUACAGCAGAAAGGGUGGUUGUUUUUGUCCUUAAAUAUUAAGUAGAUAGUUCUUUCCAUUGUUGCAGGUGAGCAGUGAGUAUUCUGCGCGACUUCAGUCCCUCUUGGGCAUAUCUGAUUUAAAUUUAUUGGGGGACUCUUGAAAUAAGAAGCGUUAAGUUGUGUUCUGUUCCAGUGAUGUAAUAUUUGGCAUUUUAUUUCUCCUCCUUCUCCAACCCCCGCCCCCCACCCCAGAAUCAGACCUCAACUAGCCAAAGAAAAGAUUGAAGGAUGCCAUAUCUGCACAUCUGUCACACCUGGAGAACCUCAAGUGUUCCUGGGAAAAGAUAAGGCCUUCACCUUUGAUUAUGUAUUUGAUAUUGAAUCCCAGCAAGAAGAAAUCUAUAUACAGUGCAUAGAAAAACUGAUUGAAGGCUGCUUUGAAGGAUACAAUGCUACCGUGUUUGCUUAUGGGCAGGUAAACUUUACGAACGUUUCAAAAUUAAUUGUUUGCUUUUCAGUGACUCUGUCAGAUGGCUGUUGCGGCUGCUCAAGAGUAAGCAGGCAGGACUCCAAACCCGUAUUUUACAGGUUUUAUUUUGGCGCAAACUAUUUACAGUGACGCGGGUGGUGCUGUGGGUUAAACCACAGAGCCUAGGACUUGCUGAUCAGAAGGUUGGCAGUUCGAAACCCCGCGACAGGGUGAGCUCCCAUUGCUCGGUCCCUGCUCCUGCCAACCUAGCAGUUCGAAAGCACGUCAAAGUGCAGGUAGAUAAAUAGGUACCGCUCCGGCGGGAAGGUAAACGGCUUUUCCGCAGCUUAGUCAUGCUGGCCACAUGACCCGGAAGCUGUACGCCGGCUCCCUCGGCCAAUAAAACGAAAUGAGCGCCGCAACCCCAGAGUCGGCCACAACUGGACCUAAUGGUCAGGGGUCCCUUUACCUUUACCUUUAUUUACAGUGAAGAGCCCCGAAGCUCAUGUCUGGCUCAAUCGCUAGCAGAAUCCGGGAGUGGUCUUUUUUUUGGACUUCCCCCAACCUUCCCCUUCCCUCUUUGCACCUUAGGCUACUGCGCAGAAUGGGCGAUGGCAAGGGCGUGUUUCCCUCCUGUCCGCCUUGCCCAGGAGCGGUGUUAAGGCUCCCACAAGCAUCCUCUGGUCCUUGCACCUCUUCCCCACUAGAGGUGGGGCUUUCCUCCUCCCCGGAAGAGGAACUGCUUCGCAAGAUUUUCGGAGGCUCCCUGUAACACAACUGCCCUUCUAUUCCUCGCCUCUAAGCUGAUGGCAGUUCCCUGACAGAAUCCAAACAAUGUUCUGAUUUAAAAAAAAUAAUAAAGCUGCUCAUAAGGAGUAUUUGUAAUAAUUCAAGCAGGUAUGCUUGAAUUUCACCUUUUAGUAGAGGUGAAAACAAGUAGAUUUCAACAUGGGAAAAUUAUCAAGAUUUCAAGGCUCAUUUUUGGGUAUAUUAAAACGGUGGUGUAUUUUUAAACAGGUGCAGAGCAGUACAUUUGAGGCAGAAGGUGCUCAGAAGUGCAAUCCUUCAGCUUGAAUUACAGUGGCCUUGAAUUCUAAUAGGUCUGUUCAAAAGAGGACUUUCCUCUUCACUUUUGUCCCUCCUCUCCCCAUUUGGCAUAAACGCUGUUUCAAUAUAGCCAGGGACUCUGAGAGCAUUUUAGUAUCUGGAGUUGCCACAAGUUAGCCGCUCCUGCUCAAAUGACUUGACUGAUGGUUAUCUCUAUUAUCAAUAUUGGGAUAUCAAGUUGUGUUCUUUUUAUCUUUUCUUCCCGGCAGUCUCCUAUCCAGGCACUGACCAGGCAGAUCCACAUUUGUCAUUAAUUAAAUUUGUAUAGCACCCUUUAUCUGAAGACCACAGGGCGGUUCAGUACAAAACGAGAGCUCAAAAUACAUAAUAAAACAAAAACAAGUUAUGAGUUUUCCUCCCGGGGUUUUAAAUUAGUUCCCAGUGUUUUGGUUCCAGUACUGCUUGGGAACUACUAGUGUCGGGCGGGCAGGCAGCCACAUGUUGCCUAAGCAACUGUGUUGUUCUUUUGUUUGGUCCUGAUGCUUUGACACCUGAUGGACUACUAGAAUGAGGAGAAGGUGAGUUUGGAGUUCCAGUGGGUGGCUGCCUUCUUAGAGCAUUAUUUUCCUGCAGUAUGUUACUUAACACACCCUUUUCUUCAUUUUAAAUUUAGCAUGACAUAAUCUACCUAAUAACCCAGUUUUCCUUUUUCUUUAUAACCACUGCAAAACGUUGGAAAAUGUGUUUUAUGGAUAGGAAGCCAGUCUAAUCCUGCUUCAGCUAGCAGGACUCCUGGAAUAUCACCCCUUGUUUCCUGGGGGGCAGGCGGUGGUGGUUUAGAUCCUCAUCUCCAUUCACUAUGCAUUUCUGCAGUCCAGAUGUUUUUUUAUGCCAUCCAAAUGCUGUACAGAUCUUACUUUUUUCUUGAGACAACCUAUUUAGAAAGUUGUAAAGUGAGCUGCUGGAGUCAGAAGUCUUUUUGAUCAGCAAUAGAGUGUUUUUCGUGUUAUUUGACCAUAGGUUAAGAUGUAUAUAAUAAACAUUAUUUAGUUGCACAUUAAUGCUGUUUGGUCUUUUAAAUUUAGACAGGAGCCGGUAAAACAUAUACCAUGGGGACCGGAUUUGAUGUUAACAUAAUGGAAGAGGAACAGGGCAUUAUACCACGAGCUGUAAAACACCUGUAUAAAUGUAUUGAAGGAAAAACGCAUGCAGCUAUUCAACAAGGGGUUCCACCUCCAGAAUUUAAAGUGAAUGCUCAGUUCUUAGAGGUAAGCUUUCAUAGUAAUAAUUAUUUCCCCCAUGUAGCAAAGAUAUUGGGGCAUCCUAAUCACAACAUAUUCAAUUUUGAUUGGCAAGGAGGUAAAUUUUAAAUCUGUUUUGUCAACAUACAAUUUAAAUAUUGCAGAAAACCCAAUGGAAUGAAUUGUGGCAAUAUGUUUAUUAUUGUUUAUUAUGUAAUUUAGGCAGGAAGAAUGGCAGGGAAGUUGAGAUUUGCUUAUCUUACGUUAGAAAUCUAUGUUUUGGAACAUCGUGUUGCAAACUAUUUAACACCCACACUAGGGUGGAGAGAGAGGACAUUUUGCCCUUUUCACUAAAGCUCAGAUGAUUUAUGACGCCUGAUUCAAAGCUUAGGAAACAUGUUUUAUUAAUUGAGGUCAGUAAGAUGCCCCCUCUCUUGGUGUUGUUGAAUAAGGUCAAUGAACUGUGUUUGCCACUUUUACAUUUGCAAUUCUAAUGGGAGUUAUUUUUCUGAGUUAGGGUUUAGCAACAGCAGGGUAACCAAGUUACAGGUGCUUGAAUUCCGACUCAGGUAAUUAUCGUUGGACUCCUGUUGGCAUUUCUGCCAAAAUAUUAACCAAAUACAUUAUGGAGUUGGACUAGUCUAUACCUGUUGCUCUUGACCUAAGGGCACUGGAUUUAAGCUUUCUGGCUAAUAUUUGUCCAGAGGAACAAAUCGCAAACUGCACAGUAUAAAGGCAGCCCCUUAGUUCCCCUUAAUUUGGACUUUGUUUUCCGAACUCUUUGAUAGUUAAACAGUUGCUUUCCCCCUCCCCCAGGGUCCUGAUAGUUUGUAAGCAAAACAAAGCCAUUUUUAGUGACUUUGGACUUCCAGUGCAUCUUCAGCUGAUAAUUGUAGAAUGUUUAUACUUACUAUUUCCAAAAAUAGAUUCUAUGUAUUUUAACAAAAACGUCUGCCAUAAAGUGUUUCUGUGAUAUAUUUUAAAAUACAGAAACAGAGGUGCAAAUCACUUUGUCCAGAAAAACAAGCCUUGGAGGAAUGCUUAACUUUUUUUUCAUUUAAAAAAGCAUUUACAGUGCUGCCAUUUUUUUAAAAAAAGAGGCACUCUUCAUAGAAAUAUGGGGGGGAAAGGAAGAAGAUGAAGUUGUAUCCCUAUCAGUAGCUAACAGGUCUGGCAAGCUUAAGUGCUAGUUAGAUGAUAUAAUGAGUGAUGCAAUCUCUUUACUUCUAGGAACCAAGUAUGUGUAAAACAAUAUCCUCUUUCACCAUAAAACACUAAAUAUAUCCAAGCUUUCAGUUUUUAGAUACUUUUCAUUGCAUUGACAGAUUAAACUGGUGCCAGCUAAUUAUGCAGUAUAAACCCUGCUGAAUCGUGUUUUCAAUAUUGCCUUAGAACUGCUAAUUGGAAGAAUCCCCAAAUCAAAGUGAUUUCAAGUGUCUCAUUCCGUUGUCUGGAAGGUCCUGGUCUGCAUUUAACAUGCAUGGCCAAUCUGCUUGUUGAAAGUCAGAACAAGAUUGCAUUAAAUGCCUCUCUGAGGGUUAGCGAAUAAACAUUGGCCAGGAACGUUGUUCCGUUAUGCAGUCGGUGUGUGGUUAUGGAAAUUCUCCUCCUGCUUCAUUUCCCAUGCAAAGGCCCAGAAGAGCAUUUGCAUCCUUGCACCGUUCUCUGGGGAACAUGCAUACUGUGUAUAUAGAAAGAUUCAAGAGUGCAAAGGAUCUGAAGAACCUCACUGAAAGCAUUAGUCCUGCUGGCCACAUGACCCGGAAGCUGUACGCCGGCUCCCUCAGCCAGUGAAGCAAGAUGAGCGCGGCAACCCCAGAGUCGUCCGCGACUGGACCUAGUGGUCAGGGGUCCCUUUACCUUUACCGUGCCUCAUGGUGACCACAAUAGUGUUCUGACGUUGUUUCCUCCCUUGCCCUUAAAGAGGGUUUAGCUCUCACGGUCAGAUACUAUCCUGCAUUCAAAUCAAUGUGGGUUCCCAUGUUCAAUUUGGUUAUUUCUCAGGUAAGAGGUAGAGAGAGCAACAUGGAAGCAAACCUCUGCUCCCUCACCCCCAAUACUACUGUGGGUCAAGUGUAAUACAGUGGUACCUCAGGAUACAUAGGCUUCAGGUUACAUACGCUUCAGGUUACAGACUCCGCUAACCCAGAAAUAGUGCUUCAGGUUAAGAACUUUGCUUCAGGAUGAGAACAGAAAUCGUGCUCCGGCGGCGCAGCAGCAGCAGAAGGCCCCAUAGCUAAAGUGGCGCUUCAGGUUAAGAACAGUUUCAGAUUAAGAAUAGAAUUAAGUACUUAACCCGAGGUACCACUGUCUCUUAAUAGGUCCUGUAUUUUUUUGGAAAUUUGGCUCUACCAAACUUUUACCAGUUGUUUCAGAGUGAGUUUGGGAAAACUGGAGAUGGGAGACACUUAUAGAAUAAAAAUGGAGAGAAAUGUGGAAUAGUGCAACUUGCUCCCCGUUCUGCAUUGAGAAGCAACUUUUUGCAGAUAAGCAAAACGCUCAAGAAAUUUGAGGGACAAAUGUGAUGAUACCCCAGACUUGGGCAGGAGCUAUGGCAGCAACACCCUCCCACCCACCCCUUACUUGCUAUGGGUGGUAGUCAAUGCUACUCAGAGUAGACCCACUGAUGUCAAUGGAUGUGAGUAACUUACGUUAAUUGAUUUCAGUUGGUCUAUUCUGUGUAGGAUUUACUUGAAUAUAAGCCUGUGUCAUUUUCCAAGUACUGAUCAGCCUGCUGUAACAUAGCAUAUCCUUCUCCUGCUCACAAUGUCCUGAACUAUUUUCUGUAAUUCCAUUAGCAAGCUUUGUCAUUGUUGGCCAGUCAUGUUUCUGGAGAAUGACUAUACCCAGCAGCCAUGAUAGGGAAAACUGUGUCUUAAUUAUUUUGGUCAAACCACAGUACAUCUUGAAUUUUGUGUUAAUUAUAUUUUCCUUGCUGAUGUUGGCCUCUUUUUUUCUUUCAAAUUAGCUUUACAAUGAAGAAGUCCUUGAUCUCUUCGACACAACGCGUGACAUGGAUUCAAAGAACAAAAAAUCAAACAUAAAAAUCCACGAAGAUUCAGCGGGUGGAAUAUACACGGUGGGGGUCACAACACGGACUGUAAAUUCAGAAUCUGAGGUAAUAUUUUUAUUCUCAAUGAAAAUGAGAUGGCUUUUGUAAAACAUACUACUGUGUGUGUGUGUGUGUGUGUGUGUGUAUGUAUCUAUUUUUCAAUAUAGAUACAGAUAUAGAUAUUCUUCCUUUCCACUCAGGAGCUCAAGACAGCAGGCAUGAUUUCGCCCUCCCUCUUCCCUAUCUGUUAUGUACUGAAGUUCUCACCCUGGGCCAGCAGGGGGAUACUGUAGAUAGUUAUGCAAAUAAGGGAUCAAAAGUGACGUUCAGUGAUUGGAUAGUUUUAGAAAAUUGUUACAGUUACGUUGUACUGGAGCUCUAUAUAAGCAGGCUGACUGAACCCUUCAGUUCAGUUCUGUUCUGGCCUGUGAAUAAACAAGAGCUGUUUGAAGAAUCGCUGUGUCGUCUGAUAUGUUCACCCACAACUUAACACUAUCCUUGCAGCAAUCCUGAGUGGUAGGUUAGGCUGAGAAACAGGGAUUAGUGCAAGAUAACUGGCUGAACUUGGAGCUCCCUGGUUAUAGUUUCAGUCUAACUGCUACACCACAUUGACCCUUGCCCAAGAACAGGCUUAGGAAUACAGUACAGGUGACUCCCCACUUACAGGGGGGUUACAUUCUAGGCCCCCGCACGCAUAAGUGAAAGAGAUAAAAGGCAGGCAUAAUUGCUGCUAUCUUUGAUUUGUAAGAUGGGGGUGGAGACGCUCCUUCAGGUAUACUGGACCGAGGCCGUUUAGGGCUUUAAAGGUCAGCAUCCACACUUUGAACUGUGCUCAGAAAUGUAUUGGGAGCCAAUGUAGCUCUUUCAAGACCAGUGUAUGUGUGUAGGUUUAAUUUCAGCCAUAUAUCCUUUUCCCCACCAUUUUUACAGAUGAUGCAAUGUUUGAAGCUGGGCGCUUUAUCUCGAACCACUGCCAGCACUCAGAUGAAUGUUCAGAGCUCACGUUCACAUGCCAUCUUCACUGUCCACUUGUGUCAAACGAGAGUUUGCCCUCCAAUUGAUGCGGUAUGUAUUAUGCUAUUUUUGUCUUGGAAAAAAUCAAUAACACUGCAGUGUGUGUGUGUACCCUGGAGGAAUAUCUUGUAUUAGAGUAAUAGCCAAAACUGAUUUUCUUGGUCCACCUUCUUAAGUUAUACUGCUUGGUGUGGGAAUUGUUGCAGUGUGAUGUUAGAAUGGUGGCUCAUGCCACCAUUGCCCUUUUCGUAUGGAAGAAGAGUUUGGAUUUGGAUUUGAUAUCCCUCUUUAUCACUACCCUAAGGAGUCUCAAAGCGGCUAACAUUCUCCUUUCCCUUCCUCCCCCACAACAAACACUCUGUGAGGUGAGUGGGGCUUUGAGAUUUCAAAGAAGUGUGAUUAGCCCAAGGUCACCCAUCAGCUGCAUGUGGAGGAGCGGAGACGCGAACCCGGUUCACCAGAUUACAAAUCUACUGCUCUUAACCACUACACCACACUGGCUCUCCUGGAGAUGCAAUAUUGUAUUUUGUAUGCCAUAUUGGCUCUUUCCAUUUAGCCCACGGCCUCUCAAGGAUUCUGGUGGUACAAGAAAGAAACAGCAGUGUUGCAGUAAUAAGAUACGAGGCCUAAGUAAUUCAAAGGUCCACUUACGUUUAAACAGCGUUGCCAUCCUUCCAUUUAUAAUAUUUACCAUAUUUUUUGCUCUAUAAGACUCACUUUUUCCCUCCUAAAAAGUAAGGGGAAAUGUGUGUGCGUCUUAUGGAGCGAAUGCAGGCUGCGCAGCUAUUCCAGAAGCCAGAACAGCAAGUGGGAUUGCUGCUUUCGCUGCGCAGCGAUCCCUCUUGCUGUUCUGGCUUCUGAGAUUCAGAAUAUUCUUUUUCUUGUUUUCCUCCUCCAAAAACUAGGUACGUCUUGUGGUCUGGUGCGUCUUAUAGAGCGAAAAAUACGGUAAAUAACUUACACUUAAAAUCAAAUUGAUUGAGAUGUCCACCUGUUCCCAUAGCAACAGAUCUGCCUUGGUUGCUAAAGGCCUCGACCUUCCUGCACUGUAGGUCUCGGGUCUAAAUAACUCAAAUAUUUGACAGUUACAUUCCCAAAUAUUGUGGGAUUAGAGUUUUGUUUUGUUGGGGAAGUUGAAAGUGGUGGUGUGCGUUUAAAGUUGUGUAUGUUUGUAUAAGCUGUGGGGGAUAUCUCUGUAAGGAAAGUGUUAGGUUGUGGGUGAACAUAUCAGACGACACAGCGAUUCUUCAAACAGCUCUUGUUUAUUCACAGGCCAGGACAGAACUGAACUGAAGGGUUCAGUCAGCCUGCUUAUAUAGAGCUCCAGUACAAUGUAACUGUAACAAUUUUCUAAAACUAUCCAAUCACUGAAUGUCACUUUCGACCUCUUAUUUGCAUAACUAUCUACAGUAUCCCCCUGCUGGCCCAGGGUGAGAACUUCAGUACAUAACAGAAAGUAUAUUGACACUUAAAACUUUCAUAGCCUAAAGCUAAGUGCACUAAGAAAUAAUUGGGCCCUUGUUCUUGAUGUGUCUGGUGUCUUUAUAGGCAUUCUAAAGAUUCUAAAUACUAUAUUAUAAACUGUUAUGUUAGGAAUAGGCAAGUACAGAACGCUUUUGUUUUAAAUUACAAACAUUGUGACCAUGAGCAGUAUAGUCCUUCAGUGUUUCAGCUUCCUUUUUAAAAGCGAUUUAAUUUGAUUUGAAAACAUGCGAAGUAUGCUUAUUAGAAGGAUUUGCUUCGCUUCCAAAAUAUAUUAUCCAUCCAUGCAUGUAGGCAUAUGUUUGAAGAUGUGAACCUUGGUUUUAAUUGGCUUUAAAAUAGAAAGUAUGCAUUUAAAAUGAAAAUGGGGUGGUCACAGGAGCGGAAAGCCUUUGACUUGCUUUCUGCUGAGUUAACAGAAAAGAAAGAAAGCUCUUUGCCAUUAUGAACAUAUUUUUCUCAAGCACUUUUGUUUAUAUACUGGAAAUGUUUCAGCUACGUGAAAACUGUAGUGUGCUUAUGACGACAGAUGUCAGGAUAAUUUAUAUUUUUGUCAUUUAUCCUCUUGAGUUCUGUACAAAAAUCCUUUCACUUACAGAAAAAUAAUUCAUGCUAAUAACAAAUGUUUGCUACAAAUGUCGUUGUCAGUGGCAAGAUUGUAGAUUCUGAAACCUAUUAAUUGUUAUGUAGAAGUGGUUUAUGAGGUUAUACUUUUAUUGCCUGGAGUUUGAUCCUUCUCUUCUGAAACAUUCAUGAACAACUCACAUUUCCCCCCUCUACUGGUAGCUGGAAAUAUUACAGGGUCUCUUUUUCCUAAGGAUGGAAUUUUUUUAAGAGUUGAAGGUGGUUUGGAAGAGUCCCGCUGUCGCUUCAGAUGCAGUAGACAUUAUAGCUUUUUGAAACAAUGCAAAAACUUAUUUACCCAGAGGCAAGAGUGGGUCACAUGUGCAAACUGUAAAAAUUAUUUUAAAUGUAAACCUUCAGCUUAAUAUAUGGCUCUAGCUUAGGACUCUGGUUAAUGAGGAUAAUAGCUUCUUUAUUCUAGUUUAUCAUCUAGUGAAUGCUGUCUGUAAUUCUCUGGGAACAGGCGAAAGCAUAGAGGCAGUUGUAUUCUUUUCCCUGCCUCCAUUUCACUGUCUCUUCUUCUGCAGAGAUUUCUAAAACUUGCUUUCCUAAAGAGGAUUUUGAUGGGCCCACAUUUGCUGUUCUAGUUUUCCUCUCUUUUUGCCCUGCGUUGCUGGGAGCAUGGCUUAAAUAGGGAGAGGCAGUUUGUUGGUCUUUAAAAACACGUCGCUCUCUUUGCAGCCUCACCGGUCUUCUUUCUUCACCACAGGACAACAUGACAGAUAACAGAAUGAUAUCGGAGUCAUCUCAGCUAAAUGAGUUUGAAACCCUUACUGCUAAGUUUCACUUUGUGGAUUUGGCAGGGUCCGAACGAUUGAAGCGCACAGGGGCCACUGGGGAGAGAGCAAAAGAAGGCAUUUCCAUCAAUUGCGGACUAGUAAGUACUACCUUGACAGCAUUUUGAUCCUCCUCGUUUCCUAAAAUCAUUACAUACCACCUUUCAUUACAUAAGAAAUACCAAGGCAGUUCACCAGGCAGUAAGAAGGAGCGUCUCCAUCCCCAUCGUUCUGCCCGGACACUGAGGUCCAGUGCCGAGGGCCUUCUGGUGGUUCCCUCGCUGCGAGAAGCCAAGUUACAGGGAACCAAGCAGAGGGCCUUCUCGGUAGUGGCACCUGUCCUGUGGAACGCCCUCUCAUCAGAUGUCAAGGAAAUAAACAACUACAGUGGUACCUCGGGUUACAUACGCUUCAGGUUACAUACGCUUCAGGUUACAGACUCCACUAACCCAGAAAUAUUACCUCGGGUUAAGAACUUUGCUUCAGGAUGAGAACAGAAAUCGUGCAGCAGCGGUGCACUGGCAGCAGGAGGCCCCAUCAGCUAAAGUGGUGCUUCAGGUUAAGAACAGUUUCAGGUUAAGUACGGACCUCCAGAACGAAUUAAGUACUUAACCCGAGGUACCACUGUAUCUGACUUUUAGAAGACAUCUGAAGGCAGCCCUGUUUAGGGAAGUUUUGAAUGUGUGACAUUUUAAUGUAUUUUUAAUCUUUGUUGGAAGCCACCCAGAGUGGCUGGGGAAACCCAGCUGGAUGGGCAGGGUAGAAAUAAAUUAUUAUUAUUAUUAUUUAUUAUUAUUAUUGUUAAGACAAUGGGGGGGAAUACAACAAUAAAAUCCAUAAUGGCAAAACAGGAGUUAAAAUAGCAAUAUCAUUUACAGUAGGCAGAAAUGCCAGGAACUGAUAUUAAUGGUCAGGAAAUACCCAGGUAAAAUAGGUACAUUUUUCAUGGAAGAGCCCCAGAGUUAGUGCCAACCUGUUUUCCAAAGGGAGCAAAUUCAACAUGGUAGGCACCAGCGUGGAGAAAUUCCUUCUCUGUACCACAGUGAGAUAGAUGUCUGCAAGCCAUGUCAUGUUUAAUAGGGCCUCCCCCAGCUGUUUAUGGCCUCAUAAGCCAAUACUAAAACCUUAGAAGAAUCCCUGAGGCAGAAAUAUACUUAAUGCACAGGACCAAGGAUUGCAGUGCUUGGAUCACAUUCUUGCCAUUUAUUUCAAAGCUAUGUGGGGGAUGUAACUAGUCAACUGUGGCUAGUUUUUAAUGUUUGUCCCACUUUUUAAUGUUUGUCCCACUGUUUGCAUUCUACCACCAUGCCAUUACAAACGAACAGCUCUUUAAAUGUGCCACGGGACUCUUCAUUUAGUUGUUGCAGUUUAGCCCGGCCGUCAUGUCCCUAUAAUUGAGAUAGUUGAUGAAACAGGAAUUGCUUCCCUACGGUAAAAUAGCUGUACUGCAAUAUAGUGGCUAUAAACACUGCAUUGCCAUAAACGUUGACUUUGACUUGCUAUUGGAGCUAGCAACAUUACACUGUCUGACACUGGAGCAAAAAAUGUUGAUAUUAAAUUAUACUUGGUUUUUUGGGGGUUGUUGCUUUUUUACAAAAGUAAGCCUGAAAGAUAUUCCAGAGCCAACUCUGUACUGGGGAAAACGGUUCUGUACAUGAUUACCUUGCCUGGGAUGCAAAGAUGGAUGCAUUCCAUUUGCAGGAGAGAACUGUGUGAAGCUUUCCUGGCAGUUUCCCUUGCAUCAAGUCUUGUGACUAAACGGGCAACUCAUUUCUAAAAUAGAACAAUGGCUUACGUCUUUGACAGUGAAAGCUACCGCAGUGGAAAAGGACAAAGUAUAGUUCUGCUGACUGCACUUUUCUCUCCCUCACAUUUUCUGACUCUGCACAAUGCUGCUGAUUCUGAUUGUGUCAAUACUUAUGUGUGUUGGGUGGUGCUGGUUUUUUGGGGCAGAAUUUUAUUAAAACAAAUGUUGCAUAUUUUAUAGCUGGCGUUGGGCAACGUAAUAAGUGCACUGGGAGAUAAGAGCAAGAGGGUCACUCACGUACCAUACAGAGAUUCAAAAUUAACACGGCUGUUGCAAGACUCCCUUGGAGGAAACAGGUACAAGCAAAUUUUUUUAUUUGAAACCAUGUUUGAAAGAGAUGUCACAAGAAUUUUGAUUAAUUUGCUAUUGAUGGAACUAAAGUGUAUUAGAAUACAAUAAAACAAGAACCACACUGUCUCUCUCUCUCUCUCUCUCUCUCUCUCUCUCUCUCUCUAUUUCGUAUAGCUGAGCUGAAUUAAUAGAAUUGGUUUUUCUGCCUCAGCAGAUAAAACACGGUAGCACAUUUCAUCUUUUUGCUCUGGGUUGCCUGGAAAAUGAUGCAGCCCCAUAAAUAAAAGAGGAAAUUACCACUUACCCCUUUAUAAAAUCCAGUAGCACGGACAGAAAAAAACUCACAAGAGAAAACAAACUAAUGUAGAGCACAAGUAAAUGAUCUGUUUAAUAGGAAUACUUACUCUGAACCCUUUUAGAGAGACGGUAAUGCAGUUAAGCCUCAAUUGGAUGAAAGCUUAAGGGAGUGGUUUUCCAGUAAAGGCUUCAAAAACAAGGCCAUUUAGAAGUCAAGAGUUUCCUUGAAUUUGUUGUGCUGUAGAACUCUAACACUUGCAACUUAAUGAGAGACUGUGCAGUUGAGAAUCCUCAGCUCAGCCAGUUUAUUAAAGAGUUAGUAAGCUUUGCCACGGGACGCGGGUGGUGCUGUGGGUUAAACCACAGAGCCUAGGACUUGCUGAUCAGAAGGUUGGCUGUUCGAAUCCCCGUGACAGGGUGAGCUCCCGUUGCUCGGUCCCUGCUCCUGCCCACCUAGCAGUUCGAAAGCACGUCAAAGUGCAAAUAGAUAAAUAGGUACCACUCCGGUGGGAAGUUAAACGGCAUUUCCGUGAGCUGCUCUGGUUCACCAGAAGCGGCUUAGUCAUGCUGGCCACAUGACCUGGAAGCUGUACGUCAGCUCCCUCGGCCAAUAAAGUGAGAUGAGCGCCGCGACCCCAGAGUCAGCCACGACUGGACCUAAUGGUCAGGGGUCCCUUUACCUUUACCUUAAGCUUUGCCACAGGAAUAGCACUGGGAUUCUUCUGUGGGAAUACCUACUGUAUACUUUUCCCCUUAAUUUUGAUCCCAUCCUCCUGCAACAUCCAGAUUCUUCAUCAUCUUGGUUGCCCUCCUCUGCACAUGUUCCAGCUUGUCAAUGGUCUUCUUCAAUUGUGGUGCCCAGAACUGGACAUAGUAAUCCAGGUGUGGUCUGACCAAGGCAGAAGAGAGCAGGACUCUUCACUUCCCUUAAUAGGGAUGCUAUACUUCUGUGGAUGCAGCCGUGCGCCUACACAGCCAUGCCCCUUCUGAUACUAUACAAUAAUCUUACAGUUGUGCAGUAAUAACAAUUAGGGGUGCAUUGCAACAUUCAGUGCUGAUCCGUGUGUUGCCUUUCAGCUAGAUCUGCUGUUUUCUGUGCACAUACAUGGGCAAAUGAUUUGUAGUAUCUUCUUUCAGAUAGUGUUUUCCAUCAGGUGCCAUUGGACGUAACAGAACUUGCAAACCAUUAUCUUGAAACUGAAGCUCCCUUGUGUUUUCACCGUUCUUAAUUGCUUAGUUUUGGAGCAUAUAGUGGCUUAAAAGCUUCCCUUUCAUGCUCAUUGGGUCACUCUCGGAUUUGCAGACGAGGGGCCCUGCUGCAGAAAUAUUAACAGGUGCCCACUAUCGCUACACACCACCGAUUGUACAAGCAGCCUCCUGCCUGUUCAAUCUUUGGCUCCAACCCAAUGGCUCCAGUGAAGUGAAACUAUGCACAUGCUUCUGAUUUCUUAUUUUUCCACUGUAGCCACUGAAAGAACAGGCUGCUUUUGAAAGAUGGCUGUUCAGUCCAGCAGUGCAAGUGCCUUUGGCGGAAAUGAAAAUAAGUACAUUGCUGUGCUAAACCUUAUUCAUGCAUCUAAUAUCUGCUGAAUAUUGACCACAUUCUAUUGGUAUACACUGCAAAGAAGCCUAAUCUAAAAUAACCCUCAGACGUACUACUGUAUUCAGAAUACAAAUAAGCAUUGACGUUAUAGAAGCCUAUUUGAUUAUUAUUUUUUAAUAUAUAAAUGCAGAGUGAAAGUAUUUAAAGUAAAGGCAAGAAGGCAGUCUCCGUUUCAGAGACUGUAACUUGCAAUAAGACAAAUUCACGGUGUAGUGUAAUAAUACAGAUGGGUAACAAUUUUUCAUUCAUUCCUUAGUUAAGCUAUAGUAUAUUUUUGCUGGAGAGGAGGGUGGAGGAUGUUGGGAAAGGUCACAACUUACUAUUGAGUGAUAGGGACAAAAUGAAUUGCAGUGUAAGCAAAAAAUAAAAAUCGGAGAGCCAUAAUAGCAGGGGCGGGUUGGCGGCAGGGGGACUAGAACAAACAAAAGAUCCUGUGGAAAUGUAUUUGUGACUAUUUCCACAAGGUGGCAUUUCUACACAUAAUUAUGCACUUUCAUUUGGAUGCUUUGUAAUCUGCUACUAAAAUCGGAGAGCAUUUUAAUAGUCAGCACUUCGGAUUAUGGACAAACCGACAUAAUAUUAUGCUUGUGUUUUGUUCUCAGCCCAGUUAACGUUCUAAGAGUUAACCCACUGCUACCCAUAUGGUGUUUUGCUAAGUAUAUUCACUUCAUUGCUUGGAGCUUCUUGCAGAUAUGCCUGUGUAUAUAUAUUUUGAUAGGAUCAGAUAAGUGUGCAGGCCUUCAGAGUAGUGUUACAAGAUACAGCUAUACUUCCAGCAGCUUCUAUAAAGAAACAAAAAUAGGUCAGUUUUGGUCUUCUGCCCGAGAUGAAAUUCAUCAGCUGAUACACUCGUGAUUUUCAUUUUGUUUUGUGCAGCUGUGUUCACCAUUGUGCCUUGUUAAAAUGCUGAGAGCUGCAACUUUCAUUUAUUUAUUCAUUUAGAAAGAACUCCCCCUCCCCCCCCGUAUUAUUAGCAAGGUGCAAAUAAUUUCUGGAUACAUGUUACAUACCUUUGGUUGGGAACAAUACAAACAGUUUUGCUUGGUUUUAAAGUUCUGAUGAAGCAUGUUAGUGCAUUUAUCGUCUUUUGUUUAUAUGUAGCAGUGGCACACAGCGCUGCCCUUGCUUUUCUGCUUCCGUUGAUAAAACCUGCACUGUUUUUAACCUGCAGCCAAACCGUCAUGAUCGCCUGCGUAAGCCCCUCAGACAGAGAUUUCAUGGAAACCUUGAACACUUUGAAGUAUGCAAACCGGGCACGAAAUAUCAAGAACAAGGUGAUGGUUAAUCAGGACAGGGCUAGCCAGCAGAUUAAUGCUCUGCGGAGCGAGAUCACGCGGCUCCAGAUGGAACUCAUGGAGUAUAAAACGGUAAUACUCAUUAUAAUGUUUUCCUCAGUAGUCCUUGGCUGCUACAUUAAACCAUUUUGCAUGUCCAGGUUUGUCCCUCCUCUCCACCUCCCUCCAUGGUAAAGAGAGGCAUGUGUUCCUCAUAUAAUUGAUUUUUUUUAAAUUAAAAAACCCCCCAUAUACUUCAGAGUGGGACAAGUUGGUACUUCGUUUCCAUCAGCAAAGCUUAGUUUACAUUCUGGAAACUCCAAUGUUUCCUAUAAGCCAGAUAAGCUAUUUCAUAUCAGUUUCUGCUAGCUCCAGACAUUUAAGUAGCCAUUUCCUAACAGACAGAGCUUGUGACUCUUUCCAGCUGCGGGUCCACACUGUCCUUUCUGCUGUUGGCAAAAACCUGAUUAAAAAUAUCAGGUUUGCAGGGAUAUGCUUCGCAAACCAGUGAAAUAAGAAUAACACAGGAGAGAGUGAAUCCCGCUGUAUGCUAUUAUUAAUUUGUCUCCGAAAAUCAUAAAUCAGGCACGGCCAAACUUGGCCCUCCAGAUGUUUUGGGACUACAGUUCCCAUCAUCCCUGACCACUGGUCCUGUUAGCUAGGGAUGAUGGGAGUUGUAGUCCCAAAACAUCUGGAGGGCCAAGUUUGGCCAUGCCUGUCACAAAUGAUCUGGCACUCCCACCACAUAUGUAAUAUACAGUGGUACCUUGUGUUACAAACACUUCGGGUUACAGACUCCGCUAACCUGGAAGUAGAACCUCGGGUUAAGAACUUUACCUCAGGAUGAGAACAGAAAUCGCAUGCUGGCACCGUGGCAGCAAUGGGAGACCCCAUUAGCUAAAGCGGUACUUCAGGUUAAGAACGGUUUCAGGUUAAGAACGGACCUCCGGAACGAAUUAAGUACUUAACCUGAGGUACCACUGUAUGUGCAUUUGUGGCACAUUUGAAACCAGUGAACUUCUGGGUAGAUUUUAUGUAACCUGGCCAGAAUUGAGGACCAGAGUAGCAACAGUUUAUACUAAACCUCGCUUGCUGAUAAACGUAUUGGAGACCUUCUCACAGAGCCCCAAAUCUUGACUCAUUUCUUCUCAGAAAUGCUAAAAUCCAGGACUUGUAUCUGAUGUGCUUUAAUCAGUGUAAGGAUUCACGUUUGCGCAGCGGAGUUUACUCUCUCCUUCCCCCACUUCCUUCUAAAUCUGUUCUAGUGGUUCCCCAACCUCUGCAGCAGAAUUGGGGAUGGAGGGCACAAACACAAAUCCUUGCACUAAUGGGUUUCUUUUUCACCCUGCUCUAGCCAUCAAGUCAUUUUACUGAGAUCCAUUAACAAUGUGUAAUUUGUCUUUAUCAUCUGUUAGGGCAAAAGGAUUAUUGAUGAGGAAGGUAUGGAAAGCGUCAAUGACAUGUUUCAUGAAAAUGCCAUGCUGCAAACAGAAAACAACAACCUCCGAGUCAGGAUAAAGGCAAUGCAAGAGACUAUUGAUGCACUGAGAGCCCGAAUCACACAGCUUGUGAGUGAUCAGGCCAACCAGGUCCUGGCCAGGGCAGGUAAUGUGUAUUCUUCUCACUGAAAAAUGUUGUAUGUAUCAAACUUUGUCUACAAAGGCUCUUGGCCAUUGUUCACCUCCUUGUUUCACAAGUAUAGGGGCUUCCUCAAGUUAGUAAUGCACAGAGGCAGAGGGAGUGCAGACCUCAGGUUUGUGAGAUCUACUAGGGGUGUGUGUGUGUGUGUGUGUGUGUGUUACUGGAACCCAAAGGUUUGCCAACUAAAACUAGGUGCGAAAGACAUGCAGCUACAAUUAAAGAACAGGGCAUGCCUGAGCACAAUUUGAACUACGAAAUUUAUUUUCACUACCAGAAUUGAACAAAGAACAAAGCAUACAUAUGCAUAUAUUUCAUUCUCUCUCUCUCUCUCUCUCUCUCUCUCACACACACACACACACACACACACGCACACACACGCACACACACGUAUUCUGUAAUUGAUUUUAUAGCUGCAGACUGCUUAGAAGCUGUUUUGGCAUAUAAACGGCAUAAACAAACAAACAAACAAAAACCUCACACGAAAGUCUUCAUUUCAGCAGCCUAAUUUAGAUGUAAAAUGUUGCUUUGUUUGUUGCUAUUGUUAAUCGAGAGAGAAUUGGAAACCCUUUCCAAUCUACUGCAAAUUGCCCCAGAGAUGCCCAGUGGAUCCCUAUCUACAUUCUGCCCAUUCCCAAACAUAGAUAAUUUGAGUAAACCUGAACUGUUCAGUAAAACUGAAACUGUACAUUCUGCGAACUAACCCUUUCUUGUACACAUUCAGUAAUAAUGUUAAUCAUAAUUUAUUAUUUCUACCCUGCCCAUCUGGCUGGGUUUCCCCAGCCACUCUGGGCGGCUUCCAGCAGAAGGUUAAAAAUACAUUAUUUCUUUGACAUCUGAUGGGAGGGUGUUCCACAGGGUGGGCACCACUACCAAGAAGGCCCUCUGCCUGGUUCCCUGUAACUUACCACUGAUUUGUCUACAUAAAUCCAUAUUUCCUGUGAACCCCUUGGCACAGGGCUGGCCCAAUAUAUUUUGGGAGUGAAGAUCUACAUCAGGCAUAAGGGGAGAGUGCAGCGACAGAAACAGCAAGCAAUGCAUUCCUUGGAAACUGGUUCUGCUGCCCCUGUGGAUUGUGCCACCUGAGGCGUCAUCUCACCUUGCCUCAUGGGUGGGCCAGCCCUCCCUUGCCUCCUUGCCUGUGAACAUUUAAUUUCCCCUUCUGAAUAUUAAAUGCUGGUCCCCAUGCAAUCCUGAUAACAACAUUUUGUGUCUGUCUGCCAUUCUAAUAAACACACUUUAAUAUUGGUUGUUGUCUUUUUAAAGGAGAAGGUAAUGAAGAAAUCAGCAACAUGAUUCAUAACUACAUCAAGGAAAUUGAGGAUCUCAGGUAUUAUUCAUUUGACAUCUUUUGUGAUUUUGUCUCGCUUGUGUUUCCCCCCUAUAAUGUAGAAUCUAUGUGUAACUCUACCAGUCUUUGUGGUUAAAAUGUAUUGUCUAUAUGUGUAACGUGGAAGGACUCUUGUUAGUGGUUCAGCACACACCAUGGCUCUAAAAAGCAUUGUUCUUCAUCCCAAGGUUAUUUCUAAUGACCCUGAACAGCAGUUGUCCAAUAAUUAAAUAGCUGACUUUCUAGAAAGUAUAAUUAGAACAGAACAUUAUCAGUUCCUGUAUUUGAGCUGCCUUAAGUGGAUUCACAUAGCUCUGUGAGCAUUUCCCACCGGAUCUUCGGUUAAUCUGUGUUUGGUAUCAGAGUGGGAUACACCAAAGGACUCCACUUAUUUUUUAUUUUAUUUUUUUGCCUUAUUCUUACCGCUAGUGAGUGUGUGACCUUGCUUGGAAAUGAUAGACCAUGAUUUAGCAGUCUGUGAAUGUAGCUGCUCAUGUGCUCAUACGUCCCCUUUCUUCAUUUAGUAUGGCCUCAAGGAGAAGGACAGAAGCUUUUGAUUCCAUUUUUAGCUAACCACAGUGCUGAGUUCAAACCUAGACAAACUGUGGUUAGUUGACUAUUGGUUUACUGAACUGAGAAAAUUUCAAAUCAAGAUUUAUGACAUUGGCUUGUUUCAGUAGCCUUCAGCUAAGACGGAGAACCAUAUUUGAGCAUUAUAUCUGAAGUAGAUCACAUGCACCCGUAAAUGUAUUCCCUUAUUGCCCACUCUAUGAAUCUAAUGAAAGCUGUUGGUAGAGCAUGAGACUCUUAAUCUCAGGGUUGUAGGUUGGAUCCCCACGUUGGGCAAAAGAUCUCUGCAUUGCAAGGGACUGGAUUAGAUGAUACUUCUGGUCCCUUCCACCUCUACAGUUCUAAGAUUCCAUGAAAUAAGUUUAUUAGUGUGUUGCUGCUGCUAUAAUACAUUAGCAAGACAGUACAUUGGAACAAGGUGCUUAAUCAGCACUUGUGAAAACAUCUGGCAUUAAUAUAAUAUUGCUUACAUAUGGCACCCCAGGAACCCAUUUUAGUACAGUGGUACCUCAGGUUACAUAUGCUUCAGGUUACAUACACUUCAGGUUACAGACUCCGCUAACCCAGAAAUAGUACCUCGGGUUAAGAACUUUGCUUCAGGAUGAGAACAGAAAUUGUGCUUCGGUGGCACGGCUGCAGCGGGAGGCCCCAUUAGCUAAUAUGGUGUCUCAGGUUAAGAACAGUUUCAGGUUAAGAACGGACCUCCGGAACGAAUUAAGUACUUAACCUGAGGUACCACUGUAAUUUUAUUUUUUUAAAAAAAUGUUUGUUUGAAGCAGUUGGCUAGAACCUUGAAUAUUCUUUUAGAAAAAUAUUUAACAAAAACGUAUACUGACAUUUUCCGUUUCCGCUUUCAUUUCUACAAUUUUCUGUGCCCAGGGCAAAACUACUGGAAAGUGAGGCAGUGAAUGAAAAUCUUCGCCGCAACUUGUCGAGGGCCUCAACGAGGUCAACGUACUUUGGUGGCUCCUCUUCAUUUUCUGCUUCGAUGCUUCCCUCUGAUAAAGAGACAAUCGAGAUUAUUGACUUAGCGAAAAAAGACUUGGAAAAACUGAAGAAAAAAGAAAAGAAGAAGAAAAAGAGGUACUAUUUAAAACUACGUUUGCAAAGAAUGCUGUCUGUUUUAACCAGGGAACUGUUAAUUGUGAGAUGAAGAAAAGUCCUCCUUUGCAAUAACUGCCACAUAAAUCCUGCACACACUUAGCCAAGUCUUCAUCUCUACAGUCUGCAGCUAUGGCCUGGUUUGCAUGUAAUGUUGAACCUUGGUUAACACUACAUAACGCAAGCUAAAAUGAGUCUGAGCAUAGCGUUGGGCUUGUUUGCCCCCACCUCACCUUCUUCUCCUAUGCAUCUGGCUUUUCUAGUGUUUAGUUUCACUUCAAAGAAUUCUGGCGUGUUAUGUACAAACCCACGAUGGUUUGAAGCAAACCCUGGUUAACGUCUAAGCAGGAUAACACCAGACCAUGGGUUGUGAAAUUGGCUUGUUAAACUAAGCAGAGUUCAUUUUAAACUACAACCUUUUGUCCAUAUAUUACAGUAAGCUAGGAUUCUUUGAAGUGAAACUAAGUGCAACAAAGUUUUUCUGCCAGCUGAGAAGGGAAUGUGCAAACCUUUUGUCAGGCUCAUUCUAUUUUGUGCAUAUGGUGCCAAAUCAUGGUUUAGUGUUGCACGUGAACUAGCUCAGUGGAUUAUGUACAUAUUCUUACUUGGAAGAGAAUACUGAGCUAUGAAUGUUUUGGAAGCUCCAGUUAAAAAUAAAAGUUCUACUAGUUGCUUAAUUUGAAAGACACAUAUAGCAGCCAUUGAGAUUUACAUUGGUUAUUGUUAAAAUGGCUUGUUUUUCUUUCUUCAUACCCAGCCUAUGCCUGACUUGCAACAUCACUGCAUUUCCAUACUCCAUUUGAUUCCCCCCUUAAGUUCUAAUCCUCCCAAAUUUUCCAUCAACCACUAGAUUAUUUUAGGCUGUGUUAAUAAGUAAAACAAGGAACAAGGAACUACAAGCAGUUCCCCUACAGGUAGACAGUUGUCCUUCAUUUCCUAUUUAAUGACACUUACAUUGUGUUUUAUCUAUGUGCAACAAGCUUACAGUGAAACAAAUACAUCAGUCAGAGCAAACACAUUCAUUUUCUGUUUGAUUAUGAGUGUAUACUGCUUGCUUGCUAACUGGCUGGUUUUUUUGUUGGCUAAAUGUAAAAUAUAACAGCCAGUUGCUGUGGAAGUAGCAGCCUAAGGUGAAGACCUUAUUGAAAGGUCUUCCCUCAAAUAUGGUGAUUAUAUCUCGAAGGUAUCCUAAACUGGGUCAUUAGUUUCUCUCUCUGUGUUGGCCAUUUUCUUCUGUAGCCAGGAAACAGAUCUGAACUCCAGAGCUUCAUUGGAAUGACUUAGUUUUACAUGACUGAAGAUGAGCCAUUUAAACCUGCUUUUUGUCUAAUUCAUAAUCAUUAUCAACUUUUGAUUGAAAAUCCCCAGUGUCUUUAAUGAUAAUAAUGAUAAUAAUGGUAACUGAGGAAAGAAAAGAUAGACUGGUUAGUUUUGAGUUAAAACUAAUUCUCAGGUCAAGUUCACAAGACUUGACAACUCUGCAUAAGUGCAUAAGGAUAACUGAACUAGGAAGUUGUGUCAGAAAAGCACAAUUUACUUGUAGCCCAGUUUUGUAUUUUAGUAUUGUGACCGUGUCUCUGAGAUACAUUGUGCCUGUCACCUUGUUGCUGAACUUUGAUGUAUGGCUGCAGUUUCAGGCUUCCCCUUGAAGAAACAUAGAUGCCCUUGGAAGCUUAUCAGUUUUCCCCCCAGUAAUAAGAUUUGCAUGAUCUGAAAAGGCCUCUUGUUCACCACAAACACUAUGUUCCUAAAACAUGUUGUGGUGCCGGGUUCUGAAGUACUCAUGGGAGACUUCAACUACCCUGAUAUCUGUUGGAACUCUGCCAAGAAUGUAAGGUCCAACAAAUUUCUCAGUUGCCUCGCUCACAAUUUCAUUUCCCAGAAGGUGGAAGAAGCAGCAAGGGGGGUUAUCUGUCUUGGACCUGGUCCUCACCAACAGGGAGAAACUGAUUGGCAAAGUGAAAGUACAGGGAAUCUUGGGUGCAAGUGAUCAUGUUUUCUUGAGUUUCGUUAUACAGAAGCAAGGGAAAAUGGAGCGUAGUCGGACGUGCGCUCUGAACUUUAACAAGGCUGCUUUCAAAAAAUCCAAUGGUGGGAGAAAAAGAGGAGGACAGACAAACCACAAAAGCACUUUGGUCAAGGCUGGGGUGGCGUGCAAGGAAAGGUUUGCAAUGCAGAGGAAAACCAAUUUACUUCCCUAAUGGUUUGGAAUGGGGAACCUUCGGCCUUCAGGCCAGUCUUGGACUGCCAGAGAGUCUUGUUUGGCCCAUGAGGGCAUUUCCCUCAAACCAUAGCCACCUGUCAGUCAGCAGGGAACAGGCGCUCACAGCCAAAGCAGUAAGUGGGGGUGAAAACCUUCUCAGUUUGGCUGUGUCCCAAUUGUGGUCUACAGAAGUGGUCUACAGAAUGCAGGGGUCUUUCUCCAUCAGCUGAUGGGCAGGAAGUGGGGAGAAGGAAGUGCUUUGCUAGUCAUACACUUGGCACUUCUUAAAAGUGAUGAGCGCAGAACUGGCAACGCCGCUUGUGCUACAGUUCCCAACACCCAGCUGCCAGUCAUAAUGAUGUCAUGUGAUUGAUAGGUGAGAUUGAAAAGGUCGCCUACGCUUGCUGUCGUCUGGACGUGCAUUUCUGCAGUACUUGUACUCUUCUUUUUCCUAAGGUCGUUUGUUGUAGUUUCUCAAAAUCACGGUCAUAGUUGUCUAGAGAGCAAUGGAAAUAAUAAAAAUAAAAUAAUAAUUUAUUAUUUAUACCCCGCCCAUCUGGCUGGGUUUCCCCAGCCACUCUGGGCGGCUUCCAACAAAAUAUUAAAAUACAAUAGUCCUUCAGAUAUUAAAAGCUUCCCUAAACAGGGCUGCCUUCAGAUGUCUCCUAAAAGUCUGGUAGUUGUUUUUUCCUUUGACAUCUGGCGGGAGGGUGUUCCACAGAGCGGGCGCCACUCCCGAGAAGGCCCUCUGCCUGGUUCCCUGUAACUUCGCUUCUUGCAGUGAGGGAACCGCCAGAAGGCUCUCAGAGCUGGACCUCAGCAGAACGAUGGGAGUGGAGAGGCUCCUUCAGGUAUACUGGACUGAGGCUGUUUAGGGCUUUAAAGGUCAGCACCAACACUUUGAAUUGUGCUCGGAAAGAGUUUUAGCAACCUGCUUUUAAAAAUAUUUAGCCAGAAAUAAGAGGUAUUUUACACUGCAAGUUCAAAUGAUACUGUAAAUGCUUAGAGCUUAAUGAGGUUUGGAAGAUUCUUCCAAAAUACCUGUAUCUUUCUCAGCUAAGGUAUUAAAAAAUUCUGCAUUGUUAUCAUUCGCUACUGCAUAUUCCAUUAUAUUCUCCAUUUCAAGUUGGUCUAUAAUUUCAGUCCCAUAUUAAGAUUUCAGCAGUCUCAAACUUAAUCAUGCACAUAGAUCUCCACUGCUAGGAUGCCUAUAUCUAAUGCAUAAAAAAUUCACCUUUUCAUUUCUUCUGAGAUGUGUUUUUUGUUUUUCUAACAAGCACUAAUGGUCAUAUAAUGAAUUCUUAAAAAAAAUAUCUCAGCAUUACAACGAUGUAAAGAGUUGGGGGUUUUCAGAAUGCAUGGUGGAGUAAGUUUUUAAAGUGUGUGUGUUUCAAAAUCUUAGAGCUCAAUUCUCAUAAUAUGGUAGUCAUCCAUUCUCACAAUAUGGUUUAAAGACAGCACUUCCUGAAACUGAAAACAUGUGUAACCUGUCCAUUAACUAAGUUUUCCUGCAGAAGGAAAUGUCCAGUUUGCAAACCAUUAUAACCCACCGCCAAAUAUGAUAAAAUUGUCCUUUUUUAAAAAACAACAACCCAAACGAAAACACCAAACAAAAUAGCUAUAUAUAUAUGUCAUUUAGUCUGCUGUUCUUCCAAAGAACUUUGAAAAAAACUCGCAGCUAAAGGACGUAGUUUCACUACUAAAGCUGAUUGUGUGCCUUCAGGAGGCAGUUGUGAUAGGAGCAAACAAGCCAGCUUGUUUGGCAGUAAAUGAUGGCAGUAAAUGGCUUCCUCCUAUUGAAAAUGCAUGGAUAGAUGCAUCACCCCUAGGAAGCCUUUCUGUGCAGCUUACGUUCAUUUCAGUGGGACCUGCACAGGAAACCUUCCCUGUAUGCAGGAUCUGUUCUGUUUUCUAUGAAUUUUCCAACUGUCGUUCCCUCUAUAUCCAAUAUCCAAGCUGUUAAGUUCUGCCUCCACCCACAGACAAGAGAAAGUUAGCAGCAGGCUUGGAAAAACCCGAUUAUUUUCAGGAGUACAAAAUAGGUUUAGGCCACAGAAUGCUGAACGAAUGUUUCCGGAGGGACGGAAAACAGUGGGGGACAGACAAGGUGCAUGGAAUGUAGCGUAUGGAGUCCUGAACAGGGAGGCCUUUGCGCUGCAACAUCUUGUUGCAGGGUCCCGUUUGUGAAGAAUGUAUUGCCUUUUUACAACUUGUGCUCUUUUGACAGUGUAUUUUUCCUUUUAAAAGAAAAAAAAGAAAAUCAUUUGAAAACCACAAGCUCAUGUGUCAUCUUUUCUUAACCUUCUUGUCGCUCUCGCUUUUCACUGUCUGGUUUGUCCUUCAUUGGCUUGGCCCUUCCAAUACUGUACCCUCCUGCUUUUGAAGGCUGCAGAAACUUGAGGAAAGCAGUCAAGAAGAAAGAAGGUUGGAAUGUUUCACAGGUUUUUAAUUAAACUGUCAUUUUUUUAAGCGAGCAAACGAACCACAAACUGUGCCACAUAGAUCUAACCCUAGAAUUUAAUCACAUGAUUGUGGUUUUUAUUUUUUAUUGCAAGACUAAUUCCCCUCCCUGUUAUACACACGCACACACACACACACACACACACACACACACACUGCUAGCACAUAAAACACUGACACAUAUACCUCGGUUUCAAGUUAACCAGAGCAGUUUAAAGGGGCUGGGUGUAAACUAGAACCCAUUUCAAAAUACCCAUUGUUGAGAUCAAUGCAUAAUCUGGAGACAAAUGUCAUUGUUUCUAUAUUCAACUGAUUUUGCUAACAGCGGCCUAAUUCAACUGAAAAGUGGAUCAGUAAACCACAGCAUAUGCAGUAACUCUAGAGUAUAACUAUUUUAACUUCAUGAACAUCAAACAAUUUUCAUUUUGGCUCAGAUUCAGUGAAUUGGGUUAUGCCAAACUUCCUUUACAUAUCUACUUUAAGGCAAAGUAGAGCUUCCUGCACCAUGUAAGGCAAGGACACUGGUUGGCUUAGGUCCAGAGUGGUACUAAUAAUUCCACUGAUAAUUAUAAAUACUUAUCAAGAUUCAAAAGAAAUAUGAACACAAUUAAGAUAUAGCCUAUAACUUUUUUAUUUAAAACAAUUAAUAAAACUACCAACAAAGAGAGAGGAUUCCCAUGGAUAGCACUUUGCCUGUUAUACUUACGUAGAAUCAGAAUUGGAAGGGACCCUGAUUUCUAGCCUAACCCCCUGCAAUGCAGAACGUGCACAUCUUCCGAAAUACUUCACUUCUUUCCUAAACCUAGACCCAAACCUUCUUUCUUAAGCCUAAAUGCUGCAGGUUUUUUUGUUUUUUUACAAGUUCAUAAGCAAAGGUUAAUGGUAAUCUAACCUUAAAAUCUGCUCUGCUAAAAUUGCAAUCUGUGUUCCAUAGGUCUGUGCUUUGCUAGCUGUCAGUGGCUCCUGACCGCGAUGGCUGUGUUAUAUUCCCCCCCCCCCGAAUAUCAGAUGGGGAGAGGGCUGUUCCACUCAAGUCCUGGUUGGUCGCUGUGUGGACAUGAUUCCGGACUUGAUGGGCCUUUGUCCUGAUCUUAUCUGUCCACUGCCAACAGUGGCCUUCAGAGAUUAUUUCCCCUAUUUUGCAAUUUGAAAUAGAUGAAGAAUAGGGUAAGAGGGUAGGAUGAUUGCUAGACAUCCCAGGGCCUUCAGUCCAAAAUGUAAAAAAAAAAAAAAAAUUGAGAAGCUUUGGGGGAAUAAUAUCUUCAGGAUGAGUAGGGUGAUGUCAUUGGUGGAGUAACUGUUUGUCAAGCCAGGAUGAAAUCAGACGAGCACAUCAAUUGUGCAAAACUAACUAAUGGGAUGCGGGUGGCGCUGUGGUCUAAACCACUGAGCCUAGGUCUUGCUGAUCAGAAGGUCGGCGGUUCAAAUCCGCGCAACGGGGUGAGCUCCCAUUGCUCGGUCCCUGCUCCUGCCAACCAAGCAGUUCGAAAGCACGUCAAAGUGCAAGUAGAUAAAUAGGUACCGCUCCAGCAGGAAGGUAAACGGCGUUUCCGUGCGCUGCUCUGGUUCGCCAUAAGUCAUGCUGGCCACAUGACCCAGAAGCUGUCUGCGGACAAACGCCGGCUCUCUCAGCAAGUAAAGCAAGAUGAGCACCGCAACCCCAGAGUCGUCCGUGACUGGACCUAACGGUCAGGGGUCCCUUUACCUUUGCCUAUGCCUACUGAGAAGUAAGUCCUAUUGAAUUCAGGAUUGUGGAGUUAGGAUUAGGUUAGCCACAGUGUGUACAUUGGGAAUAACUAGCUUUGCAGUCAGUUUUGCAAUCUAGCUUCAGGGGCGAAGGGAGUCAUGAUGGGAUUGGGGCUUCCUGGAAAGCCAAUCUGUUCCCAGGAUGCAUUAGGCAUGGGAUUUCUUGUAAAGUAUUAAUGAUCUUGAGUAUAGAGCGUGAGUCAGUUGUGAACUUACAUUUUACAAGAGCAUUGAUGCAAGUUCAAAGAAUUGCAAGGAUGAUCUUAACAUACCAAGAAGCGGGCGGACCAAGAUGACUGUGUGGAUUAUUAAUACACCGUAGAGGGGAGAACAUUGGAAGCAUGUGAAUAGGAGAAGAAAAGGCUAUAAGCCACCUAUUCAUCUGUUUAGGUCUGGGGAAUCUAAAGGAUAACAGCUGUGGCAGCAAAGCAUCUCACUUGCCUUUUAGCACAGAUGGGCUCCAUGGAAACUGUCUGGAAAAAACUUUGUUCGGGAGCUCCAUGCAGCUAGUGUCAGUUUUUAAAAAGCUACUUGCCCCUCUUCCUCUUGUGUCACUAGAAUUAGUCAUAUUGGGAAAGAAGGUAUUAAGAAAGGGUGGCUUUCAGCUGAGACCAAGAAAGGCUCAGUGCUUAGGUUUAGCAUUUGAUUGGCUGGUGACCUUGUUCUAUCUGUUUGUUUUUCUCCAUUGAAUACAUGAGCUUGCUAAAUGUUGUAGACGUGUUUCUCGUCCUAUAGCAGCACCACUGGCUUAUUUGCAUCUUCUUUGCCCUUCGUUUUAUGACCUCUGUUGUUUGCGGAUCACAUUUUUAGCUGGCUUUACAAUUAUUUCCUCUUUACUACCCUAUCGCAAUAGAUAAGUCUGACUAAAAUUUGUAAUGUGUUAGAUGUUAUUUAUUUACAUUUCUUUUCGCCCACUCCUGAAGGCUCAAGAUAGAUAAAAAAUAACGUUAUAUAUGUGUGGAUGAAUCUUCUUCUUCUUCUUCUUCUUCUUCUUCUUCUUCUUCUUCAUUGUUUUCAGUAUUUAAAUACUGUUCAAUGGCCACAGUUCUUGUUAAGUUGUGGGUGAACAUAUCAGACAACACAGCGAUUCUUCAAACAGCUCUUGUUUAUUCACAGGCCAGAACAGAACUGAACUGAAGGGCUCAGCCAGCCUGCUUAUAUAGAGCUCCACUAGAAUGCAACAGUAACAGUAACAGUUAUUUUCUAUAACUAUCCAAUCACUGAACGUCACUUUCGAUCCCUUAUUUGCAUAUGUGGACCUGAACUAUCUACAGUAUCCCCCUGCUGGCCCAGGGUGAGAACUUCAGUACAUAACAGUUCUCAAGAUGGUUUAGAAGGAAAAAUAAAUUAAUACCACACAACAUGAAAAUAAAAUAUAAAACAGAAUACAAAGAGCAACAGAACAAACCCAUACUAAGACCAGUAGUGGAGAAUAUGAUUAAUAUAACAGAUCCAAAAAUAUAUAUUUAAAAUGUUUUAAGAUUAAAAAGCCGGAGAAGAUAACAGGCUUCUCCUUAUUACUUUUAUCAUUAUUGUUUUAAAUUAAAUUUAUAUCAUACCCUUCCUUCUUCCCAAAGGAGCCCAGGGUGGCAAACAAACAAACAAUAAAAAACUUAAAAGAGUAAAAAAAAACACAUUCUGGCACAGAUGCAGACUAGGAAAGGUUUUUACUACAAGGUUUGUUAGCAGAGGAACUUUUUCAAUAGGUGCCUCUCGUUUUAUAGGGGUACUCGUAGAAGGACCUCUUAAGAUAAUCUUAGGGUCCUUGCAUGUGUGAAGAGGCAAUCCUUCAUGUGACCUAGGCUCAGUCUAGCACCGGCACUCUGAAUUGGACCUGUAAACAGACUAUAAGCCAUAGCUUGUGACAAAUGUGUGGCAUAAUAUGCUUGCAUUCACCAGUCAGUGUUAACUCUCUACUUUGUACUAGCUGGAAGUCAAAGGCACACUGCAUAUUAUAUUUUGCAACUUAGAGAUUAUUGUAGUGUGGAUAACUGUAAUCAGGAUACUUCUAUCCAGAGUGUACAGGAGUGGGCAUCCUGUGAGCCACUUGCGUUUUCUUUGGUAGCCCAUAGUUUGCCCCACUGCAGGGGAAUUUGUCACCUGGCAUAGGACUGAUGUUGGGGGAUUGGCUCUGCCCACCUUUUAAACUGGCCAAAAAGGGUUUGGGGGAGCCAUCACACAAGCAGCUCAUCUAAGAUCCAUAUGUGUGGGACAGCUAAUUUUGAAGAAUCCAUAAAUUGUCUGGGGCCCAUUCCUCCAUGAUUAAGGUUGCAAGCCAAAACACACUUGCAAGGGACUGAGUGCCGUUGAACUCAGUGGGACUUAUUUCUGGGUAAAUAUAGCUAGGAUUUUCUUGCAUUUGUUACAAACACACACACACACACACACUUGCUAAACCUGCAUUUCUUGGUAUGCUGUUUUGAUUUUCCUUCUGCUCCUUAAAUGAUCUCCGUGGGUAGUACAUAAUCAUUUUAUGUACAGGCCUGUGAUUUUAGGGAUAUUUUUCUGGCUUCUGUGGUUCCAGCUUAUAUAUUACACCCAGCUUAACUCUAAGCUGCUCUGGCAUGCUGUAGACCAGCCUUUGCCAACCUGGUGGCUCCAGAUAUUUCGGACUACAACUGGCUGGGGCUGAUGGGAGUUGUAGUCCAAAACAUCAGGAGGGCACAAGGUUGGCAAAGGCUGGUUUUAGGCACUCUGCGGUUCUCCAGUGCCUUUCUGGUUGUCUGUCUGCAAUGCUUUCCCUUUUCCCAUUUGAACUUUACCAUCCAUUAACUUUUAGCUCCACUUCUGAAUCUCCAGAAUGCAACUUUAUGCAUGAUGGGGGAAACAGUUGUUGGGAUCUUUAUGGUUCUCCUUGCCAUUUCAAACCAUUUGAUCUUGCAAGAAGCCAUGAAGCUAAAAUGUUGAAUACUGUGAUGCCCCUUGCCUUUCACAUUCUCCUUUCAGUGAAGCACCAGGUUGUGGCUGGUGCUUUAGCCAGGUUGUUGGUUUGAGGAGAGGGGAAAUAACCUCCUUCUUGUAUUUUAUGACCCCUUUUGUAUUUCUUAUCAUAGUACUGUUAAAGAGGAGAGCACAGACAAUGAGCAGGAGAAGAGGGACGAAAAGGGCGCUUCUGAAAGAGAGAAUAAUGAAGUGGAAGCAGUAAGUAUUGUGAUCUUAAUAUAUUCCGUCAAUACUAAUAAAACUCUUGCACUGCCUCCCUGCCUUUUUAUGAUUCAGAAAGGCAAAACUUGAAAUAAUAAUAAUAAUAAUAAUAAUAGUAAUAAUUUAUUAUUUAUAUCCCACCCAUCUGGCUGAGUUUCCCCAGCCACUCUGGGCAGCUCCCAAUCAAGUGUUAAAAACAGUACAGCGUUAAAUAUUAAAAACUUCCCUGAACAGGGUUGCCUUCAGAUGUCUUUUACAGAUAGGAUAGCUGCUUAUUUCCUUCACAUCUGAAGGGAGGGUGUUCCACAGGGCGGGCGCCACUACCGAGAAGGCCCUCUGUCUGGUUCCCUGUAACCUCACUUCUCGCAAUGAGGAAACUGCCAGAAGGCCCUCGGCGCUGGAUCUCAGUGUCCAGGCAGAACGAUGGGGGUGGAGACGCUCCUUCAGGUAUACAGGACUGAGGCCGUUUAGGGCUUUAAAGGUCAGCACCAACACUUUGAAUUGUGCUCGGAAACGUACUGGGAGCCAAUGCAGAUCUCUCAGAACCGGUGUUAUGUGGUCCCGGCGGCCACUCCCAGUCACCAGUCUAGCUGCCGCAUUCUGGAUUAAUUGCAGUUUCCGGGUCACCUUCAAAGGUAGUCCCGCAGUAGUCGAAGCGGGAGAUAACUAGAGCAUGCACCACUCUGGCGAGACAGUCCGCGGGCAGGUAGGGUCUUAGCCUGCAAUCAGAGAAAGGACAUAAGUAAACUUCAUAAGUAAAUAUUAAUUAAAGCAAAGCACAUGCAACUAAUUCUGUCACAGGUAGUCUUAUAAUAGUUGUGUAUUUCAGCAGAAUAUUUAGUCAAUUAUGAACUGGUUAAAGUUAAAAUUGUCUUUGUACUUAAAAUAAGGAAUUUGUGGAGCAAUUCCAUUUUUAUCCUCUUUCUCCUUUUCUUACUUUAGGAAGAAGGUCAGGAGCUUAGUGACCGUGAAGAUGACGAGGAAGAUGACGAGGAAGAUGAAGAUGACAUGGAAGUUGUGGAAAGCUCGGAUGAUUCCGAUUCUGAUUCUGAUGAAAAAGGUGACACCAACUCCAAUAACGUUAGAGAUUUUUGCAGCUGUUUAUGCAGAGAACUCGUGUCAAAUUUUCCAAAGACCUAAAUGGGCAUCUUUGGGUUAGGGGAAGCAGUGUGCAGGCUGCUGUUAACAGCUAUGUCCUGAGUUAAAUUAGGGAUGGGGAACUUCAUGUUAAAGGCUAGUAAUUUGAAUGAUCAUUUCCAGGAAAUACAUGUUGAUGUAAGUAUUUUUGAAUGACUAGUCUAAGUAUGUAAUGGAGACAUUUUGACAUCUGCCAGACCUGGGAUUUUUGCUUCAGAGUUCUAGUACUUACACUAAGCUACUGUAUUUGGAGUGUACCAUUGUUGCAAAAACCAGUGUGUACAAUGUUUGCUUGAAUUAGCAUCCUUUUAUCAGGUGCAUUCCUAGUUUACAUAACUUUUGCAGCUGUAUAGGCUGAUUGGCUACAGUGUUGCUUGUAUUUAUUUGUGUUUUUUUAACGACAGCAAGCUAUCAGGCAGACCUAGCAAACAUCACAUGUGAAAUUGCCAUAAAACAGAAGCUGAUAGAUGAACUGGAAAACAGCCAACGAAGACUUCAGACCUUAAAAAGACAAUAUGAAGAGAAGCUAAUGAUGCUACAACAUAAGAUUCGAGAUACCCAACUUGAAAGAGAUCAGGUGCUUCAAAAUCUGGGUAAGAAGAAUGCCAUUGUGAAGCUGUUGUAUAGGCCACAUUGAGAACUUAGUGAGGACAUGCCAGUGUCAGUCAUACUUAUGACAUGACUUCCAUAUCAUCUCAAAAUGUAAAGUAAAGGGAAAAGACCCCUGACAGUUAAGUCCAGUCGCAGACGACUCUGGGGUUGCAGCGCUCAUCUUGCUUUACUGGCUGAGGGAACCAUCUUGGCCACAGACAGUUUUUCUGGGUCAUGUGGCCAGCAUGACUGAGCCACUUCUGGCGAACCAUAGCAGUGCAUGGAAAUGCUGUUUACCUUCCCACCGGAGUGGUACCUAUUUAUCUACUUGCACUUUGAUGUGCUUUCGAACUGCUAGGUUGGCAGGAGCAGGUACCAAGCAACGGGAGCCCACCCCGUCGAGUGGAUUCAAACCGCCGACCUUCAAAAUGUAGUGGGAUACAAAUUUUAAUAAAAUAAGACAGCCAGUGUAAUCACUCACUAGGAGACCUUGGUUCAAACUCCCACAGAAUCUGUCACUUGCCUUCUCUCAAUCUAAGCUACCUCAUAGUCUUGUUGUCAGCCUAACAUGGGUUAACUGCCCUCUAGCACUGAGCAGCGCUUAGAGCAGAGCUUUCCCGACUUUCCAUGUUGGUGACACAUUUUUUAGACAUGCUCCGGUAGGAGCAUGGGGAGCUUUCACGCGACCCACCUACACACUGCAGCCGACAUACUAACAUGUCAUGACACACAGUUUGGAAAACUCUAAACUUAGAGGACGGAUGGAAUUGAUGUGAUAUUGGAAAUUAUUUUUUGCAUAUCCCUUUUUCGUUCACACUAAAGCCUUGGCAAAAAAAAAAAGAAAAAAGGAUGUGCAAAUGAAAUCUUGGCAUUGCAAGUUAGGCACUGAAUGUAUUGGUUCAUGAUUUAUAAACUGAGAAAUCCAUUGCCAUUUCUUUAGGUUCGGUGGAAUCUUGCUCAGAAGAAAAGGCAAAAAAGGUUAAAACAGAGUAUGAAAAGAAGCUCCAAUCCAUGAAUAAAGAGCUGCAGAGGCUUCAGGCUGCUCAGAAAGAACACGCACGAUUACUUAAAAAUCAAUCUCAGUAUGAAAAACAACUGAAAAAAUUGCAGCAGGAUGUGGCAGAGAUGAAGAAAACAAAGGUACUUUUUUUUUUUAAAAGCACAGAAUCCAAUGCUGCACGUGUCUACCUGAACAAUGAACUAUAUCCCCUGGCAUUAUGGAUUUAUUUUUUCUGCUUAAAAAGGAGUGUUAAAGCUGGUCAGUUCAAGACUGAAAUUAUUCUCCAUUUUGAUCAUCUAGUUAGGAUGACCGCCUACCAAGUAGUAACUUACUGUGGUAUACAGUUUCUUGGAGAAGCAAUUUAUUCUGUAAGCGUUCACCCAAAUGGUGAGGAAAGUUUCUUUUCAAAGCUUCCUUGCUUCCUUGUAUUUCUGGCUGGGUGCAAUUGCAUGACACUCUCACUGCUAGGGCAGAGACUGCAGACAAUUCUGCCUCCCACUUUGCAAACAGUUGCCUGAAUUCCUCUUGCUAACUGUGGAAUUCGAAAAUGUCUCAGAAGACGGUCCUGUUACCUAACUGCUUGUUAGCGUUAAGGUAGCAAAUCACAUUGCAGCAAUACUCGCCAAGAGAGUGAUUACAGUGAAGGAUUAUUAAGUAUGGUAAAAGGGCAUCAGCCUUGUAGCAAAAAGCAAAACAAAAACAGCUUUCUCCCACGUGAUUUGAGUGUGUGAAAAGCAAAGCUGCAUAAUUUUAUUUGAAUAAUAAAAAAUAAAAAAUUUGAAUAAUUUUAUACAGGUUCGUCUUAUGAAGCAAAUGAAAGAAGAGCAAGAGAAAGCCAGGAUGAAUGAAUCUAGAAGAAAUAGAGAGAUUGCUCAGCUGAAAAAGGAGCAGCGAAAACGAGAGGUGAUUAAUAAAUGUAUCUACUGUGGGUUUUUUUAUGUUGUAUGAAUUUCAAAAGCUCCCGAAAGCUUUGUAAAGGUUUUCAGGUGUUGACAUGUGCUAUUUUAUUACUGCUUUAGCAACGAAUAGGUGGAUUGAAUUUGGUUGACUACUCAUUGUACUAAGCCAGCAAUGAAAGUAGAAUAAAGUUUUCAGCUGAUACGUUUCUGCAAGAUAUUUCAUAUGGUAUUGGUAAGCAGUUAAUUCAUGGGGCUGGCUUGCUAACACAUUGUGGAAGAUUUCAAUCCUGUGCAUACUUAUUUGGCAACAAGCCUUUCAAAGAUAGUGGAACGAACUUCUGAGUCCAUAGGACUGUGCUGUUCUUGUAUGUGAAGUGGGAUUACUAUUUAAUGCUUACCCCUAUAAGCAUUAAACCUGGGUUAAACCACAGAGCCUAAGACUUGCCAAUCAGAAGGUCGGCGGUUCGAAUCCCCGCGACGGGGUGAGCUCCCGUUGCUCAGUCCCAGCUCCUGCCCACCUAGCAGUUUGAAAGCACGUCAAAGUGCAAGUAGAUAAAUAGGUACCGCUCUGGCGGGAAGGUAAACAGCGUUUCCAUGCGCUGCUCUGGUUCGCCAGAAGUGGCUUAGUCAUGCUGGCCACAUGACCCGGAAGCUGUACGCCGGCUCCCUUGGCCACUAAAGUGAGAUCAGCGCCGCAACCCCAGAGUCGGCCACGACUGGACCUAAUGGUCAGGGGUCCCUUUACCUUUAUAGAGGAAAUAUCAACAAAUGUCCCCCUUCCUUGGCUGGUUGUACCAAUUAAUUGAAUGAUGGUAUUGAGAGAAUUGUAUCUCAUCAUCAUCAUUUUGUUUGUAUGCUGCUUUCAUAGUUAAAACAAUACUCAAGGCGGCUUACAGCAUGACAAGAUUUACAUAAUUACCAACUUAACAAAAGUCAUAAUAAAUAAAGCACAUCAAAAGGUACAACCAAAUGGAAAUUUCCCCCCACAUAAAUCAUAAAAUCUAAAACAACAUUAAUAUCAAUAAGAAUUUAAAAUGACAUAGAUUUAAAAAAAACAAUUUUAAAAAGUAUCCAAAUCCUUGACUUCUUAUUGGCUUUUCUUUACAGCAUCAGCUAAAACUUCUGGAGGCUCAGAAGAGGAAUCAGGAAGUUGUUCUGCGCCGGAAAACAGAAGAGGUGCCGGAUUAUUUCAGUGUUGCAAUUAAGUGCAACCUAUUAUUUGAAAUUCCUAUAAUUUGUACAUUAAAUAGGUCCUUAUUAGACACUGUUGUCUCACUGCUUUAGGUUACAGCUCUUCGUCGGCAGGCAAGACCUUUGUCUGAUAAGGUGGCUGGGAGGGCAAGCCGGAAGCUGAGUCUGCCUGAGCAGGCUAAUCACGAACCAAGUUCUAGCGUGUCAUCGGUAGACAAUGAAGGAUCGAGAGCAGUGUCACAACAGAAGAUGCGGAUACCCGUAGCAAGGGUCCAAGCAUUGCCAGCAGCCACGACCAAUGGAACCAGGUAAUGAUGGGCAAACCUGUUAUUAUCUUGCUUCUUUUGUAGUCUUGUCUUCCUGUAGACAUAAAAAACUGUCAUUUUCCAACUCCCACGGGAGGAUUUAUGGUGCUGUGUUAUAAUCCUGGAUGUGGAUGGGGUUGGGAUGUGAUGGGGAGCAAAGGAGAAGGCAGGUUGUACAACAACAGUGGUGAUUGCAUGGGAGUGAGAAGAGAGUACAAGUGAUGGUUUAAAGCAGGGGUCAGCAAACUUUUUCAGCAGGAGGCCGGUCCACUGUCCCUCAGACAUUGGGGGGUAGGCGGACUAUAUUUCUAUUCAAAUUCCUAUGCCCCACAAAUAACCCAGAGAUGCAUUUCAAAUAAAAGGACACAUUCUACUCAUGUAAAAACACCAGGCAGGCCCCACAAAUAACCCAGAGAUGCAUUUCAAAUAAAAGGACACAUUCUACUCAUGUAAAAACACGCUGAUUCCCGUACCGUCCAUGGGCCAGAUUUAGAAAACGAUUGGGCCGGAUCUGGCCCUCGGGCCUUAGUUUGCCUACCCAUGGUUUAAAACAAUGACAGAUGUUUGAGUAAAGUACCUUCAUACAAUGGAAUAUUUGAGGUCUGCUCCUUUAUCUCUCUAUCAUGAGGCAGUUGAAGGAAUAGUUUGAAUACAGUGAGAAGGACACUGAAAGGAAACAAGUGGCUGUUUUAAGCAAUCUGCAAUACUGAACACACAUGAUUUAAGAUUUUUUGAAAAAGAGUCGCACAUCCCCCUCAGAUUUCAAAUAUUAAAAGUGUUCUCUUUUAUGAUUACUGGUACUGCAUAAAAAUGUUAUAGCAUUUUAUGUGAACGACGUAAAUCUUUGAAUUGCUUGCAGGAGUAAAUAUCAAAGAAAAGCGAUGACCACAAGAGUUUAUACCUCCAAGGGAGCAAGAAUGAAGUGGCAGUUACUCGAACGGAGGGUGACUGAAAUCAUUAUGCAGAAAAUGACCAUAUCCAAUAUGGAGACUGACAUGAAUAGACUACUUAAGGUAGAGCUUUCUCUUUCUUUCUUUCUUUCUUUCUUUCUUUCUUUCUUUCUUUCUUUCACACCCCUUCGGCUACUUGCAACAUCUGGGAAAAUGCCACUUUUCUGUUGGGUGAAAAGUAAAGUACUUUUGCCCUGGUCAGUGCAUGUACAGUGGUACCUCGGGUUACACACGCUUCAGGUUACAUAUGCUUCAGGUUAUAGACUCUGCUAACCCAGAAAUAUUACGUUAAGAACUUUGCUUCAGGCUGAGAACAGAAAUGGCACGACGGCGGCGCGGCGGCAGCGGGAGGCCCCAUUAGCUAAAGUGGUGCUUCAGGUUGAGAACAGUUUCAGGUUAAGAACAGACCUCCAGAACGAAUUAAGUUCUUAACCUGAGGUACCACUGUAUGUCCAUCAUGUUGAGACAUGAUGCUGUUUUUGCUAGUUUUGGCAUGUGAACAAAUGGACCUGGAAAAUAUAAGGCCAUCAUUGAAUUUUCAUAUUACCUCCAGCUUUCACAGAGCUUUUCAGUGGAACCUGUUUUAUAUUCAGUUUCCAGUCAUUAAGUGUAUAUUAAUUAGCUAUGCAUGUAUGAACCACCCUUUAAUGUCAUAAGACCAGCUGUUAAGUUGCAUAUUUGCUGCUUAAUGUUUCUUCCUCCCACAGAAAUGCAAUGAAAAGUCAUGUCUGCUUUAUCUCAUUUAGUAUUCUCCUGUAAGACACAGGUGGCGCUGUGGGUUAAACCACAGAGCCUAGGACUUGCCGAUCAGAAGGUCGGCGGUUUGAAUCCCUGUGACGGGGUGAGCUCCCGUUGCUCGGUCCCUGCUCCUGCCAACCUAGCAGUUUGAAAGCACGUCAAAGUGCAAGUAGAUAAAUAGGCACCGCUCUGGCGGGAAGGUAAAUGGCGUUUCCGUGCGCUGCUCUGGUUCGCCAGAAGCGGCUUAGUCAUGCUGGCCACAUGACCCGGAAGCUGUCUGCGGACAAACGCCAGCUCCCUCGGCCCAUAGAGCGAGAUGAGCGCCGCAACCCCAGAGUCGGUCACGACUGGACCUAAUGGUCAGGGGUCAUUUAUUCUCCUGUAAAACAUUUGACUGGCCGAUUUUCACAGCUUGUGUUUCACAUACACAUUUUAAUUACAGCAACGUGAAGAACUUACCAAAAGGAAAGAGAAGCUUUCCAAAAGGAGGGAGAGAGUUAUCAAAGAAGGUGGCCCAGAGACCGAUAAAAACAUCCACAACAUCAAUGAAGAGAUGGAGUCACUGACUGCAAAUAUAGAUUACAUCAAUGACAGUAUUUCUGACUGUCAAGCAAAUAUCAUGCAGAUGGAGGAAGCAAAGGUAUGUCAGCCCCAAAGGUUUUGUGAAAGAAUUAUGUUCAGAUAGGGAAUUAAUUUUCUUUUAUUCAGCUAUUAAUUGCACUCUGCAGUUUUCUGCAUUUAUGUGCUGUACGGAUUGCAUGCAAAUUUAAACAUCAGAGCCAGCUUUUGUUGCAUUUAUGAACUAGAUUAAAGAUCUAGCUAUAACUUUCAUUUGUACGGUUUCAUAAUAAUUUUAUUUCUAAAUCAAAGCCAUAAGUAAGUGAACACCCUCCUACAUAGCUAUGCAAGGCUGCAACCCUAUAGGCGCUUGACUGUGAGUAAGUCACAUUGAACACAACUUCAGAGUAAACAUGUGUGAUAUUGAACUGUAAAUUAUGGACUGUCUCUCAUCCUUUCCCAAUUUUGCAUUUUCAAUAUAUUUUGCUUGAAAUAUACUUAUACUUUCAUAUAGCUGAAUGUGCUGAAAAUUUGGCACUUAGUUGAUUUUUGCAAGUCCGAAUAAUCAUAUCUCUUAAAAGAAGCUUUGUUUGUGUUACUUUUCUAAAUAUUCUGGCUUAAUAGAAUUCACUUUAAUUUUGAAAAGUUCCUAUUGGAAUAACAUUCCCGUAGCCAUAUAGCCAAAUUCAUCAUGCGAAAGGCUGGGCUGGAUGAAUCCCAAGCCGGAAUUAAGAUUGCCGGAAGAAAUAUCAACAACCUCAGAUAUGCAGAUGACACAACCUUGAUGGUAGAAAGUGAGGAGCAAUUAAAGAACCUUUUAAUGAGGGUGAAAGAGGAGAGCGCAAAAUAUGGUCUGAAGCUCAACAUAAAAAACAAAAACAAAGAUCAUGGCCACUGGGCCCAUCACCUCCUGACAAAUAGAAGGGGAAGAAAUGGAGGCAGUGAGAGAUUUGACUUUCUUGGGCUCCAUGAUCACUGCAGAUGGUGACAGCAGUCACGAAAUUAAAAGACGCCUGCUUCUUGGGAGAAAAGCAAUGACAAAACUAGACAGCAUCUUAAAAAGCAGAGACAUCACCUUGCCUACAAAGGUCCGUAUAGUUAAAACUAUGGUUUUCCCAGUACUGAUGUAUGGAAGUGAGAGCUGGACCAUAAAGAAGGCUGAUCGCCGAAGAAUUGAUGCUUUUGAAUUCUGGUGCUGGAGGAGACUCUUGAGAGUCCCAUGGACUGCAAGAAGAUCAAACCUCUCCAUUCUGAAGGAAAUCAGCCCUGAAUGCUCACUGGAAGGACAGAUCCUGAAGCUGAGGCUCCAAGACUUUGGCCACCUCAUGAGAAGAGAAGACUCCCUGGAAAAGACCCUGAUGUUGGGAAAGAUGAAGGGCACAAGGAGAAGAGGACAGCAGAGGACGAGAUGGUUGGACAGUGUUCUCGAAGCUACCAGCAUGACUUUGACCAAACUGCGGGAGGCAGUGGAAGACAGGAGUGCCUGGCAUGCUCUGGUCCAUGCGGUCACGAAGAGUCGGACACGACUAAACGACUAAACAACAACAACAGCCAUAUAGCAUUCAUGUGAUUUUUUCCCCUGACUAACCACUCUUGCUGUCUUUGAUUUAUGCAGGAAGAAGGAGAGAUUCUGGACGUCACUGCGGUAAUCAAUGCCUGCACUCUAACAGAAGCUCGGUAUCUACUUGACCAUUUCCUUACAAUGGGCAUUAAUAAGGUAACACACCUGGUGGGAACCCUGUUGUGUCUUGUACUGGAUUACCAUUGCAUGGGCUAAUGGCUGGGUGACAUCGCCGGAUCUUCACAAGAGUGUUAGACUUUAAAACGGUAUAGUCCAAAAAUGUGAAAGAAAUCCAAAAUAGCACAAGCAGGCACCCACUUGCCGAAUGUGGAUAUGCCUUCCUUUCCUCCCUGCCCCCAGCGCUGCCCAAAUCUGCCCCAUAGGGUAGGGAGACAGUGCUUUGAGACAGAUUUGGGAAGUGCAUGGGGGAUGUUGGAGGGAGGAAGAGAGAAACCAAAAGUCCCAUUGUAUUGGGAGGCAUUGUGGGAUGGUGCCCAAUAUAUACAGUAACCCCUCUCUCAGGAUGGCACCCCAUAGAUACAAUAAAUAUCUAUGCCCGUCCACUUACACAAAGUUAUUUGGAAUAGAUAAUCAAGCUAUUUUUUUUUCAUCUUUAACAGGGUCUCCAAGCAGCUCAGAAGGAAGCUCAGAUUAAAGUACUUGAAGGACGCCUCAAACAAACAGAAAUUACCAGUGCAACGCAAAACCAGCUGCUGUUUCACAUGUUGAAAGAGAAGGCAGAAUUAAAUCCUGAACUUGAUGCUCUACUAGGCCAUGCCUUGCAAGGUAAUUUGAAUACUCUACAAAAUGGAAUUAUACUGCAUGCUAGGUUUGCCGAUGAUGCAUGUUUUAUUAGGUGUGUUUCAAAUAAGGUGCUUUGUGAAUAGAUGCUGUACUUUUUGUGCAUGUAAAGGUAUUCCCCCCAAAUAACAGUGCGCCCAGCAAUGAAAAUCAGGAAAUCUCAUAGUUAAUCACUGUUUUAUAGCUUGAAUUCAAUAUUUGGGUAAUUUAAAAAAGCAAAACAAAACAAAAUUAGGUGUCUUACAAAUUGGAAUAAUUUAAAAAAUAAAAUUCUUAACUUCUCUUAUAAAAGAAACAAACUUGUGAUGUGUACUUUAUGGCAUCUAUUCUGCUAGUUCUGAUAGGUUUAAUCUGAUUAUAGUGUAACAUAGGACUCUCUUAUUUCCCACUCUGCAAAUGGAUUGGUUUUGAUUGGAGUGUUGCUUUUUGUUUCCUCCUCGCUGUUGUUUUACACAGACCUAGAUAGCGUUCCGCUGGGUAAGUAUAUGUAGCUUUCUGUGUACUUCACAGCUGCAUGAGAUACUAAUGAUACACGUGUACACUAACUGGCGCAUCUUAGAAUGUACGCAUACAUAAAAGUUUGCAUGCACUGUUUAGGAGAUACGCUCAGAGUCCUCUUUCCUUAGACACAAACUUCUUACAAAAUAUUGGAUGUUAACAACUGAGACAGGCACGAAUGCAAACAGUGUGAAUGUACUUAAAAGCUUUUCGUUCUUCACCCGGGACGCUGUGGCUGAUACACUAUCUGCUGAUACAUUUAUGUGCUGCUCUCUUUUACUGUAGCUGUAACACACAUAACCAUUUCCCCCCAGAAACCCCCCCCCCACAUUAACUCUAAAAUUCAUUUUAGCAACACAGAGACGAUGAGUGCUUUAUAGGAAUCUUGUUUUAAAAUUCAUGUGUUAGGGUGAACGUGCCUUAUCAAGUUGUGUAUUGCAUAGUUAAGCAAUGGCUAUAACUCAGUACAUGCAAAUGGGCAGUGAAAACAUUCAUACUGAACUGUAAAACAGGUGUGUGGUUUUCUGGUUUUUUAAAAUUGCCAUACAGUAAUCAAAGAAAGCUACUGGUCAGGCUAUUCUGUUCAAAUUUAUUUCAUCGAGAUGUUCUGUAUAGCUUCCUCCGCAUUAGUGUCCAUUGCGUUGAUGGCCUGAAGGCAAUCUGGAGAGCUGGAGCUUAUGUCAAGCUCCUCAACCACACUAUUUUAGUGCCGUACCACAUAAAUAUAUGAAUGGGUCAAGGUUUGCUCCAUGCAUACCCACUAGAAUGCAGUCUCAAGUUAAUGUGGUGCUGUGCUUUAAAGGGUGUAUGUUUCUUGGUCCCUAAAACCGAACCCAGGAUGAGACUUGGAGUAGGUUUCAGGCUCACAAUCUCCUACCCUUAGUUUGUGAGUAGAACAAUUAACAGAAGGUUCUUCGUCUUCCACAGUUCAGUGGCUCCCUUGUCCUUCCAGUCAGAGGGAAGGGAGCGUGUGAGCUGGAAGCGCAGCGUCUCUCUUCCAAGUUACAAUCCUGGAGCUAAGUAAUGAGCAGACAUAUCUGUUAUGUACUGAAGUUCUCCCCCUGGGCCAGCAGGGGGAUACUGUAGAUAGUUCAGGUCCACAUAUGCAAAUAAGGGAUCGAAAGUGACGUUCAAUGAUUGGCUAGUUACAGAAAAUGGUUACAGUUACGUUGUACUGGAGCUCUAUAUAAGCAGGCUGGCUGAACCCUUCAGUUCAGUUCUGUUCUGGUCUGUGAAUAAACAAGAGCUGUUUGAAGAAUCGCUGUGUUGUCUGAUAUGUUCACCCACAACUUAACAAUAUCCACAGUCUUCCAGGAGAUAGGAAUGUGUAAGAAGAAGUAGACAACUGUGGGGUGUGUGGGGCGAAGAGAAGAAGUACAAUGAGAGAUGUGGGUAACAUGGUGCUUUGAGGAGCACGAUGAGGGUGGGAAAAGAUUGCCUGAAUGGUGCAGCUUACAACCUUGACCCUAGCAGUUGCUUUGUGCAUGUGCUGAUUCCAGGUACUGACUUUGGUUUGGAUGUGUGUUAUGGUGAAUAUAGUUCCAUUGGUAAAACCAUAGUAGCUAGACGUCUGUUCAGUCUGGUUCACCAAGUGCCUUCCUUGAGUGGCAGCAGGGUAAAGGACCCCAAAGGACCCUAGAGACAUCACAGUUACCUUUUUGUCUUGUCUCCCCACUGUUCUCUCUAUAUGUUUCUGAAAUAAACUUGGUAUACAUUCAGUGACGGGUGGUACAUUUUAUUAUGGGCUCGUCCAUUUGGCAUUUCCCUGCAUGCCGGCGUAUUUAUGAUGUAUUGUGGCUGUAAUUGACAAGCAUGCUAGUGUUUCUUGUGUGAGCAGACGAAUAGUUCUCACUGGCACUGUUUGUUGCAGGUUCCAUUUCAUCUUAUGUAGCUUUUCUUCCUUCCUGUUCCCUCUAUUGAUGUUGUAGAUGUUUAGGAAGCUGUUGUGUAAAUGUAGAGUAGUGAAAUCAUCUCGCUUUAUAGGGCCCAAAUGGUUGUUUGUCUGUCAAGUGCAGUAUUUUGUCAAAGUAGAAGCUAAAGGAAUGCAAAGCAGAAUACACCCCAUCUAUCUUUCUCACUGCCCCUCAAGUGAAUAUUUAUUCAGAGCCAUAAUGAAAAACGGGUAUACAGGGAUAUUAUAUGUCUAUGCCAAAUAUAUUAUGUCUGUCCUUCCUGCUUUCCUAGUGAUACGUUUAUAAUUUUCCUAUGUGAUGGUUUGUCAAUUCAAAACAAAAAACAAACAGAAAACCUAUUCUUCCUGGGUAUUUGGGGAAAGUAAAGAAGUCGAGCAACUAGAUUCAGCAUCAGGGACAUUAUGGGAAACUAGUUCAGUUUAACUCUUACCUUAAGUAAAAAAUGAAUUAAGUGUGAGAGUUUAAUAUAUGGAAGGCAGUGCAUGUUAUUCUUGUUUUGGGUAAUAAGAGGAGCCUUUGGGGUAGAUAUAUGCUGAGUGUGAAACUGUCUAACAAAAGAACGACUUUGGGAAUUUUCCAGAAAAUGUGGAAGAUAGUACUGAUGAAGAUGCUCCUUUGAAUAGCCCUGGGGCAGAAGGAAGGUGAGAAAAGAACAUAAACAGUAACCAAAUGGCUUUUAUUUGCAAUGAAUUAGUGUGACCCUCUCUCGGAAUGUUCCUUAGCCAGUUCUAAGCAAACUGAGGAAUGAGCUAUUUGGCAAGGGGGUAACUCGCAAGAAUAGUGAACUUCCCCCUCUAACUAGCAGCAACACUGUUUGGCUCCAACCCUUGGCUUAUUUUCACAUAUCCAUAAACUGGGAGGCCUGGUUUUAGCCGGGUCUCCCAGAUAACUGAAUGAAAAAGAACCUCGAAUCUCUUUAUCUCCCCUACAGCGGCUGCUUCACCAACUUCCUGGGCCAAUCACACCCUUUGUUUGUCCUUCCUCUACAUACUCCGGGAACAAACCCAAAAUUUGGGGCCAUGUCAGACAUGCCUACUCUUCACUUGAAGAUGGUUUUGAUAAGUUUCCUAUCCUUUCUGAAGAGCUCUGAGGUCCUCAGAGCCCCAAGGUGUUGCCUUCACUUCAGACACUGUCUGGUAGCUCCCUUGCUCUGCCAGUCUGGGUACCCCUUUCUUCACCUCUCGCUUUAAAUGUCUGUUUUGUAGCAUAGUCGCCUUCCCCAAACCUUUCUCCUACCUCUUCAGGCUUGCCAGUCCCUUGCCUCUGUGGCAAAUCUUCCUUAUCUCUCUCCCUCUCUGCUGUCUCAGCUUCUUCUUUUCCCCUCUUCCUUCCUGCUAUACUCUGUUCUCCUUCUCCCUCAAACCAUCUUUCCUUCCUCACCCAAUUCUCACCCCUGGUGCCCUUUCCCCUUGCCCUGAGACCUGCCUCAAAUAUAUCAGCAGCUUCCUUUUCCUCCUGCUGCUGGGAACAACAUAUUGAGCCUUUCCCCCCACCCAUCUCAUUUUCCGGGCCACCCAGCCCACCUUCAGGCUGAAAAAGGGUGCCGUGCACUAUGAUCUCCCAACGACUGUAGCGUCAAGUGAAGCCUUGCAUAUCUGAACUAACGUAAAGUCAGCUCAAAAGUCAUAGUUAGAAGAAAGCUAUGUGCUUGGGUGAGAGAAGUCUGUUUAUUUAUGUGUAGGUAUUAACAAUGAAAUAACACUCAAAGCUGUCUCUCUGUAGCUGCUGUCAUGGCUAGCUGCCCAAGGAGGGAGGGAGUUGCCUUGUUUCUCAGAGAUCCCCGCUAAAUUGCUAAUUUCGUUUACAGUUCUUUAUCUUCAGACCUCAUGAAGCUUUGCGGCGAAGUCAAGCCUAAAAACAAGGUAAGAUGUGUGGAUACUAAUAUAGCAGUCUUUUGUGCAGUUAUGGCAUCUUCUGUUACCUCCUUCUACCCCCACCCCCCAAAUACAAGUACCGUUUAAACAACUUUUGCAACCUUUCUGGUUUGCUUGACACCAGGAGCCCAUCUAUGGCUUAGCGAGAGAUUAAAAUGAACCUGAGAGGGGUGAAGAGGCUGUGAGCUCUGAUAUUGUACAGCCUUAGUUUGGCUUAACAUGUUGUGCAAAUCAGCUCCCCCACCAAAAAAGCAGAAAUGACUUUUGCACUAAGCUUGGUUUUUUUUUGCAUUGCAUGUGUCUGUCAGCGGUCUGGGCUACAGUGAAACUAGGGAGGCUCCUAAGCUUGCUUUGGGAAUCCUGAUUCUGUCCAGGUACUGAAGGUGAAUCUGGAAGUAGAUCUGGUACUUAGUAAUGGUGACAGAUUUUUUUUUUUUUAUAACAAAGUAAAAUGGAGCAGAUUUGUAUUUUUAAAUUGUAGUCAGGCAGGGUUUAGGAAUAAGGACCCUGGGAUCCAGCACACAUACAAUAUAUGCAAACCGUUUGGUGCUUCAUGCAAAAGUGUUUUUAUUCUCCUCUUCCAAUUGAUUGCAGGCCCGCCGUAGGACGACGACCCAGAUGGAAUUGCUUUAUGCUGAUAGCAGUGACCUAGCCAGUGACAUAACCCUUGAAGUCAGUGCAGAUAGCACGGCUAUGGCUGGCCCUCUUCCGCCUGUUGCAGAAGCUCAGGAAGGUGCAGUGAACAUUGACCUGAGAGAGCCUGCUGUUAGGGACAGGGAGGCCUCGCAGGCAGCCUUGCCUUCUAAGACUGCCGGCAUGUAAGUUUCACACAAUGCACUAACUUUUGUUUGGCACCCUAACAUGCAUGAUUGCUAGGUUGCAACGACCCGUGGCUUUUUAUGAACUCUGCCUGGAGUGCUAAUUAGGAUCUCAUCAGGGAAAAUCUGUCGCCGUCGUCACCCUCUAACUUCUGCUCUGCUGUUACCUCAAAAUGGCUGCUUAGUUUUUUAAGUUGAUCUUUCUUUCCCCCCCCCUUUGGUAAGCACUAAUUCAUGUACCAUAAGCCCCAGUUUCUGCAAGAUUUUUUUUUUUUUAGUGCUGUUGUAAAACCAAAUUGUUUUAAAGUCUAUCUGAAAUACUUUGAAUGGGGCGGAUCCAUUAGAUCAGGGAUGUCCAACAGGUCGGUUGCGAUCUACUGGUAGAUCCCCAUGAUGUUUUGGUAGAUCGUGGUUGAUCUCUGGCUCCCUUUCCUCUGCGUAGGUAAAACUGACUUCUGCCUCACCCCCUUGUCCUGCACUCCAUUGUUGUUUCAACUCAGGAAGGGAAGAUGGAGCUUCCAUGCCAUCCAUAGCGAUGUUUUUGUGAGUGACUCAACCCCUAGUUCCCUUGCCUCUCCCCCCCAAAAAACGGAACUCCCCUCUCCAAAGAAGCCUGCACCCACCUUAACCCCCCCCCAAAAAAUGAGGCUUUUCUCCUCCCAAAAAAAGCUCUACAACUUUGAGCUGAACCCUAAAAAGACAGGGGUAGACCACUGUCAGAUUUUAAUUCUGAAAGUAGAUCACAGUCUCUUGGGAGUUGGCCAUCCCUGCAUUAGAUCAUAUCCGAUGUGGCUCUUCCACUCAUUUGAUCUGCUCAUAUGAUCCAGCAGAAGCACCCACUUGCUUAGAUAGCAGGCCCCUGAAAAUCUGUUCCUGAAGUCUGGGAAGACGCUUUAAAACACUAUGGAAGGUUGUGGCGGAGGCUGCCCUUUCUUUUAAGUUACUAGAGGUCUCUGCUAGGUGAAGUUGGUCCACAAACAGAAUGGAAACAUUGGCCAUCUCCCCACUGAAGUGAACUUCCAUUACGUGUUUUUAAAAUAUCUUGGGACCCUAGCAAUAUCAUACUCCAUUUUUGCUGCUGCAUAUGAUGGAACACAGAAAGUUGAGACUGACAGCUUAGGCAAACGCCCCAUGAAGCGUUCCACUUGUUUUCCAAACAUGAGCUGCAUUCUUUAUGUAAAUGGUAUUGGUUAAUUAAGGUUCAUGAGACUACUGUUAGCAGUUAGCAGGUAAAGGGACCCCUGACCAUUAGGUCCAGUCAUAGACGACUCUGGGGUUGCGGCGCUCAUCUCGCUUUACUGGCCGAGGGAGCCGCCGUACAGCUUCCGGGUCAUGCGGCCAGCAUGACUAAGCCGCUUCUGGCAAACCAGAGCAGUGCACGGAAAUGCCGUUUACCUUCCCGCUGGAGCGGUACCUAUUUAUCUACUUGCACUUUGACGAGCUUUCGAACUGCUAGGUGGGCAGGAGCUGGGACCAAACAACGGGAGCUCACCCCGUUGUGGGGAUUCGAACCGCCGACCUUAUAGGCUCUGUGGUUUAACCCACAGCGUGUAGGAAUCUUUUUCCUGCACCACAAAGGAAUUUUGAACUAGAUAAUGUAAAAUAACACAGAACUUUUUAGAUACAAAUCCCUCACAUAUAUGAGGAAGAUCUUGGUAAAAUUAACUAAAUUGUGAACAGUGAAAAAUAUGUGUAACUUCCUGUAUUAAUCUACUUGCUACAAUAAAGCUAUUGAUUCUUUUUGCAGCAGCAAGCAGCUUAGAAUGAUUUCUAAUAAUUUCACUUUUUAUGCAUGUUGCUUGUGGCAGUGCUCCUGGGAGGCACUGUUAUUAAUAGUCUUGGCUUCAAUGCUUUUGCAACCACUCUUUAAAAAAAUGCUUUACUCAGGGUAAACAGUAGAGAGUAAAGACUGAGAACCCAGCAAUGAUCUUCGAGCAUCACACAACUUACAAAAAUCAGUUAUUUUGCCAUGGAAUCCAGGGUCCAGGUAAUCUGACCCCUCCCCACUGCUGCAAUUUUUAACGCAUUUCUUUAGUUUUGGAAGUCAGUGUACCGAUUCCCUUUGCUCCAGUGCAAUAUUUGUUUGCUUUUAGUUUCCACAACAAAUACAAAAGUGUUUAGAAGGGGUUGAUUUACUGAGAACCACUUUUAAUUUAUUUUAGGGUGUACACUUAAGAUGCUUAAAGUCAGGGAUGGGGAAUCUCUGGCUCACCUGCCUAAUCGGGGCCACCAGUUGCCCCCUCCCCAUUUGGCCCGUGAGGCCUUUUUGGGUCAAGCCAUGCCCACCUGCCCCACACAUGACGUCAUGUAUGACAUCACUGAGCAAGAGGUCAUAAAUAAUGUCAUGUGUGGAGCAGGUAAGGGCAAGGCUCUGGGAAAAUGGCAUUUUCAGAGAUUGAAAGGUUGUCUGUAAAGCUUUGAAAAGGGCUUCUGAAGACCCCUGUGAACAUCACUGUGUCGUCAAGCAAUUUGCAGGUAGGCGACUCUGCUUGUCUUUGCCUCAGUCCCUUAUCUUCAUAGCAUUAUUUCCAGAGGCUGGCCAUCUUAGUAAAAAGGUUAAGGGACCCCUGACCAUUAGGUCCAGUCGUGGCCGACUCUGGGGUUGCGGCGCUCAUCUUCCUUUAUUGGCCGAGGGAGCCAGUGUACAGCUUCCGGGUCAUGUGGCCAGCAUGACUAAGCCGCUUCUGGCGAACCAGAGCAGCGCACGGAAACGCCAUUUACCUUCCUGCCGGAGUGGUACCUAUUUAUCUACUUGCACUUUGACGUGCUUUUGAACUGCUAGGUUGGCAGGAGCAGGGACCGAGCAAUGGGAGCUCACCCCGUCGCGGGGAUUCGAACCGCCAACCUUCUGAUUGGCAAGUCCUAGGCUCUGUGGUGCCACCCGCGUCCCUUGGCCAUCUUAGUAUGUUACAUCAAAAACAAGAAAGGGUCUUGUGAUACCUUAAAGAUUUAAAACAUUUAAUCAGGCGCACUCCACAGGAACCUAUGCCACAAUAAAUUUGUUGGUCUUUAAGAUGCCACAUGACUUCAUUUUGGCAUUAUGGCCACAAUGCAGAAAAUAACAACAAACUAUGGUUCAUCAAAACCAGAAGUAAAAGCUCCUGAAUUUCUGCACACCCAACAAACUGGAUAAUUUUAGCCAUAUUUUUUAUUUGAAACAAGCCGACUUCAAACCACAGUUUCCUGUCUCCUCCUUGCAGAUGCCUUGUUCUACAGUUACUUCACAUAUCAGCUCAAAAAUUAAAGGUGUGACUACUUACAAGUUGAUGAAAGGUGGCCUCUUAGAUCUCCCUCCCUCUGAGGUGAAAAAAUACUUGUGUCUGGGAUGUACUGCUCAGACUGCAGUGAUUGGCUGUUCCUCCAUCAAAAGUAGAAAAAAGCUUCCUAUAUGUAAACAUGAAACCUAAAUAUUGGGAAGGUUGCCUAGUGUAGAGAAUUUCAUCUUGGCAUCUAGGGAGAGAUCCCGCCUAUGCCUGCAUUUUAUUCUAUAUAUAGUUUUGUAUUUAAUAUUUAAUUAUUUUUUAUUUUGUAUACUGCCAUGUCUUUUAAUGUGCACAUCGCUUUGAUACUUAAGUAAAGAGGUCAUAUAGAAAUUAUUUUAAUCAGGGAUGGAGAAACUCCAGGUGUUGUUUGGACUCCCAACUCCCAUUGGCCCCAACCUGCAUGGUCAAUGGUGAGGGAUAAUGGGAAUUCUCUCUUGGCAACAUCUGGAGGUUUAUAGACUUUAGGUAAAGGAAAAGGACCCCUGACCAUUAGGUCCAGUCGUGACCGACUCUGGGGUUGCGGCGCUCAUCUCGCUUUAUUGGCCAAGAGAGCCGGCGUACAGCUUUCGGGUCAUGUGGCCAGCAUGACUAAGCCGCUUCUGGCGAACCAGAGCAGUGCACGGAAACGCCGUUUACCUUCCAGCCAGAGUGGUACCUAUUUAUCUACUUGCACUUGACGUGCUUUCGAACUGCUAGGUUGGCAGGAGCAGGGACCGAGCAACGGGAGCUCACCCCAUUACGGGGAUUCAAACCGCCAACCUUCUGAUCGGCAAGUCCUAGGCUCUGUGGUUUAACCCACAGCGCCACCCGCGUCCCAUAGACUUUACUUACCCAUUAUAGACUUUACUUACCCAUUCAGGAAUCAAGUGAUAAGCAAUGCAUAUAUGAACCAGCUCUGACUUGCAACUGAAUAUAUACAAAGCUUCCAUUGAAAUCUUGUGACUGGGGUGAAAUGAAGUAGUCAUUUGGAAACUUGGACAACGAUGGCAUGGACUUUAGAUGUCGUACAUGAAGAACAGUCAGAGCAGCUGGACAAAGGGAACUCGAAAGAACCUAAUGCCAUUCUGCUGGUUUUUUAAAUGCAUACUUGUGAAUUUACCUCAAAACAUGUUUAUUCGUUUAUUUGUUUUUGUCUGCUUCUGUUGUAUAGAAUUGGAACUCAGAGUGUAAAAAGAAAGAAAAUAAAAUACAGUGAAGAGAAUAAGAAAUAGGCGAUGUUUUCUGUUCUCUCAGGUCUAGGCAGUCAUCUCUGACAGAAAAGAAACUACCAGAACCCUCACCUUUAUCAAAGAGAAAAACCUAUGAGAAAUCUCCAGAUAAACCAAAGUCAAAAGAGCAAAAACAGUAAGAUAUAUAUGUAUAGAUAUUGUAUAUUAAUAAACAUAAUGUUGCUUGAGAGUUACAAAUAUUGAAAGCAUUGUUGUCAAGAUAAAAUGUACGCCACCUGGAGCUCCUUGGAAGAAAAAUGGGAUAUAAAUGCAAUAGAUAAAUACUUGUUUUCCUUCAAGAAGUUUCUUUUCAUUGCAUUGAAUAUCAAUGCAACAUCUGUCAUUAUUUGGUUUUUUUUUAAGGCUUCAAUGUCUUUGAAAGAUACACAGCCCUAUAUUUUUUCAUCCUUGAAUUCUUUCAUUUUACUCUGCCCUUUUCUAGGUAUUGCUUAACUUUUAAAAAUCAAUAAAUGUUUGAGUACACUGCCAUCUUGUGGCCAGCAGAUUUUUAAAAAUAACUGUGUAAGGAUUAUAUUUCUGUUCUGCCAGGGGAGCAUGCAAACUGCAUUUCUUAAUUAAGCAAGCAGGGCACCAAUGAGUUGUUCUGAGGCAUGUUUCAUUAGUUUUUUUAACCUCUCUAACAAUUUCAUUUUCUUUUCUUUUUUUCUUUUAAUUUGAAGAAGCUUUUAAUGUUUGAUUUUUUUCUUGUAGCUCAGAUUCUGGAACCUCAGAGGCUAGUCUGUCACCUCCUUCCUCCCCACCAAGCCGGCCCCGUAAUGAACUGAAUGUUUUUAGUCGUCUCACUGUUUCUCAGGGAAACACAUCAGUUCAGCUGGAUAAGUAAGUCGCAAAGGGAAAGACCAGAUUCCCACAUCGCCCAAGGCGCACAUAAUAAGCCGAAAACAAAAUGUUAAUGUUCUGGCUCUCUCUGGCCAGGGACUGAAAGUAUAAUUGCUAUUUCUCCUCUUGUUUGUCCCCACUCCCAACCCCUCAAAGUAGCUUUUUAGAAAUGGCAUGGAAUUGCCACGGUUCCAUCUCUUGUUUCCUGAUGAAUCUUAUUUCUUGUGCUUCUAUAUGAGUUAAAGGUAAAGGGACCUCUGACCAUUAGGUCCAAUCGUGGCCGACUCUGGUGCUCAUCUCACUUUAUUGGCCGAGGGAGCCGGUGUACAGCUUUUGGGUCAUGUGGCCAGCAUGACUAAGCCGCUUCUGGCAAACCAGAGCAGCGGACAGAAGUGCUGUUUACCUUCCCGCCAGAGUGGUACCUAUUUAUCUACUUGCACAUGACGUGCUUUCGAACUGCUAGGUUGGCAGGAGCAGGGACCGAGCAACGGGAGCUCACCCCGUCGCAGGGAUUCAAACCACUGACGUGGUCAGCAAGUCCUAGGCUCUGUGGUUUAACCCAUAGUGCCACCCGCGUCCCUUAUAUAUGAGUUAUAUUCCCUCUAAACCAGGGCUGGGGCCUGCUCAAGAGGCGCAGGGAGAAGGUUGCUUCAAGGCAGCAGACCAGCUGAGAAGGGCGCUGCCAUUACAUGCUCACCGCCCAACCACCCAUCCACCACUGCCUGAUCCUCUCUGGCUUUCUUUUACCCCAGCCCAUCUCAAGGCAGUUGUGGGGCAAAGUGGCCUUUUCAGCUUGCACCGUCUGUUUUUCCAUGCCGUGUCCUUUUAGGUCUCAAGAGUACUUCUUUGCUAGGCUCAACAGCACAGCGACUCGGCGGGUGUCAAUAUUCUUACAGUUAGGGUGUUCCUACACAAAUGAAUUUUCCAGGUGCUCUUAUUCAGCACCCAUAAACAACAUGUCUUAGGGUAAAAAAAUAAAAAAUUCCUUCCAGUAGCACCUUAAAGGUAAAGGUAAAGGGACCCCUGACCAUUAGGUCCAGUCGUGACCGACUCUGGGGUUGCGGCGGUCAUCUUGCUUUAUUGGCCGAGGGAGCCGGCGUACAGCUUCCGGGUCAUGUGGCCAGCAUGACUACGCUGUUUCUGGCGAACCAGAGCAGCACACGGAAAUGCCGUUUACCUUCCCGCGGGAGCGGUACCUAUUUAUCUACUUGCACUUUGAUGUGCUUUCGAACUGCUAGGUUGGCAGGAGCAGGGAUCGAACAAUGGGAGCUCACCCCGUCAUGGGGAUUUGAACCGCUGACCCUUCUGAUCAGCAAGUCCUAGGCUCUGUGGUUUAACCCACAGCGCCCCCGUGUCCCUAGUAGCACCUUAGAGACCAACUAAGUUUGUCAUUGGUAUGAGCUUCUGUGUCUGCAUGCGCAUGAAGAAGUGUGCAUGCACACAAAAGCUCAUACCAAUAACAAACUUAGUUAUCUGAAGAAGUGUGCAUGCACACGAAAGCUCAUACCAAUGACAAACUUUCUUGGUCUCCAAGGUGCUACUGGAAGGAAUUUUUUAAUUUUUUAAUUUUGUUUCAACUACGGCAGACCAACACGGCCACCUACCUGUAACUAUGUCUUAGGGUAGAGCUGUUGGCAUAGGAUACGACCCAGAGAGGGACAUCUCAAUGCCGCUAGCUUCCAAGUGUUAUUUUUCUCAUGUGACGACAUGUUUGAGUUGAUCCAGAAUCUCUCUUGCAAGAUUGCUGAACUUCAAACGCUGCCCAGUUUUGUUUAACUCUCAGCUUUUGAUUGUAGGCUGGUGGCUUUUUUCUUUUUUUACUCCUGUUGCUGAUCUUUCUGCUGUUGCGAUCUAAUGUUUCCCCCGGCAAGUCUGCAGCUACUAUACAUAUCUCUAACAGUUGCUUGCAAAUGUCCCUGUAGCCCAUGCUUGUAGCUCUUUUAUAUACCAGCUAAAAGUAGUAACCAUUCUAAAGCUGUCAGUACACUAAUUGAAAUACUGGAUUGUAUCCAACUAAGUUCUGCUCAGAGUACAUCCACUGAGAACAAUGGACCUGUGCUAACUUUGCGGAUUCAUUUCAAUGAGUAUGGCUAAAUUGGAUACAACCUAUUGACAUUUACGGCUGUUUUGUAUGCUUUGAGCUUUAGCAAUUGUAACCCAGAAUCAAAAUUUUGGCACGUUAGAUUUCUUAUCAAAACGAAGGCUUCAAUAUCCUUAAUUGUUAAAGGAAUACUGCUAUGUUUUAAAUCCGGAUGAUUUUUAAAUCAUUGCAAAGUGAAAAGCAAAAAUAACACGACCAAAUCUCAAUUUAGUUUUUUGGGGGAAAACACACAUCUUUUUUUUUAUUUUAAACUAGAUAACUGUAAUUUUGAACAUGGUUCCAAAGCAGAUACCAGCCCCGCUCAUAAUGCAUGCACGAAUUAACAUAAACGCAAGCAGGCACGUUGCAGCCAUUUUAUCAAGAUCUCCCCCAACCGAGUUCUGUAAGAAUUCUUGAGGAAGCUGGAAAUGGCUUGCACAAGAGUCUCUGUGAUAUGAACAGUAACUGGGGAAAGAUACAGAUUUUGCGGCUCACUCCCCCAGAGUUACUAAACUCAGUAAAGUCUGCAAAGUGGUGCAGCCUCCUUACAUAGCGAUGCGAUUGUUCAUUCUUUUUGCAAUGGAAUCUUUACUCUGCUGAUGCCUGUAUUCUUUUUCCGUAAUCCUACCACCGUUCAUUGUAGGUCUGAUGAAAGUGAUUCCUCUCUAUCGGAGGUGCACAGGUACUUCUUCCUCCUUUCCAUCUUCUGGAAUCUUAUUGAUACGUUUAAUACCUUACUGCAGUUCUUAAGUUAACUAACUCUUUUCUGCAUGGCUUUCUUUAUUCCGUGUCCCCUCCAAAACAUUCAUAUGUUCCUUGCAUCAUUUUAUUUUUAUUGUGAUGGAAACGUGAAACAUUUGGUGUGGGUUUUUUCUUUGUCCAGCAUGUGUACUAUUUAUAGCAUUCAGUGGGCAAAAAUUUGUGUGUGUGUGGUUCACUUCUUUUUGUUUAAACACAUUUUUUUCUUUCUUUUAAAUCCCUGGAAAACACGAUAGGUCAAUAUACACCUUUUUUGUUGUCCUCAAUCUGCUUUGUUGAUAGCGAAAAGCUAUAUUGAACUGUGUGGUAAAAGUCAGGUGUGUUUUUUUCGUAUAUCCUGUGCCGUUGUUCACAAUAAUAUUGUAUUCUAAAGAUGGGCAGAAUAACAUAUCUGAAGGGGAAAAUCUGUUUCACCAAAAAAGAGCAAAUAGCAGUAAUUACUAGCAUUUUUAUUUCCUACAGCUCAGGUACUGAGCAGAGAUAACUGUGUUUCCUUUCUAUAAAUAAAGAGGCUAGGAGAUAUAUAAGCAACUUCUAAAUGAGCCGAAUACAGAAAGGGAUAGGAGUUCCAUUUCUUAUUAUCCUGAAUUCAGAUUACAUGUUCAGACAAAUUGGCCCUGUAUGCACUAUACAUUUACAGCAGUGCCAUACUACUUUAAACAUCCAUCGCUUCUCCCCACCCCCACCCCGUACCAAAUCCUGGGAUUUAUAGUUUGUUCCAGGUGCUGAGUGUACUUAGGAAAACUCUAUUCCCCUCAUAGAUCUACAUCUCCCAGAGUGGUUUAACAAUCAAUAAUCCCUCUUCCAUGGGAACUGUAGCUUUGUGAAGGAAAUAGGGCUGACUUAAGUACACUCACCACCCUUAACAAACUACAGUUCCCAGAUUCUUUGAGGGAAGCCGUGGCUGUUUAAAGCUGUAAAAGUACAGUGCGAUGGGGCCAUGGGUAGGAUCAACUGUAUUCUCAUAUUUUUCAGCUGUGUGUGAGCUUUUAUAUUGCACACAGAGCUCCUCUGCCUGCAACAGCUCCUCCAUCAUUUAAACCGAGGAAGUAGGUCAAUGUGCGCAUCUCUCAGCACAUCCCACUUUUUCUCCUUGAUGUUUGUCACAGUACUUUGGACAGUCAUCCCCCUUUCUCUCUCCAGUACGGUCAUUUGUAAGGGUUUCCUUGUAGUUGUUGUUUCUAUGUUAGUUUAUUGCGUAUCAGCCACACAACCUAUGCACUGCCCUUUCAAAGGAUAUAUGUAACCUCUUCUCUGCUGUGUCACCUGAGAAUUCUGCUGAAGUCUUCUACUCUUCUCUUUCUUGCUGAUACCUGGUUUGCACUAUGCAUGUCUACAGUCCACUUUAGGGUGUGUGUGUGUGGUUUUUUUUAAAAGCAAGCAACGUCACUGGGCUUUCAAUAGGCAUCUCUGCAAUCCUUUAUUGUGUCCGAAAUGCUGGAGCUUCAAAGCAGCAGGGAAUUUAGUUUCUCCCCUGUUCAAAAGCAAUUGCAUUUGUAAGGAAAAUCUGGAAUUGGGUCCAAUUCUUCCUUAAGUGCCACAUCAGGUUAGAAGACUAAAUGCUCCACGUGCUGCGUGCAUCUACCUUGACUAUACAUUUCUUGCCAGGAUAACUUCGACUGCAUUUCUCAAAAUGUAUAUGCUACUCACUUCCUUCUGACUUGGCAUCCAAUUUAAUACUUUCACUUAAAUUAAAUUUAACACACACACACACACACACACACACACACACAGCUCACCUUUCUGCCCACUAAGGAGGCUUCAAGGGGUAUUGGUAUCCCCGUUUGACAGGAUAAAAUACAUUUUAGCUUUGACUUAACUACUGUUAAUUCUGCCAUGGAUGCAACACUUUUGUUAAUGGAACCCAAAACUGCAUGCAGACUGAAAGUCAAUUUAGUUCAGGGAUGAGGAGGAACCUGUUGCUCUCUAGAUGUUGCUGGUCAUCAACUUGCCUCAUCCCUGAUCAUUAGCUAUGUUGGCUGGGACUGAUCGGAGUUGAAUACCCACAACAUUCAGAUGGUAUGGGGUUCUCCAUCCCUGGGUCAGUUUUUUAUGUAUGCAGUCAGUCUAAGCACCCAUUCAUACUUCCAAUUUCUGUAAAGGCUAAACCCUUCAUAGAAAAGUGAGUUGGAAACAUGGGAAAUUUUCCUCACCUGAAAUGGCCUCCAUGAGAAAAUAAGCAAAGGCAUCCUUUUGGGGAGAAUAAAAAGGUAAAGGUAAAGGUACCCCUGCCCGUACGGGCCAUUCGUGUCCGACUCUAGGGUUGUGCGCCCAUCUCACUUAAGAGGCCGGGGGCCAGCGCUGUCCGGAGACACUUCCGGGUCACGUGGCCAGCGUGAUGAAGCUGCUCUGGUGAGCCGGCACCAGCGCAGCACACCGAAACGCCGUUUACCUUCCCGCUAUAAAGCGGUACCUAUUUAUCUACUUGCACUUAGGGGUGCUUUCGAACUGCUAGGUGGGCAGAAGCUGGGACCGAAAGACGGGAGCUCACCCCGCCGCGGGGAUUUGAACCGCCGACCAUGUGAUCGGCAAGCCCUAGGCGCUGAGGUUUUACCCAUAGCGCCACCUGCGUUUGGGGAGAAUACUGGCCUUCAAUCCUUCCAUCCCACAUGGACAAUUCCUUCACACAUUUAUUUGUGCAGUUGCCCUGCUACCUUUCUGCCUUGUCAGGGACCCAAAGAGAUGAACCAAAACAGAACGCAAGAAUCCAACAAUAUUAUACAGUGGUACCUUGGUUGUCGAAUGUAAUCCGUUCCAGAAGACCAUUUGACUUCCAAAAUGUUGGACUACCGAGGCGCAAAGGGCUGGAAAAAUUGAAUAACUCACAGCAGAAGCCAUUCAACUUCCGAGGCGCGUUCGAAAACGGAAGCAAUUACUUCCGGGUUUUCGGUGUUCGGGUUCUGAAACGUUCGGCUACCGAGAUGCUCGAAAACCAAGGGGUUUUCGGACCUUGGGGUCUUGAAUUUCAGCAGCGACCUGUGUGACACAAAAAUUCAGGGCCCCUCUCUUCUCAUGCUCCAUUCUAAAUCAUAGUUGGGGCAUUCCCUGUGGUUCCCCAAGGCUCUGAACCCAGUUCGGUGUGUUAAUGUGUGAAAUGGUUCCCUGCUGGAAAUCCAUGGCAUCAGCAAAUUCUAAGACGGCCAGUCCUUGUUCCAGAAAAUUGAGAUUGUCAUCUGAUUCGUCAGGGCUCUCACUGUGUUCUUAAACAAGGUCUGCUCAAUGUUUAAAGCAAGCACAGGGCUGCCGAGCAGGUUGAGUACAUAGCCAGGUAAACAGAGAGUACACAUAGAAGCUCUCACAUCUGAGGGUUGUGGGGGUCCACUCUGGCUUGCAAUGGAAACAUUCCAUGCUAAAAGCAACAUGCAAGCUGCUUUCAACAUGAUGAACAUUCCCUGAGCUCUGCUUCUGCUUGCCAAGGCAGCUGCCUCCUGAACUGCCCAUAUGGUUGAGUUGGCCCUGAAAGCAUUAAUUUUUAAAUUUAAUGCAAAAAAUGGUAAGAGACCAGAUGCAUGGAAAAACAAACAUUUCCCUUCUAUACAUAUGAGUGUAGCAGAAUUCACAUGACUUUAAUCUAGCUGCUUUCUUGCAAAUCAAGCAGUACUAAAGGAAUCAAACCAAUAAGGGCUAAAUGCAACCAGAGCCAAUAGUUAAAUGUCCUGAAACAAGCCUCUGAAAAUAUGAAGGGGAGACCAGCUUUGAAACACAUCCUGGCACAGUGAAAAAUUGUACCGCACGGCUUCCAGUGGGCGGAAAUUGGUAUCGGCUCAAAUUUGAAUCCCAUCAACAAUUGAGCUAAAGGUGUGGCUUUAAAAACGUCAAACACAGCAUGUAUGACAUUAUAAAAUUAGGACCUUUCGUUUGGGGAAAAAACACAUCACAAUUUUAAUGAAGUUUUUUCUACCAGAUAUUCUUAUUCAGCUGACCAUGUUCUAGAUGAGCUGGUUUCUCUGGCACAGAAUUUGGAUCUGUAUGAGUGGGUGGUCUGGAUUGCAGAAGGCACCCAAUGCCCUAAUCUGAUGGAAUUCUGGAAAGUCUCAGAAUUCUGGUGUUGGAAGAGACUGUAAGGGUCAUCUAGUCCAACCCCUGCAAUGCAGGAAUCUUUCACCUAAAAUGGGGCUCAAACCCAGAACCCUGAGAUGUGCUGUUCCUCAGCUUUUGCAGAGCAAUGCCAGUGGGUGCUCUUGGCUCAACAAAAUGAUCAGGGUUGACCCCACCAUCAGUGCUAGUGGUGGAAAUGUCCUUUGUGGUAGGAGCAGAAUACCUGAACUUGCAGUCUGCUGUAUAUAAAUAGGUCAACACAUUUGCCUGCCUUAUUCUACAGAUCCCUGUAAGAUCUCUCAGGAGCCUAGCAGGGUGGGGAAAAUGUAUGAUGUACGAUGGAGAAAUGACCUGUCACAAAUUCUAAUCCACUGUUCAUUUGUUUCCUUUUCUAGAGGCAUAAUCAACCCAUUCUCUUCGUCCAAAUGCGUCAGAUCUUCUCCAAUUCAUUGUAUCCACAUUGCUGAAGGUCAUACGAAGGCUGUGCUUUGUGUCGAUUCUACUGACGACCUCCUCUUUACAGGAUCAAAAGGUUUGACAUGUCUUUUGUUGGUCUUGCAGCUUUCUGAAUCCUCUUCAUAUACCGAUGGGGCUACCCAAAGAGAGAAAGCUGAUUACUAAGAAGGGAGACAAGCAAUUGAUGGAGAGAUCCACCGUGAGGCAGUGUCUUUAUCACAAAUAAUUGCUAGCUUUGGAGUUUUGCAGAAUUCUUCAUCAGGCCAGAAAGUUAAAGAAGGCAGGGAGUGCAAGAGGCUGGCUUGAUAUUGAAGCCACAGUCUGGAGUGGUGAUUCACCAACCACAGAAACUUCCUGGGAAAGAGGAAUUUGGGUACCGCCAUAGGUGUCCUGAUAACUAACGCAUUGUGCUCUUUGUGGAGCUCUCUUCAAGGCUGUUCACAAGCCACUGUUGUUUCAGAGUGAGGCAGCUAAGUAGUUUUGUGUACAGGCUGCAAAGUAUAUAGAACACUGGUUCUGUGGGAGCUUCGCUGGUAGAGAUUGAAGGUUUUCCCUUUCAAGGGUCUGUGGCUGGAAAGUCAGUCACCACAGAGAGAGAGGGGGCUGAAUCAAGAAAGACUUUAUUUUGUGUGCAUGAAAGGUAGAAGCACUGGUGCAAGUAACACCACACCACACCUAGGAUGUCAAAACAGGUCCAGUUAUGGUUUCGCAAAACACAGAAAGAUUCAGAGCAGCCAUCUGUGGCAUUGCUAAUAGCGUACAUAAGCUUUUAUGGCACAUUACAUACAUCGCCCCAACUCCUAGGGCGUGCACAUUGUGAAGAGGCGAUCCUCAGCAUAAUCAUCUUGAAGACAACUGACCAUUGCUAUUCCUUAUUUUGCCAUACCCUGCUUAAGCAGGUUUUACCUAAGUGUUGUCUCUAACCCUCUUAGUUCAUCCUUUCUCCUGUUACACCUCAUAUAGCAAGCUAAACAUUUCACAUAGGAAGUUCCCAAAUUAGCAAACAGGCCAUUUAGCCACGGACCACAGUCAUUUCAUGCCCUUUCCUUCCUUCCUUACCAAAACCCUGCAAAACCAAGCAAAAGGGCUAUUCUAAAUAAAAGGGAUUUCCCCAUUAUCAUUAUUCAUCUCCUCUUCAAGAUGUAAUGAAAUCUCCACACCAAAAUUGGGAACCAAACAAGAGUAUGUUAAAAGACCAGUGAAGCCUACUGUAAUAUAAAAUACAAUAUAAAAUGCAUAAGAAAUGUGUAUGGUGCUCUUAUGGGGCUUCUUACUCCUGCAAUUUAGUGGUGAUUGGGUGGUAUCUAAGUUGUUUCACACACCAAAACAGUAUAUCUGUGUUGCACAGUAUAUUACAAUGUUAUCCACUUUUAAAUUUGCUGUUCUUGUUCUGCUUUCUUUUUGUUUAGAUCGCACGUGUAAAGUAUGGAAUUUGGUGACUGGACAGGAAAUAAUGUCUCUGGGUGGUCAUCCGAACAAUGUAGUAUCUGUAAAAUACUGUAAUUAUACUAGCUUGGUCUUCACAGUCUCCACGUCUUAUAUUAAGGUGUGGGACAUCCGCGAUUCUGCUAAGUGUAUCCGAACGCUAACGUAAGUUGCAACUCCGAAAAGCAGAAUUUUAAUAUUAACAUUUGGCAUUCCAUUUUGCAGUAAGCGGUGAGAAAAUUGUACUUAACGUUAAAUGUAGUUAAUCUUAAAGCUCUUAGGCUAAAACCCAGCUACUUUGUUGUAAAACCCAUUGAGUUGAAAAACUGCAUGAAUUUACUAAUUUUAAGAUGUGCAGCCUAAGACAGAUGGCCGUGUCUUAUAGUGGGGUGAUGCAAGAAAGAAAAUUAGAUGCUGUGUUUUGUUGUUUUAAUGUCUGCUUCCAGGUGGGCACUUAGCACCUGGGUAGCAUAUAGUAGAGGCUUUAUGGACAACAAUGAUGAGCUUAGGUGAAGAGUGGCAAGUAGAAAAGGUUGAAAGAAAGGGAUGUGAGGUAGCAGGAAGAGUCUUGUUUCUCAGCAAGUUUUGAGUUCACCUCACCCAGUCUCUCCUGUCUCAGGAGUUGUUGCGUGGCGAGGUCCCACCUCCCACCAGUAGAAAUAAAGACACAAGACACAUUAUUUUAGGUUAAUGGGCUACAAUUGGCCACAACUUUAUUGGUUCCAGGUAAAGAGCGGUAUUGGCUUAGGCAUUGGUUCUACAGUGGUGCCUCGCAAGACGAAAUUAAUCCAUUCCGCGAGUCUCUUCGUCUUGCGGUUUUUUUGUCUUGCGAAGCGCGGCUAUUAGCGGCUUAGCGGCUAUUAACGGCUUAGCGGCUAUUAACGGCUUAGCGGCUUUAAGAAAAAGGAAACAAACUCGCAAGAACUCGCAAGACGUUUCAUCUUGCGAAGCAAGCCCAUAGGGAAAUUCGUCUUGCGAAGCACCUCAAAAAACAGAAAACUCUUUCGUCUAGCGAGCUUUUCGUCUUGCGAGGCAUUCGUCUUGCGGGGCACCACUAUAUCCGACUAUCUGGCUUCAGCCAGUUUGCUUGAAGACCGGGAAGGGUUAACACCAGCAGGGGGAGCCCUGCUGAUGCACAUCAACUAGGAACUCCCCCGGGGUCACUGCUCGGGGAUGCGCUUUAGGCCCUGGCCUCCAUAGGCUUCGGACGAGGCCAUGCCCCCCAGAAUCCUUUACUGGACUACCCUUCAAUAUUUGGGGGAGGUGAUGGCGCUCCCCCCCCAACACAUCUACUUAACAAUACCAAUACCAAUGAGGUAGGCGAAAAACCAAAUGGCCGGUGCCAAUUUGCCAAUUUACCAGGCCCCUUAACGGCAACCAAUCAAGGUCCAUAGCAAGGUCAGAAGGGGAACCUUAAAAGAGUAAGCGGGUGGGGAAAACCACAGCAGCUGAGUGGUCCAAAGAGGGAGAUCCCAGGGCCGUGCCAGCCUUAAAUGAGGCAAGCCACACACCCCGAGCCAGCUGAUUGGCUGGCGUGAAGCCCGCAACACCACCUCCUCCCAAGGUCGGAAGUGGCUUUAUAGAAAGUCAGACUAUGGAUUUCACUUUACUUUGAAAGCUUCUCCAAAACCACACGGCAAUAUCUUUCCUGCCCCUGUUUUCUGAUACCUUUUUAGCCAGAGAGUAAUCUGGCACCGGAAAGCAUAUAGUCUACCACUGACUUUUGAGGCAUCAGUUUACAUUUCAAGUUUCCCCCUGCAUACUGACGUCUUCAAUUCGUACAUGCAAUUCAUACAUGCAUCCUGGUCGUGUGAUGGCUCAAUCCAUGUGCAGAUGGAUUGCCAUUUUUUAGAACUCUUGAUUUUUUUGGAGACCUCUAAAAUGGAUUGAUUACUUACACAUGGUUUUGGGCAGUGCUUUUUUCGGGGGGGGGGGUCCAGGGGUACACAUCCCCCCUAAACAUUUUGCGAAUCUUUGUACUUUUGUCCAUUUACUGUAUUGAUUUUUCCCAAUUUGAACUAUAAAAUGGUGAUUUUCCUGAGUCAAAAUGAGAGUACCCCUAAAUGUUUUUUUUAAGUAAAAAGCACCUGGUUUGGGGAAUAUUUUAUUCGCUGUAACUAGAACUAGAAGUAACUAGAAAAGUCAGCAAACAUUGGUCAUAUUGUGGCAUUUGAAUCUCCCUUGUACUCUUGAACCUGAAAGGCUCACCAUAACCAUGUCUGUCAUUUCCCCCAGUUGCCUGCUUAGAAUAUUUCGGCUAGACUGGGCAAUAAACAUACAAACAAGAUAUAAAUAAAUACAUUGGAAUUGUUGCUUAUAAGAGGCUUGGAAGCUUUGCACGGAUGAUCCCCCUCAUCCUUUGUCCACAUGCAGAAUACAAUGUGCUUGUGGGAUUGCUGGAACUACUUGGUGUGUGUUUUUCCCUCUUAGAUAAUUGUAAGUUUAUUUUCCUCUUGUUUUUCCGCGUGCAAAACUCAGGUCUUCAGGCCAGGCGAUGCCAGUAGAUGCAUGUUCUGGCAGUACCAACAGAACAGUGACGAUUCCAGCUGGAGAGAACCAGAUCAACCAGAUCGCUCUCAACCCAACAGGCACGUUUCUGUACGCAGCUGCAGGAAAUGCAGUGAGAAUGUGGGACCUGAAGAGGUAAAGCUUUCCAAAACACUUACUGAGCAUGCAAAGAUCCUGUGAAGCCCAGUGUGGCUGCAGCCAGUGCUCUCCUCACCCCCUGUUUGCCAACUGACACAUCCAUGGCAAUAGUCCAUAGUAGGGAACAUCCUAUAGGCUUUUGGGUCUAUAGGCCUUCUCACGAUCUGUUUGCGUUGUGGGAAUUGAUGCAUUAUGGCUUUCCCCCAUACCUUUCUGCUUAUACAAGAAGCCCUGGUCUUGUAGUGGCCAGGGAUGAUGAGAAUUGUAGUCCAAAACAUCUGGAGGGCCGAAGGUUGGGGAUGCCUGCUGUAGAUCAUUCUGCCCGGACACAGAGGUCCAGCGCUGAGGGCUUUCUGGCGGUUCCCUCACUACGAGAAGCCAAGUUACAGGGAACCAGGCAGAGGGCCUUCUCGGUAGUGGCACCCGCCCUGUGGAACGCCUUCCCACCAGAUGUCAAAGAGAAAAAGAACUACUAAACUUUUAGAAGACAUCUGAAGGCAGCCCUAUUUAGGGAAGCUUUUAAUGGUUAAAUGGUUAUUGUAUUUUAGUGUUUUGUUGGAAGCUGUCCAGAGUGGCUGGGGAAACCCAGCCAGAUGGGCGGGGUAUAAAUAAUAAAUUAUUAUUAUUAUUAUUAUUAUUAUUAUUAUUAUAGAUGAAUGGUGAUGCACCAGGGAAUGCUAAAGUUGCCUGGGCAGCGCAGGUCCUCUUGAGUUUCCAGGAAGAGAGGCGCCCACACAAUGAAGAGCCACAGCAUGGAUUCAUCCCACAUAGACCAGGGCUUCGUGUAUAAGCAGAAAGGGCUCUUCCCCAACCUUCAGCCCUCCAGAUGUUUUGGACUACAAUUCCCAUCAUCCCUGACCACUGGUCCUGUUAUGAGAGUUGUAGGCCAGAACAUCUGGAGGGCCGCAGGUUGGGGAUGCCUCAUCUACAGUGAUGUCUAAGCCUUUCUGUGGAGUUGAAGUCUGCUAGCCUCCUAUUUUUAACCAUGAUUUUUGGUGUGAAUUGCUGCACACCCUCAGAAGUGGGGUUGUACGUGACUGAUGGCGUCUAAUAUGAACUUAGCCAAUGAAACAAACAGAGAAGAAAAAUUAAGAGGUGCAAAUAACACAAAGAAUGGCUCAAACCUGGAAAAAAAGAUGUCAUAAGUGGAAUUCCCAACCUUAUAUUUACAGCUAUUUCUGAUUCGGUAGCAUUCACCUGCCAUCAAGAAUGUCAGUAGGAAAAGAUCAAAAUACAGCGUUUAAACUACUCUGUCCAAAACUGGAUAUUCCUGCUGUUACUAAUGUGGUGUUUCACUCCCACUUAUACCCAUAUAAUCUGCAGGGAUCAAAGCCUGAUUUCCAGUGAAUUUCUGGAAAAUGGGCAGGAGAGAUGCUUUCUUUUCCUUUGAAAUAAUUAAAGCUAAGUCACUUUGCUUGUUUCUGUUCAUUUUUUUAGGUUCCAGUCUACAGGAAAACUAACUGGUCACCUGGGCCCUGUUAUGUGCCUUACUGUAGACCGCAUUUCCAAUGGGCAAGAUCUCAUAAUUACUGGCUCAAAGGAUCACUAUAUCAAGGUAUUGCCUCCUGCAUCUUUACCACAGGAGUAAUACAACAAGCUUCAAAAAUAGGUUUCCAUUUUCUUUGGUUCUUUCCCUGCGAGAUGUGGAGAUGCACUGCACUCCAUUUCGACUCAGAACAAUGCCUGAGGCUGCAAUCCUAUACCCACAACUGGGGGUAAACCACAUUAAGUGCAAUGGAACAUAAAGGCAUGUUUGGGUUGGACUGCUGGUCUGUCUUUUCUUUUUUCACUUCCAGAAAAGGCUAGUCAAACUGACAUUCUCACCUGUGCCUGGAAAAAUAUAAAUUCAAAGUCAAAAAGUCUUUUGGAACUUCUAGGGUUUUUGUUUCGAUGUCGGAGAAUAAAAUAAUUGGAUUAACUUUCACUCAUUAUUCAAGAAAACAUACUAUUUCCUCCAGGGAGUUUUAAGUUAUUUCCUAAAUAUUAGUAUGCAUGUGGACUUACUAAGAAGUGAAAGUUACUUCUUUUCUCCCAGGUAUUUGUGCUUAGGUUUGCAACCUAAUCUCAGGAAUUGCUUUUAUUCCCUUCUUUCUUGAAGAAUUAUUCCAAAUGUUAUUUCUGGCCUCUCCUUAGUUUUGACAUGAAUACUUUAUAAUUUUUAUGGCUCAUAAUUACCACAUAGACAAAAGGUUGCCAAAUCUUCUAAUCUUCCUAUAGAUACCUCUAUAGGUUUUACAAACAGUUAUUUCUAUUGAUCAUCUGGUGAUAGUUUGCUGUUGAGGCUGUUGUGGUUAUAAAAUAAGAAGUUGACAGACCGUGUAGCAAAAAGGCCUCAAAUUGUUUUCUGUGUAAUAAUCUGGUGUCCAUUCUUUGCGAUACUGUGAUAGUGAGAUGGGAAGAGAUAGUAUUGGCAGCAUUUGACCAAAAAGCACACACCUGUAAUUUGAGCUAAAGGGGGAAAUUAAGUAAAUCUGUGCUGGGUUAUAUAUUUCAGAUAAGGCAUCAUUUUUAUUGAAUUAGUUAAUUAUUAAAAUCAGUCCGUGGUUGGGGCUACUGCACUAUUACAAAUCCUUUGUAGACGUUUGUAUAAUAGUACUGUGUUGAGUGGGUAUUUAUGUUUUGUCAAUUCCUGACCAAGAUUUAUGUUGCAGAUUUGAAAUUGUUUUGCUCCUCUUCCAGAUGUUUGAUGUAACUGAAGGAGCUUUGGGAACUGUAAGCCCUACACACAACUUUGAGCCUCCCCAUUAUGAUGGCAUAGAAGCACUUACUAUCAUGGGAGACAACCUUUUUAGCGGGUCCAGAGAUAAUGGAAUUAAAAAGUGGGACUUGGCUCAAAAAGACCUCAUCCAGGUACUGUUAAAAUAUCAUAGGAACCUUGCGAAACAGAGCUGCCCCCAAACUGAAAUUCUUCAGGUACUCCAAAAUGAGGCUUCGAAAUUUUGGAAGCCAAAAAUAAUAGUAUUUGGGUCUAGAAAACUGAUUUUAGAAUCUGAAAAGGUUGGAUUGAAAAUUUUAGUUUGAAUCAAAAUCAGCUAGGCUUUUCUUUGCCUAAGCAGAAGAUUGACAAUGUGCAGCAUGCUAUAUGUUGAUAGAGCUUUAUUUGUGGUCCUCAGGCUGCUGGCAAAAUUCUGGUAAAAUUCCCAGCAUCCAUCUUAACUGGAAGUUUCUAACCUUCACAAUUGCAGAGGAUGUGUUUGAUCAUGCAGUAGAGAAAUAUGGGAGUAGGAGAUAGAACUUUGAAAGCACACAGUCUAAUUUCAAUAGAUGCUAUAUUGCCAACUUGCUCUGGAGUAAGCAAGCCAUAGUUUUUUUAAGAAGUGGACUUAAGUCUUCCAUGUUUGUGGACCGCAAUUUAAUCAUGUGAAUUGUCCUCUGCUUCAUAUUAUCUGAUGCAUUUUUCAGAGCUGAACUGCUUGCCUUUCCUCUCCUUAUGGAUGAUGUUGUUUCUCAACCUGAUUUUGUGAUGUGUCUUUUCAGCAAGUUCCUAAUGCCCACAAGGACUGGGUCUGUGCUCUUGGACUUGUGCCCGGUUCCCCCGUGCUUCUCAGCGGCUGUCGCGGGGGUAUUCUGAAACUCUGGAAUGUAGAUACAUUUGCACCAAUAAGCGAACUCAAGGGACACGACAGUCCCAUCAAUGCCAUCUGCACCAAUUCCGGCCAGAUUUUUACUGCAUCAGAGUGAGUUGCUUUUAAUGUUCUUUGCACACGCUGUAUAGCUGGAAAGAAUUCUGAGCAUUCCAGUUCAUUUAAAACACUGGCAGUGAGUGGAUCUUCUUUGCUUUCCAGUAUGUGCAGAAAUUCAAAGGGGGUGACUACAUUGUGAACCACCAACUUAAUUUCCUGCACAUUUAUGGUCAUAGCUGGCAGAGGUUUAAACUGUGUUAUAUUUGGGUUGGUUGGGUUUGUUUAAAAAACAAAACGAACUAAUGUAAAAUGUUCAUUGUUUUAUAUGGAGACAUGUAUUUUUACUGAAUAUUAUGCUAUAGGUUACUUGUAAGGGAAAAGCAUAAACAUAGAUAAGUUUGUGAUAUAGCUACUUGUUAGUGAGCUAUAUGGGAGCCUUUGUUUGUCUACUUGUUAGUGAGUUAUUGAGCCUUUGUUUGUCAAAUGGAAGUGCUAUGGUGUCAUGUCAUAAUACUUAAGACAAUGUAUUAAAACACAGCCGUAGCAUAAUAGCUUAUUAGGGCUAGUGUAAAUGUCAAGUUAGUAAGCAAGCUUUCAGCUAUACUGGAGCUCUUCUGGAGCCUUAUAAUUCUGAUCAGCUCAAAAGCUUGCUCAUGACUAUGUGACUUUUACUUGGUCCUUAUAAAUGUUAUGCGCUACUAUUUUAUUUGGGUCUUUAUGCCUAGUGAACCAACAGAAUCAAUAACAUAGAGCAGGCAUCCCCAAACUCGGCCCUCCAGCUGUUUUGGGACUACAAUUCCCAUCAUCCAUGACCACUGGUCCUGUUAACUAGAGAUGAUGGGAGUUGUAGUCCCAAAACAACUGGAGGGCUGAGUUUGGGGAUGUCUGAUAUAAAGCCUCUUUCAGUGUACUUCUCAGUCUGUUUCCUAUAUUUCACAGUAGUGCAAUGAAAUUGUUGUGGGACGCAUUUGAGAAUCUCUGCUCUGCUUGAGCUAGCAAGUCUCUAUAGAUCAUUGAGCUGCUCCGCAUUUGCUUUCUCGAGAGACUGCUUUUGAUUAAGGGAACAUUUCAGUGGAAGAGUUUUUGGUUUUUUAAUUCACGGGUACUGCGCUGUGGGUUAAACCACAGAGCCUGGGACUUGCCGAUCUGAAGGUUGGCGGUUCGAAUCCCUGCGACGGGGUGAGCUCUCGUUGCUCGGUCCCUGAUCCUGCCAACCUAGCAGUUCGAAAGCACGUCUAAGUGCAAGUAGAUAAAUAGGUACCGCUCUGGCGGGAAAGUCAACAGUGUUUCCAUGCGCUGCUCUGGUUCGCCAGAAGUGGCUUAGUCAUGCUGGCCACAUGACCCGGAAGCUGUACACCGGCUCCCUCAGCCAAUAAAGCGAGAUGAGCACCGCAACCCCAGAGUCGACUGGACCUAAUGGUCAGGGGUCCCUUUACCUUUACCUUACUGUAUAUAAAUGGGGAAACGGCUUUUCUCUGCUUCUUCCUUUUCCCACUUCAUGCUAAUAGAUUCUGUUGCUUAUAAAUAUUUUGCAGCGAUCGGACUGUGAGAAUCUGGAAGGCUCCCUGCAGCUUCGAUGGACAGAUCUCCGAUCCUGGUGAUGCGAGCGAAGAUGUGGCCAGUAAUUAAAGACGAGCGUUGCAGUGCUAGACGUCAUAGGCACCUGCUUGCAGCUGGAGAGGAAGAAGAAGAUGCAGCUCUCGACUGUACCGUUUAAGUGUGUCGUAUUCUGCUGAAACUGCUGCCCUUAAGAACUGCCUUCUGUACUAUAUUUCAAACACUAGUCUGUUGGUGGUAUGCUUGCCUCACAUAUAACGGCUGGAUUUGUGUGCAUUUAUUAGCUUUGUAAGUUGAACAAACUGGAAGCCUUUCGCCCUGGAAUGGUUGUCUCAAGACCUGUAACCUAGGAUGUGAAAGUGCCCUGUGUACCUCACUCUCUGACCCCUUCUGUUCAGCUGAGCUUCACUUUAUGCUUGUAUGGAACGUGCCAGCAUAUCUCUUGUCUCAUUUCCCAAGCCUUUAAUGGAAGAGCAGCGGGGGUCCUAAAAAGUUUACUUAUGUUUUGCUGCUGUAAGAAACUAAGACUGGAGUGUAAGGGAGGGUGGAGUCUUAGUUUGAGACGGAUUACUGCCCUGACUGUGUCAUGCUAACAAUGAAUGCCAUACGACCCGCGUUACUUGUUAGCAUUAUACUCUUGCUGACCAAAGUUGUGCAGCUGUGUCUACUCUGUGCUCAGGACUAGAAACUAAAAUGCUGUCGAGUCAUUAACAUUUUAUUAGUGCUCUGCCUACCACAGUAUUCUUACAGAAAAACCUUAAUCUAUUUUUCUUAUGUUUCCGUCAUCUCACAAUGUUUUAUUUAAGAGGAAAAACAAGGUGUCCUUCCUUUUUAACAUACUUUGAUAUGCUGCUAAAUAUAUUUUAGAUAUGUUUGUUGAACCUUGGAGUUAGUUAAAAGAACGGUAGCAACUGUGUCAACAAAAGGCCGUGUGUAAAUACAUGGGGUGUAAAGAGAGACUAUCUUAACCAUGUGCCUGUGUGGAUUUUUUUAAUUGCUGUAGAUUUGAGUGUGGAUAUUGAACGAGAGGGUUGUAUAAUUUAUCCAGCUUUUCGGAACAUUCAUUUGUAAAUUCGGCAAGUUUUAGGAACAGUGUUUUAUUGGGUUUGCUGUGGGGUAGAGGAUAUGAACUUGUAAAUGUACGGCUUGUGAUAGUUGAUGCUUACAUUAAAAAAAAAAAAAAGACCCACACAAUUGAAUGUGAACACUUUCAUUGCCUCUACUUUUGUUUGGCACAAUACAUGAAGAGAAAUUAACGUGACACAGGACCCAAGUACUGUACAGAGACGUAAGCAACCCUGUGGCAUUCAGACUAAAAAGGGUGCUUUGUGGAUUGCUUUGUUACUCUUUAAUGGCCUUUGUUAAUCCAAAGAGUGGUCAUUAAGGGUCAAGGCUUCCCAGUGCCAUUGUAACCCUGGUCAUUAUCUGAAGGUGGAUGGCAGAGGGGAAUACAAAGAAAAUAUCUGAAAUCUCCACCUUUUUAAAUGCGGAAACUUAUUUUGAAAUAAAAUUAAUAAUACAGGC
Podarcis lilfordi (Lilford's wall lizard) is the source of this 97752-nucleotide messenger RNA. Lineage: Eukaryota; Metazoa; Chordata; Lepidosauria; Squamata; Lacertidae. The record is from the annotation of a GenBank genome assembly.